This is a messenger RNA of Phyllopteryx taeniolatus (common seadragon), 93154 nucleotides long. It is a transcript of the gene ttn.1, whose product is annotated as titin, tandem duplicate 1. The transcript is spliced from 229 exons. Bases 174 to 92207 code for a protein of 30677 amino acids. Gene Ontology annotation, molecular function: protein binding; protein kinase activity; ATP binding. Gene Ontology annotation, biological process: protein phosphorylation. Lineage: Eukaryota; Metazoa; Chordata; Actinopteri; Syngnathiformes; Syngnathidae. The record is from RefSeq and is a predicted model, not a curated record.
CUUCCCAGCCUACCUCGGCUGGAGGACUACACGGGGGUGUAGUUUUGUCUUUUAGGGUGCCCAUCUUUGAGGACAAACUCGGAGGAUCACGGAACCGCUUGGCUUCAUCGGGGGGCUCCGUCCCAACAUCGGCAGGCGGCCUUUCACGCUGCCAAGCAAACAAGAAGAAGAAGAUGUCGACACAGGCGCCGACCUUCACGCAGCCGCUUCAGAGCGUGGUGGCACUAGAGGGUAGUGCUGCCACCUUCCGGGCGCAAGUGAGCGGUGCUCCGGUUCCCGAGGUGUCCUGGUUCCGCGAUGGCCAGGUUCUGUCGGCCGCCGCGUUGACCGGCAUUCAGAUCUCGUUCAGCGACGGCCACGCUGUUCUGAGCAUCGACGCCGUCAAUGCAACGCACAGCGGGAGGUUUUCGGUCCGGGCCACAAACGGAGCCGGACAAGCCACCAGCACCGCAGAACUCGUUGUUACAGCCGAGACGUCGCCUCCCAGUUUCCUUCAGAGACUUCAGAGCUCGACGGUGCGGCAGGGCAGCCAGGUGAGACUCAGUGUGAGAGUCACCGGCAUCCCGUCACCUGCGGUCAUGUUCUACCGGGAGGGUGCUGAGAUCCAGAGCUCGGCCGACUUCACCAUUGUCCGGGACGGAGACCAGUACAGUCUGCUGAUCGCCGAGGCCUUCCCGGAAGACUCCGGGACGUACUCCGUGACGGCCAGCAACAGUAGCGGUCGAGCCACGUCCUCCGCCGAGCUGCUGGUUCACGGCGAGGAAGUUGUCCCGGCUAAGAAAACCAAGACCCUCGUUUCCAGCUCACAGAUGAGUCGUCAGACCAGAGUGGAGCAGAGGACGGAGGCCAGUUUUCAGACCAUGGCUACCAUGGAGAUGCAGGUGGAGGGCGUGGAGCUGACAGAGCUCCUGGCCCACAAAACUGCACCCAGAGUGGCUCCCAAACCAACAUCCUUGUCGCCAACUCAGCCGUCAGCCAUCAGCAGGGCGACGGUGGCACGGCAGCAGUCACCCUCGCCUGUCAGACACGUCAAAGCGCCUACGUCUACGCCUGGCAGGGCCGUCAUGUCCCCAAUGGGCACGCACCAGUUGGGCGGCAGCUCUGACAUCCUCCCCCCCUGGAAGCAGGCGGGCUUCCUGAAUGAGGCAGGCUCCAGCAGCAGCGUGGCCCAGCUGGACCAGGACCAGCAGCUCAUCUAUGUCGCACAGGUGGUAGAAGAAGCCGUCGCAACGCCCCACGGUGACAGCGCGGUCCCGCCGGCUUUGGUUUCUGCUUUGAAUAACACAAACGUGACCGAAGGUGAGUCUGUGACGCUGGAGUGCCAGAUCAGCGGCCAGCCCGCCCCCGUAAUCAUGUGGUUCCGAGAGGACUACAAGAUCGAGAGCUCCACAGACUUCCAUAUCAGCUACCACGACGACGGGUGCGCCCGCUUGUUGAUCCGUGAAGCAUUCGCCGAGGACAGCGGACGCUUCACGUGCACCGCCACUAACGAGGCAGGAACCCUCAGCACCUCCUGUUACCUGCUCGUCCAGGUGUCUGAGGACAUCGAGAGCCGAGAGGAGGUUGCUGAGGAAUCUGAAGAGAAACUAGUAACUGAAGAAGAGCCCAUGUCUCAGGUGAGCUUGGUUGAUUCUGAGACCUCCGCCGUUGCUCCUUUCUUCGUCAAGACUCCUGGCGUCCAGAAGCUGGUUGAGGGGGGAAGCGUUGCCUUUGCAUGCCAAGUCGGUGGAAGCCCCAAACCACACAUCAUCUGGAAGAAGAGCGGCGUUCCGCUCACCACCGGAUACAGAUACAAAGUUGCCUACCAGAAGGAGACCGGAGUGUGUCACCUGGUGAUCUCUAUGACCUUUGCUGACGACGCCGGAGAAUAUUCUGUUUUUGCCAGGAACCAGCUGGGAGAGGUGUCCGCCACCUCUAGCCUGCUGGAGGAAGAUGAAUAUGAAGCCUAUGUGAAGAAACAGGUGGUGACCUUGAAGACAGAAGUAGAAGCCCCAAUGCAGGAGCCCCUAGUCGGAGACACUGCACCUACCAUGACGAUAACGGAGAAGAUGACCACCACUCUUUUCUCUGGACAGGACUUCCACCUCUCGAUCAUGGAGCAGCGCAUCAUGCAGGAAAUUGAGCUGAGCAUCCUGAGGAUUAGUUACAGAGAACUGGUGGCGGAGGACGAGGAGCCGAUGGUGAGCGCCGCAGAAGACGAGGCCGUGCCACCUACCUUUGACACGCUGGUAAAGAACUAUCGAAUCGUGGAGGGAAUGGGCGUCACUUUCCACUGCAGGAUGGUUGGAGCGCCGCUGCCCAAGAUUGCUUGGUACAAAGACGGACAGCGGAUCCGAGCCGGCGGACGCUACCAGGUAGAGGUUCUUCUGGACGGACGUGCCAGUCUGCGACUGCCCGUGGUUCUGCCCGAGGAUGAGGCCGUUUACAGUGCCCUGGCCAGCAACAUGAAGGGAAAUGCCGUCAGCUCAGGGAAGCUCUACGUGGAACCUUCUGGAAGCAUGUCGCCUCAGAGAUACACACCGCAGCCAGCCGUGCAGAGGAUCUGGUCCACGUCUCCUCGCUCGCUGAGCCGCUCACCGGGCCCUUCUCUCAGUCGUUCUCCCAGUCAUUCUCCCGGACGUUCUCCCGCCCGAAGGCUCGACGACACAGACGAGGCUCAGCUGGAGAGACUCUACAAGCCUGUCUUCGUCGUGAAGCCCGUCUCAUGUAAAUGCUCCGAGGGGCAAACUGCUAGAUUUGACCUGAAGGUGGUAGGCAGACCCAUGCCGGACACCUACUGGUUCCACAACGGACAACAAGUGGUCAGUGAUUACACUCACAAGAUUGUGAUUAAAGAGGACGGUACUCAGUCCCUGAUCAUCACCCCAGCCAUGCCACAUGACUCUGGCGAGUGGACAGUGGUAUCUCAGAACAGAGCUGGACGCUCAUCUAUCUCUGUCACGCUCACCGUCGAUGCCAAAGAAACCUUGGUGCGUCCACAGUUCACAGAGAGGCUGAGGAACAUUAGCGUGAAACAAGGAACUCUGGUUGAACUGGCAGUCAGAGCCAUCGGAAAGCCAUUGCCAGACAUUGUUUGGCUCAAAAAUAGUGACAUUGUCACGCCUCACAAGCAUCCACAUAUCAAGAUUGAAGGAACCAGAGGAGAAGCAACAUUCCAGAUCCCGUCUGCUUCGGGUUCAGACAGUGCAUGGUACACAGCCACGGCCAUCAACAAAGCUGGCAGGGACACCACCCGCUGCAGAGUCAACGUGGAGAUGGACUAUGCUGAACCAGAGCCAGAGAGGAAGCUCAUUAUUCCCAAAGGAACUUACAAGGCCAAAGAGAUCGCCCCCCCAGAGCUGGAGCCCCUGCAUCUCCGCUAUGGCCAAGAGCAGUGGGAGGAAGGAGACCUUUAUGACAAAGAGAAGCAGCAGAAACCGCAAUUUAAGAAGAAGCUGACCUCCAUACGAAUGAAGAAAUUUGGUCCCGCUCACUUUGAGUGCAGACUGAUCCCGAUUGGCGACCCCACAAUGGUGGUAGAGUGGCUCCAUGACGGCAAACCCCUGGAGGCCGCUAACCGGCUGCGCAUGGUCAAUGAAUUUGGAUACUGCAGUCUGGACUAUGAGGUAGCGUACGCUCGAGACAGCGGCGUCAUCACCUGCAGAGCCACCAACAAGUUCGGAGUGGAUCAGAACUCGGCCACCCUGAUUGUUAAGGACGAGAAGGGUCUGGUUGAGGAGACCCAGCUGCCUGAGGGGAGGAUAGGAACGCACAGAAUCGAGGAAAUGGAGCGCAUGGCUCACGAGGGAGGACCCACGGGAGUGGGCGCUGAUGAGGAGACAGAAAAGACCAAACCCGAAAUUGUCCUUCUUCCCGAGCCGACUCGAGUGCUGGAAGGUGACAUUGCCCGAUUCCGCUGCAGAGUGACCGGUUACCCUGUGCCCAAGGUCAACUGGUACCUCAACGGACAACUGAUCCGCAAGAGCAAAAGAUACAGACUGCGUUACGAUGGGAUUUACUACCUGGAGAUUGUUGACAUCAAGUGGUACGAUUCAGGAGAGGUCAGAGUGGUUGCGGACAACAACCUAGGCUCUACUGAGCACACAGUUAAACUGGAGAUUCAGCAGAGGGAGGAUUUCAGGACGCAUCUUCGUCGGGCUCCUGAGCCCAAAGCAGCUGAGGCUGCACCAGAACCUGGAAAAACUCCAUUUGAAGUGGUGAAGGUGGAGCAAGCCUCAGAAGACAGUCAGCUGAAAGAGGUCAUCAAGCUCAAGAAAGCCCAGAGGAUUGUCCAUGAAAAGGCUACCGAGGAGUCGGAGGAGUUGAGGAGCAAGUUCAAGCGCAGGACAGAAGAGGGCUAUUACGAGUCCAUCACGGCUGUGGAACUCAAGUCUCGUAAGAGAGACGAGUCCUAUGAGGAUCUGCUGAGGAAGACAAAGGAAGACCUACUUCAUCGAGCCAAGCAGAAGGAGGAGGAAAAGAAGAAAAAAGAGGAAGAGCGGCGCAAAAUCACUGCCAAAUCACUCAAACCGGAAAGGGUCAAGCUCUCAGCAAGCAUGGAAGCUCCCAAAAUCCUGGAGCGCAUAUCAAGUCAGACAGCGGCACGAGGGGACGAAGUCAAGUUCAGAGUCCGUGUUGUCGGCAGACCAGAACCUGAGUGCCAAUGGUUCAAAAAUGGUGUACAACUGGAGAAGACUGAGCGGGUUUAUUGGUUCUGGCCUGAGGACCACGUGUGUGAGCUGUUGAUCAGAGACGUAACAGCUGAGGACUCGGCUAGCAUCAUGGUCAAAGCCGUCAACUCUGCCGGCGAGACCUCCAGUCAUGCUUUCCUCCUGGUGCAAGCAAAACAAGUAAUUAACUUCACACAAAAGUUGGAAGACAUCAAUGCCAAGGAAAAAGACACGAUGGCCACGUUUGAGUGUGAAACCAAUGAACCCUUCGUCAAGGUCAAAUGGUUGAAGAACGAUACCGAGAUCUUCUCUGGAGACAAGUUCAGGAUGCACUCGGACAGGAAAGUCCACUUCCUGUCUGUGCUCAUGCUGGAAAUAAAAGACAAUGCAGAAUAUUCCUGCGUGGCCGUAGACGACGACCUCAUCAGAACCAGUGCCAAGCUGCAUGUUGAAGGAGCUCCGCUGGAGAUCCUGAAAGCCCUUGAGAGCGCUGAUGUGCCGGAGAGCUACUCUGGAGAGUUUGAAUGUGAGCUUUCCCGAGAGGAUGCUGAGGGUGUGUGGUUCUUCGGAGACAAGCAGCUGUCUCCAAGCAGCAAGCACGUCAUCUCGUCGCGGCGCGGGCGUUAUAGCCUGUCCGUCAAGGACGUCAACAAGGGAGACCAGGGACAAUACUCCUUUGCAGUGGGCGACUUGAAGACACAUGCUUCCCUCAAGAUGAAAUUCCGACCGGUGACCCUGAUGCAGCCUCUCGCCGAUCUGACUGUCUGCGAGGGGGACAUUGCUCAAAUGGAGGUGAAGUUCUCUCAGGGGAACGUCGAAGGUACCUGGAUGAAGGACGGACAAGCUGUAACUGUCUCGGACCGGGUGCACCUGGUUAUCGACAAACAAAUCCACAAACUCCUAAUUGAGGACACCAGGAAGGACGACUUUGGCGUUUACUCCUUUGAGGUUCCUACUCAGGGGAUCUCCACCACUGCAAAGCUGAAUAUUCGCACAAUUGGCAUCCUGAGCCCACUGAGGGACACGAGCGCAGUUGAAGGCACCAAGACCGUUCUGGAGGCCAAGAUCUCUGCUCAGGAUAUCAGCUCGGUCAAGUGGUGCCACAACGACAAACCGAUGACGCCCAGUGACCGGGUCCAGAUGGUGGCCAAGGGAGCCAAACAGCGCCUGGUCUUCAAUAGAACCUUCGCCUCAGACGAAGGACACUACAAGCUGGUGGUUGGCCGAGUCGACACCAGCUGCAGAUUGUCUGUACUGACCGUCCAAAUCCUGGUCCCGAUGAAGGACAAGAAGUGCGCCGAGUCGGAGAAUGUGACCUUUGAGGUGGAAGUACCUCACCCCGGCAUCGAUGCCUUCUGGACUUUCAAGGGGCAGCCGCUCAAAGCAGGAAGCAAAUACAAGAUGGAAUCUAAGAACACGUUGCACACUCUGACGGUCCUAAAUGCUAUGAAGGACGAGGAGGGCGAGUACGCCUUUGCUGCCGGAGAGAAGACAUGCGCUGCAUUGCUCACCGUCUCAGGCGGCGCCAUCAGGAAGCCUCUUCAGGACACGGUGGUGGCCGACUCACAGACGGCCGAGCUGGUGUGUGAAGUCGCAAACCCUUCAGUGGAGGGCAAGUGGCUGAAAGACGGCCAGCCUAUGGACUUCAACGAGAACGUCCUGAACCAGGUUAACGGCUCCGUCAGAAGCCUCGUCAUCGUCAUUACCACAGCCAAUGACGUCGGAGAGUACACUUACCAGAUCGCGCGCUCCAAGACCUCGGCCACUCUCAAGGUCGAAGCCGUAAAGGUGAGGAAGACACUGAAAAACUUGAAUGUGGUCCAGACACAAGACGCCGUGUUCAGCUUGGAGCUAACCCACCAGAACGUGAGGGGAGCACAGUGGAUCAAGAACGGCGUUGAGCUCAAGCAAAGCAACAAAUACGAGAUCAGCGUCAGUGGCACUGUGCACACCUUGAAGAUCAACAACUGCACCCCACAGGAUGAGUCAGUUUAUUCUUUCAAGUUGGGGAAACUGUCGGCCAAUGCCAGGUUGAACGUUGAAACCAUCAAGAUCCUGAAGAAGCCCAAGGACGUAACAUCGCUCCUUGGAGCCACAGCCGUGUUCGAGUUGGGCAUCUCGGAGGACGAUGUCCCUGUCAAGUGGCUGUUCAACAACACGGAGCUGAAGGCCGACGAGCACUACAGGAUGACCUCGGAGAAGAAGACGCACAAACUGGUGGUCCAGGAUGUGAACGGCAGAAAAGAGGGGGAGUACACGGCAGUGGUCGGUCAUCUAUGCUGCAGCGCUCGCCUCACCGUUGAGUCUCUUCGCGUGACUCGACCACUGAAGAGCGUGUCGGUGGCCGAGACCCAGACAGCCACCUUCGAAUGCGAAGUGUCUCACUUUAACGUUCCAUCCACCUGGCUGAAAAACGGCGUAGAAAUCGAGAUGAGCGAGAAGUUCCGCAUCUUGGUGCAGGGCAAACUCCACCAGCUGAAGAUCUCGAACACCGUCAGGGAUGACUCUGCUGAGUACACCUUCGUGUGCAGGAAUGACCGCGUGUCUGCCACGCUCAUCGUCAACCCCAUCGUCAUCACGGCCAUGCUUCAGGACAUAAAGGCUAAGGAGAAAGACACGGUCACGUUUGAGGUGAACGUCAACUAUGAGGGAAUCUUCUACAAAUGGCUGAAGAACGGCGUGGAGAUCCGCUCCACCGACAGAUGCCAGUCUCGUUGUAAACAGCAAACGCACACGCUGAGCAUCAGGAACGUUCACUUCGGCGACAGCGCAGAAUAUGGAUUCAUGACAGGACAGUCUAUCACCACUGCAAAGCUCUUCGUAGAGGCUCGUGUUGUUGAAUUCAACAAACACUUGAAGGACCUGAAGAUCACAGAGAAGAAAAGAGCAACUUUUGAAUGUGAAGUUUCAGAAGCAAACAUCCAGGUGAUGUGGAUGAAGGACGGUCAGGAGCUGGAGACGUCUGACAGAUACAAGAUGACCUCAGAGAAGUUUUUGCACCGCUUAGUUGUGCCGUCCGUCCGUCUGUCUGACUCUGGAGAGUACACCGCUGUGGCCGGGUCCAGCAUGUCCAAGGGGAACCUCACAGUCGAGGGGCGGGACAUCAAGAUCUCCGAGCCCACCAAUAAAAACAUAACUGUUGUUGAGAGACAAAGAGCGACUUUCGAGUUUGAAGUGAGUGAGGACGACGUGGAAGGUCGCUGGCUGAGAAAUGGAACGGAGAUCCACUUCUCAGUAGAUGAGCGCUUCAGCUAUGUCACCAUCAGGAAGCUCCACCGUCUCACGAUAGCCGAAACCUACAGGAGCGACACCGGGGAGUACGGCUUCAUCGCCGGAAAGAACAAAAGCACUGUUAACCUUCACGUGCAACUCCCCGAACCGCCUCAGGUGGUCCGCCCCAUGCAGGACCAGACGGUGACGUCGGGCAAAUCGGUUCGCUUCUCAGUGCGGGUGAACGGUCUGCCGCGGCCUCAGGUGAACUGGUAUCGGGGCUCUCAGGCUCUGUCCACCAGCUCCAUCUGCAAGUUCAUUCACGACGAAGAUGAGCACACACUGCUGCUCCUGGAAGUUUUCCCCGAGGAUGCCGCUUUCUACAGCUGCGAGGUCAAAAAUGACUUUGGAGAGGCGACGAGCUCCGCGUCGCUCAAUGUGGAAGCUCCUGAAGAAAGUGCGUCGCAGAUCUCUGCUCCUAUUCUGGUUUCUCCCACGAGAGACAUCUUGGUGACAUCGGGACAUUCCGCCCAGUUGGAGUGCACUGUCUCUGGGGAAGAUCUGCAGAUAUGUUGGUUCUGGAACGACAGAGAGAUCAGGCAAUCAGACGUCUUUAAGAUGUCUCGAUUUGGGGACAUCUGCCAGUUGAACAUUUCCAGAGUGGCGUUCGAACACGAAGGAGAGUAUUCGUGUGUUGCCAGAAACUCGGCCGGAAUGGUGAUGUGUGCGGCCAGUCUGAAUAUUGAUGAUGAACAAACCUUAGCUAGCAUGCCAAGCACUGCGGCUGAGGCUAAGCUAAGUCAGAAGCUUGAGGCUCAGACCCUUACUGAGUUUACUAAGUCCUACUCUGAGAGCUCCUCUGUGUCUUGGAGGACAGUGGAGGUUGAAAUGGAGAGCUCAGAACACAGCGUUCAAAUCCAAGCGCCCCAGAAGCCCAAACUGCUGAGAGAGCUGCGGGAUAUCUGGGUCAAAAGCGGCGAGAUGGCCGAGUUCACCUGCUCGUUUGAUGGGGAGCCGUUCAUCAGGGUGGUUUGGGAUCAUAACGGCCAGAAGCUGCUCAGGGACCGGACGAGAAGCUCUCAGAGUGAUGGACUUUUGUCCCUGGUUAUCCAGGGUGUGAGUCUGGCUGACCAGGGCGUGUACCGCUGCACCGCCACCAACCGACAUGGCCACAGCAGCUCCUCUGCCCACCUCACGGUGGAAGCUAAAGAGGCAAAUGUCAAAGGCAAGAGCGCCAUUGCAACAGAUUCCGUGCACGCGGCCUCACAGGCAGACAGGGAGAACACAAAAGAUUCUCCGGAUAUCCCAGACCAGGAAAUGAUGGUGGACAAGCCAGGAUCCUUGCCUCCGUAUUCACAGCUGUACUUCCUGGACAGCUUUCCCGACGCCCGUUUGUGCAGUCGCCCCGACUUCCUGAUCCAGAUCCCCCGAGAGCUGCUCAUGCAGAACCACAGCCCCUCGCUGUGUUGCGUUAUGAAGGGGCUUCCCACUUCGUUUGCCAUUUGGCUUUACAGCCGCUUGAACGUUGUGGAUACCACGUCGUACUCUCGCAAACGUGAUGGCCCCCUGUGCUGUAUGACUGUUAAGAAUGUGGGACCCGGACAAGGGGGCUCUUUGUCUUGCAAAUCCUCAGCCAAGAAUGCUGAGUGCGGCUUGAUGACCAAAGUCACGGUGGAUGAGAGGGCCCCUGCGAUCCACGUCGAGGAGGAAGCCUCAGCCUUCUCUAGCUCAACCAUCACAGUGCAAGAGGAAAUGUUGUGUGAUGUGAAGCUACCAGACAAAAAACGAACACUUGAACUCCAGCCAGAGUCCAAAUUCUCCUCCAGCACUUUGGAGAAGAUGAAACAAAAGCCAGUUUUCCUCAGCAAACUUUCUCCUCCAGCAGCUGUGACUGUUGGAGAAAAGGCUUUCUUUAGUGUCAAAGUGUCUGGUUUUCCUGAACCCGCUGUUCGGUGGUCCCACAAUGGGCAGACCAUCUGCGCGUCCUCUGUCUUCACAUGUGUUCGUAAGCGAGAUGAGUGCAUCCUGAUCAUUAACAGAGUUGAAGUGGCGUUAGAAGGAGAGUACUCCUGCACCGUCAGCAAUCGCUUUGGACAGGAAACGUGCACUUCCUAUCUGCACGUUCAGAUUAAGGAACCACCCAAGGCAGAGAGCCUUGAGAGAGAACUAGAGCCAAGGGGCAGCCCUCCUGUGUUUUCUAAAACUAUCGAGUCUGUUCAGCUGCACAAGGGAGGUCACGCGUCUUUCACGUACAUUGUGAGCGGGGAUCCUCGGCCAGAGGUGCGCUGGCUCAAAGGCCGCCUUCACAUUCAACCUAGCAGCUUGUCCAUCAUCGUGUACAGCUCAGAUGGAUCAGGCUUCCUCACUAUUAAGAGUGUUAAGCAGGAAGACGUAGCCGUUUAUACCUGUGAGGCUUCCAACCAGUUUGGUGAAGCCACUUGUAGUGCUCAGCUAUCGGUGUUUGGCGAAAAAGUUAAAGAUUAUUUGAUUAGCACAACAAAAGCUUUGACAGUGUCCAUGACUGAAGAAACUACAGAAUCCAGAUUAUACCAGAAGAGUAGUCGGUCUGAUCAGAUGAUUUACACCAUAGGUACUGAGAACCGACAAGUUAUUCACAGCGAGAAGGUGGGAACCCUCGGAGAGCCAGACAUCUCUGUGGCAAUCCCCCAUUGCGAGCGGGUCACCCACCAAGCAGCCGUACUACAGUCCCACAAGUUCCAUGAGCAUGUUUGUAUGGCUCCCAGCCAUCCACUCUGUGCCUCUAUUAUUCCUGUGAAAACGCUCCAUGCAGCAGUUUUCUUACCAACAGUCCAAGAGAGGCAGAAGAUCACUGAGCAACACUCUGAACGCAUUCUCAGCCCUGAAGUCGUCAAGCUUGACUUUGCCAAAGAGCAGCGCUCAAAGCUUCAGUCAACCAUGACUGAGCAACUCCUGCCACUUAGCACAGUGAACGGCCAGACAAUGGCUGAGAACAUUCCACAAUAUGUUGAGAACUUGACUGAGCCCAGGCAGCUUGUUUGUGGCCAAUCAGUCAAGAGGGCUCUACCGUUCCUUGACAGAACUUCGUCCGUCUCUCAUGGACCAGAGCAAGAGAGAAGUUUCAAGGUCACUGAGGGGCUUAAGAUUCUGUACUCUGCUCAGUCAAUGGGGCAACUACCAAUCACAGAAAGACAUUGUGAGCGUCUACUAGUAGCAGCAGAUACCAAAGCUUUGUUAGCCAAAGAGCCGUGCCAAGCAUUGCUUGCGCCACUAAAUGAAUCAAUGCAGCUUUUGAGCAAAGAGCAGUCAUUGGAAACGUACGUACCAGAAGAGAAGACCAUCUGUUCGGGAAAAGACAGAGUCUACCACUCAGCUAUCACCACUGAAGAGAAAUAUCUACUCCAGAGUGAUUGCUUUGGUUGGGUGGCAGGAAUAGCAUCCUCUCAGAGUCUGCAGCCUCUGCCACAGGGACAAAUACUUCUGAAUCUGCAGCUUAUCAGCAAUCAGGCUGUUUUACAGUCAGAAGGCAAAUUGAACAGUGAAAAGCAUUUGACAUCGCAGACAGAUGUGAGGGCCAGACCCACUUUGCUCCACACCGUAACUCAGGAAGAGCAGAGGCCUGUUGUUUGUGAGGCCAUCUCAGCAUUCUCAUCCAGGAUGGAUACUGAGUCUGUCAAGGCAAAUAAAGAGCUUCCACCAACACAAUACCUCCAGUCCACUGAAUCCUUAUCAGUUCUGCUGAAAGAAUGCAUGCUUACCAUAAGCAAACCUACACAGCAGGUGGCGGUGCAAAAGCAGGAAAAAGCUCAAAGACACGCGGCACUCUCACAGGAGAAAAUGGAACUCAUGGCUGACCUCCACAAAGAUCUGGAGGUGUCUCCAACAGGGACUCGGUUCCAAUCUGCUACAGAGCCCAAGCUUUCAAGCAUCCUGGCUGUCUCCUCCCAGUCUGUGCAGUUGCCAAAGGAGACACUUUUGUCAACAGAAUUGAAACAGCAACGAGCAUUGGUUCAGAAAGAGGACUGCUGGAAUAUUGUACAUUCUGUGAAUGUUACAGACAUCCAGGCUCUGGAGGAGGGUCAUACCACUUGUCUUAAAACUGAAGAGCAAUUCCAGGCUGAAAUUAUGACUGAGCCCAAGGUUCCCAAAAAGCCUGUUUUUAUAGAAGAGAAGGCGGCUGCGACCGAGAGUUGCAUUGUCUUAGAAGCUACCGAGCAGGACUUUGCAAUCCCUAUCCAGGAAGGCCAAUCAGUGCGACAGUCUGUGUUGCUUCAGGAAAAACAUAUUCUUACUGGGGAGCGGUCGAGUGCGAUGCAAACAUGUCAAGGCUUAACCUUGAGUGUCUCCAGCCCACCUGAAAGGGUUAAAUUCGUCCCUGAGUGUCUAGAACCCCCAACUUUACCGAAAGAACUUAACUUUGUCAUUCAGAUGCCCAAAGAGUCUCAUUUGAAUAUUCGCCAUCAGCUCAGAGAUGCUCUUCAGUCUUCUGUAGCCAGUCAGCAGCCAGUUUUGCUUGCUGAUGUCGUCAGCCAUUUGGAGGCCCUUAACAUUCAGGAGAUUCAUGUGCAAAAGGAGCCCAAAGGGGUUAUGCAUACAUACCUGAUUGCUUCCCCUGCUACUCUCAUUGAGCUCACGCUGGUUUUUCAGGGUGAAUACCCUCAGAGAGCCGAGCUCAGAUCAGAACUCAAGCUUGCUCUUCAUGCUUUGGUCUUGCAGGAGCAGAUAAGUCUGGUAUCAGAGCGAGGGGGUUUCAUUCAGAUCAAUAAGCAUCAGAAAGUGCUGAUGUGCUCAGAACGGACCCAAGAGUGCUUCUCAUCAGUGGUGGACAUGGUGAUGGUGGAAGAGAGGGCUGCUGUGCUUCCUGCAGCUAUUUCUCAGUCUGCUUCCAUUGAGAUGGAAACUGUCUUUCAGAAAGCAAAUGUCCAGAGUCUGAGAAAAGUCCACGAGUCCAAACAUGAAACUCAAUCUGCUUCAGGGCCAGUCAGCCAGACUCCUCACUUGGAACAUGUAGACUUGUUUGUUCAUAAGGAGGCCAAGAAAGAAUUUCUUUCGGAGGCCAUCAUAAUCAGCAAGCCCUCAGGUAGUGUGGCAGGUUUUCCACUUAUCAUUGCUUCUUUGGAUGAGGUUUUUGCUGAGGAAAAGGACAAGGUGGUCCUGGCUUCCACUAUCAAGCACGCCACUAUUGUUAAUUGGUUUAUCAAUGGACACUUGGUCAAGUCUGGCACAGAGUUCCUGUGUUCGAGAGAUCAGGACACAUACACACUGACUAUCAAGAGAGUUAUGAAGGAGAAGCAUCAAGGCGAGUAUGUCUGUGAGGCAGCGAAUGAAGCUGGGAAGACUACAACACAGACAAGACUCAAAGUUGUCUCAAGAGCUCUCCAAACAGCCAUGCCUGUGUUCAAGCACUGCAUGGUCCCUGUGGAGAUCAAUGCUGGCAACAGUGCCAGGUUCGAGUGUGAAACCGGGGAUGCCAGCGAAGUCACCUUCAAGUGGUUCAAAGACGGAGGGCCCAUCAAAGAGGGAGACCGCUUCAGGAUUAUAAGCCGCGUCACUACUUCCUAUCUCGAGCUCUUGAGCGCCACCAAGGACGACGCUGGCGAGUACAGCUGCAAGGCGUCCAACAGGCACGGAAGUGACGAAUGCUCCGCCACACUCAGCGUGACAGACAAACAGUUCCCUCCCACCUUUGUCACUAAACCCCACCCUCAGAGCGUUUGUGUUGGGAAGAGCACGAUGGUUGAGUGUAUAGUGUCAGGCUCUGGCCCUCUGAAUGUUGUGUGGUUCAAAGACCAGCAGGUCAUACCCAUCAUGCCUGCACACUACAAAACCUUCCAUGACAGGAAUAAGAUCGGUCUUGACAUCGCUGCAGUUACGCCAGCUGAUCAGGGCCUUUACCUGUGCCAGGUGUCCAAUAAGGUCGGCACGGCCGAGUGCAGCCUGGAGCUGCGAGUAAUUGAUAAGCCCAAGUUUGUGAAGCUACUAAGCCAAGUGGCGGUCGUGGUUGCUGCCCCUCUGCACCUAGAGUGUCAGGUGGAUGAAGAUACAGGAGUAAUUGUGAGCUGGACCAGAGAUGGUAGAAGCGUACACCAGUCUCCUGACUGCAAACUGUCCUUUGAGAAUAGGACAGUUGCUCUUGACAUUCUAAAGACCACACUGAAAGAUUGUGGCUCUUAUGCAUGCAAGGUGGCAAAUGAAGCUGGUAGUGUGACUUGCGCCACCUCUGUCAAGGUUCAAGAGCCACCAGUCUUUGUAAAGAGGCUGGAAGCAGCCACGCUUUGGAGAAAAGGUGUGACGGCACGGCUGCAGUGCACCGUAAAAGGAUCCACUGAGCUUCACACCACAUGGUUCUUUAAUAACAGUGAGCUACUUGCUAGCAGCAGACACAAAAUGAGCCUGAAGGACAACGUGGCCACUCUUGUGAUUGGUGAUGUCACAUCAAUUGACAGUGGAAACUACACCUGUGAGCUUCUCAAUGAGUGUGGGUGUGAAACCUGCAACUCCAAAGUCACGGUCAAAGAGCCGCCAUCUUUCAGAAGAGCGUUGCCAUCUGUACAGGUGGUAAGAGGUGCCAUUGCCGUACUGGACUGUGACAUUGACGGUUCUGCACCAUUUGAGGUGUCCUGGAAAAAGAAUAAGAAACACUUGAGCACAGAUAAGAAAUACAGAAUCAUGUCACAGGGCUCCUCGAGUUUUCUGGAGAUCAUCUCAUUUGAGAGCGCUGAAGCCGGAGAAUAUGAAUGUGUUGUGUCCAACGAGGUCGGCUCCGUAACUUCAAAGGCUGUAGCCACAUUAAAAGAGUCUCCGAUGUUCUCAAAGAGGAUUGAGAGUUCUGCAGCAGUGCUGGGCAACAGUGUUAAAAUGCAGGGAACAAUAAAAGGUUCCCCUCCCAUCACAGUCAAAUGGAUGAAAGAUUCUGAGUUGCUCAGAGAUGAAGAUCCAAAUGUGAAAACUUUAUUUGAGAACAACAUUGCCAGUCUUUUGUUCUCCCCUGUUCAAAUAAAGCACGGUGGCAAGUAUACUUGCCUGGUGGAGAACGAGGCGGGCCAGCAAACAUGUGAAGCCGUCCUAACCGUUCAAGAACCUGCAAGAAUCUCAGAGAAAACAGAGUUCAUCAGUGUGAUGUCAGGUGACUCGGCCACACUGGAGUGCACCAUCUCUGGAAGCCCAGACCUGAAAGUCAAGUGGUUCAGGGACAGCAAGGAAAUGAUCAGUGGACGCAAACAUAAGAUGAGUGUAAAGGACAAUACUGCCAUCCUAAAGAUUCUGGCCACAGAAAAGAGUGACACCUCUCAGUACAAGAUGGAGGUGUCCAAUAAAGUUGGGAAAGACCAGUGCACAUGUUCAAUUUCCGUUAUCGACCGGCCAGUUGCCCCCUCCUUCACCAAAUCUCUAAAGAAAAUCAACGCAAACAUCGGCACAAGCCUCACUCUGGAGUGCAAAGUAGCUGGAUCGCAGCCAAUGGUGGUCUCUUGGUACAAAGACAACAAAGAACUCCACAAUGGUGAUAAUUAUAAGAUCGAAUGGAGUGACAACAAAGCCUCUGUGCUGAUCAACAAUGUGCGGAACAGCCAUGCUGGCGUUUACACUUGUCGGGCAUCAAAUGGCGCCGGCGAGAGAGAGACCAGCGGUACUUUGGCCAUUAAAGAGCCUCCAGUCUUCACAGAAGAACCGGAAGCUUGCGACUCGUUACCAGGAUCCAACGUUGUCUUCAAAGCAGCCUUCACAGGGUCAACUCCUCUGUUUGUUAAAUGGUUCAGAGAGGAGAAAGAGAUGUUUUCUGGGGGGAGAUAUUUUAUUAAGAGAGAGCAUCUUUUGAGCUCUUUGGAGCUUCACUCAGUCAAACUCAUCGACUCUGCUAGGUACACGUGCCAAGUAUGCAACGAGGCCGGGAAGGUGGAUUGCACUGCAGUUCUCUUUGUCAAAGAUCCGCCAACAUUUGUAAUUAAGUUGGUGCCUUCGCAGCUGCUGAAAACCGGGCAACCUUUCAAGUUGUCUUGCAAAGUGCACGGCACGCCUGUUGUCAUAGUUUCAUGGUUUAAGGAUGGCAAGGACAUAAGUUCCAAUGACAGAUGCAAGGCGUCCUUUGAUGGUUCCAUAGCAACUUUGGAGAUUGACAAAUGUUCCUUAGAUGACAGUGGCGAAUACAUCUGCGUGGCAUCCAGUGAGGCCGGCAAAGAUGAGUGCAGCAGCUCAGUUAACAUCAAAGAUCCUCCCUCGAUUGUGACACCUUUUGAAUCGCUCGAAAUUGUUAAAGGAUCCAACAUAGUCAUGGAAGGAACCAUUUCAGGCUCUGCACCAUUUGAAAUAUGUUUCUUCCACAAUGAUAAGCCCAUACGAAACAAUAAAAGACACAAGAUCUAUGUUGAGAAUGAGACAAUCUCCCUCCAAAUCUCAAAGUGUGAGGGUGGAGAUUCUGGCUUGUACCAGUGCACUGUGGCUAACGAUGUUGGCGAGACAUCCUGCUCCUGCCACAUUUCCCUGACUGAACCACCAUCUUUUGUUCACAAAGUUGAGGAUAUGUCAUGCUCAGCGCACUCUGACGUUUUGAUGAGGUGCAGUGUGUCUGGAUCACUUCCCAUGACAGUGUCCUGGUUCAAGGACAAUCAGGAGCUCACAGAAAACCAGCAUGUCAGCAUGUUCUUUGAAGACAAAUGCGCAGUGCUGACUCUGAAAAAUGUUGAUUUUCGUCACGGUGGAAAGUACAUCUGUCAGGUUCAGAAUGCAGCCAGUAGUAAAAGAUGCACUGCCAUCCUCAUAGUGUCAGAGCCACCAAGUAUUGUAGAACAUUCAAAGUCCAUUUGUGUGACGCAAGGUGACACAGCCACGCUUGAAUGCCGAUUCUCAGGCACCGAGCCGCUCAAGGCUAGAUGGUUUAAGGCUGGAAAGAAGCUGAGCUCAGGUCCGAGAUACAAAGUACUGAGCACAGACUUCAGAUCUAUGCUUAGGAUCUUGAAAACAGAGCAAAGCGACAGCAGUGACUACAUGUGUCAAGUAGAAAACAACACUGGCACAACAUUUUGUGAAGCCACAAUCACAGUCUUAGAUGAAAUUAUUAAGCCAACUUUCACAAGAAAACUGAAGGAGACAGAAGGCAUCACAGGUUCAUCCGCUCAUCUGGAAACGUUGGUAUUAGGCUCGUUGCCGAUGACCAUCCAGUGGUUCAAAGACAACAACAACAUCCAGACAGAUGAUAAAUACAAGUGCUCCUUCUCUGAAAACGUUGCAUUGCUGGAAAUCAAUCUUCUGGAGAGCCAGGACAGCGGCAGCUACGGCUGCGUGGCCACCAAUGCAGCAGGAUCCACCAAGUGUUCUGCCAUCUUGGUUGUUCAAGAACCACCAAGUAUUAUUGAAAGGCCACAAUCUAUGAAUGUUUUGCCUGGGUCAAAGGUAAAGUUUCACGUCCAUGUGUCUGGCACACCACCCAUGAACACCAAAUGGUUUAAAAACACGACGGAGAUCCAUCCCAGCGCCGACCAGUCUAUAAUCAGACACAAUGGCUCUACGUCUUUGGAGUUCGUGUCUGUGACACCCUCUGAUUCCGGACUUUAUAUCUGCAAAAUACACAACAACAUUGGUGCCACCUCCUGCCAGGCCACGCUUUUUGUUCCAGAACCCCCAGUUUUUGAAGAGAAACCCAACCGUUUUUCAGUGGUGAAAGCAGGAGCCAAGCACGUGCUGGAGUGCAAGGUUGCCGGCACUCCAGAGAUCUGUGUUCGCUGGUUUAGGGGUGGCGUCCCCAUUGAACCAAGUACAAAACACAAGAUGUCCUUCCUCAACUCUGUGGUCACAUUAGAGAUCCUGAACGCCAGCGAGAGCGACAUCGGGACGUACAUCUGUCAAGCGCAAAAUGGUGCAGGCACAGAAAGUUGCAGCUUCGAGCUGCAAGUGAACGAACCCCCUACAUUUGUUGACCAGCUGGCGUCCCUUGAAGUCAUUAAAGGGUCCACCGCCACGUUUGCUUGCAAAGUAACAGGAAGUCCUCCCUUUAACGUCACAUGGCUGAAAGAUAAAACGCCAAUCACAUCCAGCCAUAGGUAUUUCAUUGUCGACCAUGAGCACAUGGCCUUGAAAAUCCUGGACUGUCAGGUGCGAGAUGUGGGUUCUUACGAGUGUGUGGUUGCUAACGAGGUGGGAAGUUGUUCUGGUGCCGCAGCUCUAACCCUGAAAGUGCUGCCACGAUUCAUCCAAAGGAUGGAAAAUAUCUUGACUAUUUUGGGAGAUGGUGCCAUUUUUUCCUGCACCAUUGACGGUUCUCCACCUCUUUGCGUAAACUGGCAAAAAGAUGACAAAUGGAUCCAAGAGGAUCCCAAAAUCAAGAGAACAUUUGAAAAUUCGGUGGCCACUCUCCAGAUUCCCGUGUGUGAGACAAUUCAUGGCGGGAAGUACUCUUGCCAAGUCGUGAAUGAGGCUGGACAGGAAAAGUGCUUUGCAGCUCUCGUUGUGGAAGAACCGCCUUCCAUCCAAGACAAGCCAGGAACAGUCAAAGUGACUUGUGGGGAUCCGGUUAAACUUGAGUGUAGAGUAGUUGGAAGUCCUGAGAUCAUUAUAAGAUGGAGCACAGAUGGCAAAGAGAUCCUCUCCAGUAGAAAAUAUCAUCUGUGUCACGAAAAGGAUCUCAGCAGUCUAAGCAUUCAAUCCUGCGAGGUGCAAGACGCUGGGGAAUAUUUUAUGGAGGCCACAAACUCUGUGGGAAAGUGUCGCUGUCAAGUCACGCUGGUCAUUUUAGAGGAAGAAAUUGCUCCGACUUUCACAAGGACGCUAAAAAACAUUCAAGCAGUUUUGGGUUCAGUGGUCACCAUGGAGUGCAAAGCAGUCGGUUCUCUUCCGAUUUCCAUUGCCUGGACCAAGGGGAAAGAAAACAUCAGUGAGGGUUCCAAGUAUAAAAUGUGGCAGCAGGACCACAUGGUCCAGCUGCAGUUUAGGCUGAUGGACAGCUCGGACACAGGAGAGUACUCAUGUCACCUUAGCAACACGGUGGGCAGCUCUGUGAGCAGUGCAGUCGUCACAGCCAAAGUGCCACCGCAGUUCACAGUGGAACCGCAGUCCCAGGCUGUGGUUCCAAGGACCAAAGUGCUUUUGAAAAGCGUCUUUCAGGGAACACCACCAUUCACAGUUAAAUGGUUCAAGGAUGAUGUGGAACUGGUGGCCGGUCCAUCAUGUUGGAUAAGAUACAAGGACUAUUCUUCCUCUCUCCAGCUGGACUCUGUCGGGAACCUGCAGAGAGGAACUUAUUCUUGCCAAGUUAGCAAUGAAGCGGGCGUAAUAACAAGUGAAGCACAGUUGUCAGUGAAAGAACCACCACAAUUUGUCCAGAAACUUCCUUCCAAAACCUUUGUAAAACUGUGGGAGGGGCAGCGACUGGAAUGCAAACUUUCCUUUGCGCAUUCCCUCAAUGUGUAUUGGUUCAAAAAUGACGAAAAGCUCACAGACAGAGACGACAUCAAAACGAUGUUUGUGGACUCCACUGCGCUCCUCCUGCUGCGCUCGGCGAGGCUGGACGACAACGGCGUGUACACCUGCGAGGCUCAAAAUGAUGCUGGCAGUGUGAGCUGCAGCACCGUGCUCACGGUCCAAGAGGCGCCCUCCUUUAUCAAAACUCCUUCGCCAGUGGAGGGCAUUAAAGGGAAAGACGCCAGUCUGCACUGUGAGAUGUACGGCACGUCACCUUUGCAGUUGAGCUGGUACAAAGACAAAAGGCCACUGAAGGAGAGCAGUAAGUACAAGACGGUCAACGAGGGCAGCUCGACUACCCUCCACGUUAUGAAACUGGGGCCCGAUGACAUCGGUCUGUAUGAGUGCCAGGUGUCAAACAGGGUGGGAAGUGAAUCCUGCCUCAUGACAAUCAGAUUAAAAGAACCCCCCGUGUUCAACACAAAGCUGGUAAAUCAGUCUGUGAAAGUUGGCGAACAGCUGACGCUGACAGCGGUGGUCAAAGGCUCAGAGCCUUUGAGUGUGUCCUGGGUUCAGGACAAAGAUCACAUUCUUAGAGACGAGGACAACAGGAAGAUAACUUUUGAGAACAAUGUGGUCACGCUUGUCGUACCCAACGCAGAUUCCACCACAGCUGGCAAAUACACCUGCCAGCUGAGGAAUGACUCUGGAGUUCUGGAGUGCACCUCCCACGUGACAGUUUUAGAACCUGCCACUAUUGUGGAUAGCCCAGAGUCUUUGAAUGUGAAGACAGGCGAAAAUGCAGCUCUUGAGAUCACAGUGUCAGGCUCACCUGAGCUGAAAGUCAAGUGGUUUAAGGACAACAAGGAAGUCUCUGCCGGUCCCAAGUACCAGAUGUCCUUCUUAAAGAAGGUGGCAUGCCUGAAAAUCCAAUCUGCUGAUAAAGCAGAUGCUGGCGAGUACAAGCUCGAGGUUGCGAACCACGUUGGUUCGGCCUGGUGCAAAGCUAAACUCUCGGUCUCAGAUAAGUUGAUUCCUCCUAGUUUCAUAAGAAAGUUGAGAGACACUCACCUUGUUGUGGGCAAACCCGGUGAGAUGGAGUGCAGGGUCACUGGCUCUGCUCCUUUAACAACUUUCUGGUUCCACAAUGGCCAGGAGAUCGCAAGUGGGUGUGACUACGAUAUGAGCUUUUCUGAUAAUAGCUGUACAAUAAGAGUUCCAAGAAUCAAAAUGUCGGAUUCUGGCAAAUACACUUGCAAAGCUAUUAAUGCUGUGGGGGCCAGCGAGACCAGUGCUUCUAUGCAUGUAACAGAACCUCCAUUCUUUGUGGAAAUACCUGAAGCUCAAGUGACGCUGCCUGGCAAAAACGUGUCUUUCUGCGCUAAAGUAAAAGGCAGCUCUCCCCUCAAAGUCAAAUGGUUCCGGGGCACCAAGGAAAUGCAGCACGGUAGAGGGUGUGAGAUCUCCCUGAAGGAGGAUCUCGCUAGAUUGGUUCUUCACAGAGUGGAACCGUCCCAUUCCGGAGAGUACACCUGCCAGGUCAUCAACAAUGCAGAGAAGAAAAGCUGCACUUUUUACCUUUUUGUUAACGAGCCCGUUCACUUUGUGAAAAAGUUGAGGGACCUACACUUGGAGAAGAGCAAGCCUCUGAGUCUGGAAGUCACAUUUGCUGGAACGCCCAGAGUGAAUGUGAUCUGGAAGAAGGAUGGCAACCUCAUCUGGGCCUCCUACCAGUACAACAUCAUCACCACAUCCACCUCCUGCAUUCUUGAGGUUCUUAACUCUGACAAGCUAGAAGCAGCAGGACGAUACUCUUGCGAAAUCGACAACGGAGUCGGAAGUGAAAAAUGCGAUGCACAUGUGUCCAUUCUAGAGCGACCAUAUUUUGUCGAAAAGAUGGAGCCGGUUGAGGUAAUGCUGGGUGAUUCGCUCACCCUCCAGUGCCGAAUUGGAGGAACUCCCGAAAUCUCUGCAGCUUGGUUUAAAGCUGACGGGAAACUGCGCCAGUCCACCAAGUGUCUGAUGGACUUCACCAAAGGUCUUGCCACAUUAAAACUGCUGCAAAUAACCAAAUUUGACCAUGACAAGUUCAUCUGCAAGGCUGAGAACCUUGUGGGCUCAGCCUCCAGCAGCUGUAAUGUGACCGUGACAGAACGUGCACUUCCUCCGGGCUUUAUCAAGCGUCCGCCAGAGUCCAUGACGGAUUCGGUGGGUAAGACAGUCACCAUGGAGACUCGGCUUUCUGGCUCCCAGCCUCUGAAAGUCAUCUGGCACAAGGACAACAAAGAAAUCUGCCCCUCGGACAAAUACGAUGUCACCUUUGAGAACAACACGGCUGUUCUGUUUGUCCGAGACUCGGUCACGUCUGACUGCGGCGUGUACACCUGCAAGGCCUCCAACGAGGCAGGAAAAGCUUCCUGUCAGGUUUCUCUCACCAUUUCAGAAAGCGCAAAGCCUCCUAAAUUUGACGUCCCACUGCAGCCAGUGACACUGAGCGAAGGCGAUAAUCUGAUCCUCAAAUGUCAUGUUAGUGGCACUCCUCCACUCACCAUCAACUGGAUGAAGGACAGGAGGGAGAUCAGGUCCAGCACAAGCACAAAGAUCACUUUUGUCAGCAGUACACCCUGUCUGGAAAUCAGCCAGGUGACCAAAACCGCAGCAGGGGAUUAUCUUUGCAAGGCCAGCCACGCCACCGGGACGGACUUCUGCAAGGCUAAGGUCACCAUAAAAGAUAAAGAAUCUAAGGCCACUCCAGCCAUCUCUGCUAUUGUCCCCACCACCGCUGUCCCAGAACCUGUGAAACGUCGAGACAACCUUUUCUUCAUCGAGGAACCAAAGAGUGUUUCUGUCACAGAGAAGGGCUUGGCGACCUUUAUCGCCAAGAUCGGAGGCGAACCCAUCCCCAGCGUGAAGUGGAUGAAGGGCAAGUGGAGGCAGCUCACGCCCGGCGGUCGCAUCUUCAUGGAGCACAAGGGCCAGGACGCCAAACUAGAGAUCCAGGAGGUGACCAAGUCAGACUCCGGCCAAUACCGCUGCGUGGCCUCGAACAAGCACGGCGAGAUUGAGUGCAGUGCCGAGAUGACAGUGACCAAAAAAGAGCAAGUGGCGCAGGACAUCAGGAUCCAGCUGAAGAAGACCCCCUCUAAGCAGAAGAGUCCCAAAAAAGAAGAAGAGAUCAAUUUAGUAGAGUUGCUCCGAGGUCAAGAGCCCAAAGACUAUGAGAAGAUUCUGAGGGAUCACCAAAUCUACGACUACCGAGCCAUCCUCCAGGCGGUGGAGCUCCUGAAGCGGGAGAAGGAGAUGGAGGCUAGAAAAGUGGAAGCGGAACAUGGCAGCCCGGUUGAAGAAGAAGAUAUGGCCCGCCUCAUCCAGCAGCUGGAGGGACGCAUGAACACGGAGCCUGUAACUGUCAUGGAGGACAUCAGUGACCAGACCACGUCUGAAAACAAGAGCGCUACCUUUUACUGCCGGAUCAGGAUCAACUACCCGGAGAUCACGCUGACCUGGUACAAAGGAACCCAGAAAUUGGAGGACGGCAAAAAAUACAGCAUCUGCAGCGACGGUGAAUGCCACAGCCUGAAGAUCCACAACUGCCAGGCCAAAGACCAAGGCGACUACCGGGUGGUCUGUGGUCCUCACAUCUCCAACGCCAAUCUCAGCAUCUCUGUUCCCAAAGUUCACAGAACACCAGAGGAGACUCCCUCUGCACCUGUAGCUCGACCACCCACUCGACCUAAAGAACCUGAUGCCAAGAACCUGGAGAUGAUGGCUGCUGCAUUGCCUCGACAAGAGGAACAGGUGGUCCCUGAACAGGUCGUCCCUGAAGAAUUGAAACGAUACAGAAAAGAAGAACCACAACCUGAACCAGAACCACAACCAGAAGCAGAACCAAAAACAGAAGUUGAACCAGAACCUGAACCAGAAAUUGAACUAGAACCUGAACCAGAAAUAGAAUUCCAACCUAAACCUGAAGUGGUGGUGAUCACAAAGGUCACUGAAUAUCACUUUGUAGCCCAGCCAACAUCUGACUCUCGAGAGGCCCCAAAAGAGACCUUGGCUGACUACAAAGUAAGACCACUGGAAAAGAAAGCUCAAGCUGAAGCAUCCAAGCUUGAGCCUUUCAAGAAAAGAAGGGAAGAGUCUAAAGUGCAAGUUAUCCCAGAAACAAGACAAUCUGAAGCCAUCACCGAGGAGUCCCCCAAAACACUGUUGUUUCCCAACAAUGAGCCACAAGAACUCAACAAUCUUCCAGAAAAAACAAAAACGAAAACGAUACGUGGGGAAGCCAACAAGAUUCCAGACCAAUCCAGGAUGAUGCCUAAAAUCCCAAAGACUCUUCCAGAAAAAACAAAAAUGAUUCUCGAAGAAGCCAAAAAGAUUGCAGAUCAACCAAGGAUGGUCACUGAAAUCCCAAAGAUUUCAGAAGCUAGCACAACAAAAGAAAUGUCUCCUCAAGAACCAAUUAAAGCAGAGAAAAGGCCAGAGUUUGAGGAACGAGACCUUGCUCGUCUAGCUCAUCCGCAACCAAAAGAUUCAAAAAGACAUCAGCAACAAGCGUCUCCUCCGGACGAGAAAUUAUCUGGGGCCACAUCUUCACCUUAUGCCAAGAAGGUCUCACCACCUUCAGUGUCUCCUCCAGAGAAGAAAACACGGAACAUCUCAACUCCCUCAACUCUAGCGGACAAAGUGACUCCUCUUGCAGUAUCUCCUCCAGACGAGAAGAAAGUGUCUGCUACUACACCAAAGCCACUAGCUGAAGUCAUUCCUUCUCCAGAGGAGAAACCUUCUCCACCAGCCAAACCAAAGGCAAAAGCAUCUCCUGUCCUGAAGCACGUCUGUCCACCUGGAGACAAGGAACCAGUUAAGGCUCCUGGACCAACUAAAGCACCAGCUGUAAAGAAACUUAAGAGUCCGCUUCAAGAGACAAAAACAGCAAUGACACAGAAGAUGAAGUAUAAAGUUACCUCAACAACCAAAGAGAAGGAGGCCAAAGCCAAGGUUGUCAGCUUAAAGCAAGUUGCAGUAAAACCAGCGGUUCCUGAAAAAAAAGUUGAAACGCAUCAGUCACAAGUGAGCAGGCAUCUUGACCAAGAACUCAACGUACGCGGUCUUCACGACAGAGAGGAUUGUGAGUUAAUAACAAUCAGAAGAAGUGAACGUGUCUUUACUGCAGGAGAAGAAACAAGUCCAAUUGAACUUUGCCAAGAACAUGUAGAGUUUGCAGUUUUUCAUAAAACCGAGAAAGAAAAACAGAAAGAGAAAAAUGUGUUAAGCACGGAUAAGAAGAACAUAACUAAAAUGCCAGACGAGCAAAUAGAAUCUGAUCCUGUUGAAGCGACAGGCCCUCCUCCCACCAAAGAACUGAUGAAUUCCCAGAGUCUUCUUCAAGAGACAAAAACAGCAGCGACACAGAAGAUAAAGCGUAAAGUUACCUCAGAAACCAAAGAGAAGGAAGCCAAAGCCAGGGUCGUCAGCUUGAAGCAAGUGCCAAUAAAACCUGUGCAGCCUGAGAAACAAGUAGAAACUCAUCAGGCAGAAGUGAGCAGGCAUCUUGACCAAGGGCUCAAUGUUCACAGUCUUCACGACAGAAAGGAUCAGAAUUUAUUAACAAUCAGAAGGAGUGGACGUAUUUUUACUGCAGAAGAAACAAGUCAACUUAAGCUUUGCAAAGAACAUGAAGAGGUUGCAGUUGCCCAUAAAAUGGAGAAAGAAAAAGGUAAAGAGACAAAAGUGCCCACCAUGGAUAAGAAGAAAGUAACUAAAGUGCCAGACGAGCAGAUAGAAUCUAAAAAAAAUACAAAAGAAGAAACUCGAAAUAUCAAACAACUAGUUGGUCCCAGCAAGCCAAAAGACAAGCCCACUCACAAAGCUGAAGAUGACACUAAAGUUACUAAAACUGAUGAUAGUGAGCGCAGAGAGUCAACAGUCAAGACAAGUGAACAGGUUUUCAUUUUGUUUCAAGAAACUUCAGAAACCACAAUGACAGCUGGAAAAGUACUGGAUGGACAGGCCAAAGUGGAGGGGCCUGAGGUGUCCACAAACACAAAAGAGAAAGAGGAGCUGGGGACAGGAACGGUGAAACAUUUUAAAGAGGAGGAAGCUGAACAGCCAAAAGAAAAGACUUCAAGAAGACACAGUCUUGUCAAGACCGAUCAACUCAUCACCCAUAAAAAAGCCACAAAGGUUGAAGGGACAACUACCACACGUCCACAUUCUGCUUCAUCAGAUGAAAACAAGGUGCAGGUCAAACUGAAGCCUGGACUCAAAAUCGAGGAAAAAGUGCCGGAAGAAGAGAAAAAGCAUCCGGACGCAAAAAUCCUGAGUCACAUUCCAGGAGACAAAACCUUCAAAAAUCUAAAGCAAAACCAACAAAAACCUACAACAACCUACCGACAGAACCAGGAUCCAGAUGGUGUAGCCAAGAAAUUCAGUCCUCAAGUAAAGAAAGAUGAACACAAAAUCCCACACAGACAAACAGAUACAUUCAACAUUAGUGCCAAACCCAAGAGUUCUCCAUCACCUGGACAGAGGACAGAAAAGGUUGAAGGUCUGCAGGCCUUCAAGCCAAAGGAGCCGCUGAAAAAGGUUGAACGAAAGGAAAACUUGUCACCUACGGCCGAUAAGCCAAAACCAAAGGAACAAGUCCCCAGUGGAACAAACAAUGCUGCUGAGAAGUUUAAAAGGUUUUCAAAAACUGCUUCACCACAAGGUCCAGAAGUUCUGAAGGAACCUUGCCUGGAGGAGGCCUCUCGAAAGGACAAACUUCACAAUGUGAGGUGUCCCCUUGUGAAGGAGAUUUCUCCAAGUGCUGUGCAGGUGAAGAAAGUUCCCACCCAGCUAGAGGAGGAGGUGUUUGAGGACGAGGCAGAAGAAGGUGAGGACGUGGCUGAUGAGGAGAUCUGGACCUGGGAGCUGGUCCCCUCAGAGGACUGGCAAGAUGAAAGGAUGGAUGGGGCACGGGAAACUCCAGCCCCUCCUGAUAGCAAACAAGAUGGCAAACCAGCGGAGGAACCUCCCAAAGGAAGGGGACGAGGAUUUGGGGUGAGACUAACGCCCUCUCCUGGUGAUGGAGGUCGGGGUCGGGGCUUGAGGCCCGGAGGAAAAGGCCCCUCGCCUCCAGAGGAACCUUUUGGAGGAUUCAAACUCAAAGCUGUCCCGCUGAAGUUCAUCAAGAAGCUGGAGGAUAUCGUGCUACAGGAGGCCGAGUCCAUUGGCUCUUCAGCUGUGUUCGAGUGCCAGGUGUCGCCGUCCACCGCCAUCACAUCGUGGAUGAAGGAUGGGGGAAACCUACGUGAGGGCCCCAAGUACAAGUUAACCUCGGACGGCAAAGAUCGCAAGAUGAUGGUCAAAGACGUUCAGUUGUCAGACACCGGCGAGUACACCUGUGUCGCCAGGAAUGCGGGCAAAGAAAUCACCUGCACUGCUAAACUCAUUGUUGAAGAGCUGCCCGUGAGGUGGAUCAAAGAGUUGGAACCGGAGACGUCGUGUAACAAGGGUCAGCCCAUGUACCUGACCUGUGAGCUCAACAAGGAGAGGGAUGUCAUUUGGAAGCGGGACGGUGUCAAACUGAAGAAAAAGGCCGGAAAGUUGGCCAUCAAUAUCAUCGGCUUGCAGCACGCUCUCACCAUCCAGAACGCCGCCGAAGAAGACAGCGGCGUCUACUCGUGCGAGGUGGACGCACCGGACGGCAUCAAGACCAGCACCAACGUCAAAGUGACCGAGAUGAUCAAAGACUGGUUGAUGAAGCCUCUGAGGGACCAGCAUGUGAAACCCAGAUCCAGUGCUACCUUCAGAUGUCAGCUCUUCAAGGACACGCCCAACUGGAAGUGGCUCAAAGGCGAAACCGAGCUCACGCCUUCCGACAAGGUGGAGAUCAACAAAGAUGGGGUCAGCAUGGUGCUCACCAUCAACAACUGCCAGCCUGAAGACGUGUCGGAAUAUACCUUUGCCGUGGAGGACCGUAAAUACGUGGCCAAACUGACUCUGGGAGAGCGCGAGGCCGAAAUCUUGAAGCCGCUGGCCAGCGUGGAGGUGGUGGAAAAGGAAGAAGCCAACUUUGACACAGAAAUCUCAGAGGAUGAUGUUGUCGGGGAGUGGAAACUUCAGGGACAGGUGCUGAGCAGAUCUCCGACAUGUGACAUUAAAGCUGAUGGGAAUAAACGUUUCCUGAGUUUAAAGAACGUCCAGCUGGACCAGGCGGGUGAAGUGUCCUACCAAGCUUUAAAUGCCAUAACCAGCGCCAUGCUGACCGUCAAAGAAAUCGAAAUGGGCUUUGUGGAGCCUUUGAAGGAUAUUUCGGUGCCUGAAAAGAAACAAGCUAAGUUUGAAUGCAUUGUCACCAAGGAGGUGUCCAAGGUGAUGUGGUUCAGGGGGUCGGAAAUUGUGACCUCGAGCCCCAAAUAUGAGAUAAUUGACGACGGAAACAAACACAUGCUGAUCAUAAACAGCUGUGAGUUUGAUGAUGAGUCUGAGUACACCAUCGAGGUUUUGGCUCAGAAAUCCACGGCUCGGCUCUCGGUAGAAGGCAUGAGGCUUAAGUUUGUCAGGCCACUGGAGGACCAGACGGUCAAAGAAGGUAAAACGGCUCGCUUUGAGCUCGAGCUGACUCAUGACGACGUACCGGUGGUCUGGUACAGAAACGAAGUCAAGCUCCACGUGAGCCGAACGGUGAUCGCACAUGUGGAAGGAAAGAAACAUGUUCUUGAGAUGAGGCUGUUGACGCUCGACGAUACCUGCCAGAUUAAGGCAGAGGCUAAAGGAAUAAGCUCGCUGGCAAAACUGACAGUCAUUGAGGGCGAUGCUGUGUUUGUGGUCAAACUCCAAGACUACACAGCCACCGAGAAAGACCAAGCCUCUCUGGACUGUGAGCUCAACAAGGACGUCCCAGUUGUUUGGUAUCACGAAGAAAAGGAGAUAAUCGCCUCCAAGAAGGUGCUGAUGAAGUCCGAGGCUACUCGGAGGUCUUUGAUCUUGAGGAAGGUGGAGCAGAGCAGUAAAGGAAAGUACACCUGUGACUGUGGAACCGACAAGACGGUAGCCAACCUCACCAUCGAAGCUCGCGACAUCAAGCUGGUUCGGCCCAUUUAUGGCGUGGAGCUUUUUAACGGAGAAACGGCUCGUUUUGAGGUGGAAAUUUCUGAGGACGACGUCCACAGCCAGUGGACACUGAACGGAGAAGUCCUGACCGCUUCCUCUGAUGUGGACAUCAUCGAAGAGGGAGGCAAGCACACACUGAUCCUGUACAACUGUAAAGGGUCCAUGAGUGGCGAGGUGGUCUACGCCGCCGCCAAUGCCCAAUGUGCUGCCAACCUGAAGGUCAAAGAACUUCCACUCAGCUUCCUGACACCGCUGAGUGACGUGCAGGUGUAUGAGAAGGAUGCCGCCAGAUUCGAGCUGGAAGUGUCCAGAGCCCCCAAGUCUUUCCGCUGGCUGAAGGGUUCGCAGGAGCUGCAGAGCGACGAUAAGUGCGAGAUGAUCCAGGACGGGAACACGUACGUCUUGCUGAUCCGCUCGGCCACCUACGAAGACGAGGCCAAGUACGUGUUUGAGGCCGAAGACAAGAGGACCACCAGCAAGAUGGUCAUUCAAGGAAUCCGCCUGGAGUUCAUCAAAGCCAUCAAGGACGUGACGGUGAAGGAGCGUGAAACGGCCGAGUUCAGCGUGGAACUCUCCCACCAAAACAUCCCGGUGGUUUGGUACAAGAACGACGUGCGGCUUCACCCCAGCAAAGUGGUCCACAUGACGGACCACGGGGCGCUCCACACGUUGGGCUUCAAGGAGGUCGCCAUUGACGACACGUCCAUGAUCAAGGUGGAGGCCGCGGACAAGAGUGUCAGCGCUAUGCUUACCGUGAUCGAGGGCGACCUGUACUUCACCACCAAGUUGCAAAACUACACGGCGGUAGAGAAGGAUGAAGUGAAGCUGGUGUGCGAACUGAGCAAGUCGGUGGCGGAAGUCAAAUGGUUCAAGGAUGGGAAGGAGCUCACACCCUCCAAGAACAUCAGCAUCAACGCGGAUGGCAAAACGCGAAUCCUGAUGUUCCGCAAGGCCGAGAAGAGCAACAUCGGAGAAUACGCGUGUGACUGCGGCUCCGACAAAACUAGCGCCAAUCUCAAAGUUGAAGAGCGCGACAUCAAGGUGUUGCGUCCACUGUACAGCGUGGAGGUCACUGAGAAUGAGAUGGCCAAGUUUGAGGCGGAGAUUUCCGAGGAGGACGUCCACGGAAACUGGAAGUUGAAGGGAGAAGCUUUGCACCAGUCGGCCGAUGUGGAGAUCAAGGAGGAGGGACCCAAACAUCUUCUCAUCCUCUACAAUGUACGCAUGGACAUGGCGGGAGGGGUGGACUUCUCGGCAGCCAAUGCCAAAUCAAACGCUCAGCUCCGAGUCAAAGCUCGAGCCAUCAGCCUGCUGCAGCCGCUGAAGGACGUGACGGUGACGGCCGGAGAGACGGCCACCUUCCAGUGCAAGCUGUCUUAUGAAGGCAUCAUCGUAGACUGGUUCCUGGGUGGGAACAAGAUGGAGGCCGGCGAGCGGGUGAAGACUCAAGCGGAUGGCCAAAUUUACACUCUGACAGUUCGAGACGUGAAGCUGUCGGAGGCGGGCCAUGUCAGAUUGACAGCCAAGGACUUCCAGACUCAAGCUCAGCUCAUUGUCAGAGAACCUGCGGUGGAGUUCACCAAGCCUUUGGAGGACCAGACAGUGGAGGAGGAGGCCACCGCUACACUGGAGUGCGAAGUCUCCAGAGAGAACGCAGAAGUCCAAUGGUUCAAGGAGGGACAAGAGAUCCGCAAGACCAAGAAAUACGACAUGAUCGCCGAUGGUCGAAAGAGGAUGCUGGUGAUCCACGACUGCAACCCGGAUGACAUCAAGACAUACACGUGUGACGCCAAGGACUUUAAGACUUCCUGCUUCCUUGACGUCACUCCGCCUCACGUGGAGUUCGUCAAGCCUCUGCAAGAUGUUGAGGUCAGAGAGAAGGACUCAGCCAAGUUUGAAUGCGCAGUAUCCCGCGAGUCCGCCAAGGUUCGCUGGUUCAAGGAUGGUGGCGAGAUACGAAAAGGAAAGAAGUACGAGAUCAUGGCCAAAGGUGUUCAGAGGAUCCUGAUCAUCCACAAAUCUGUGAUGGAUGAUGAGGCAGAAUAUGAAUGUGACGCCAGGACAUCUAAGAGCGCUGGCAUGCUGACUGUCAUUGAGGAGGCUGCCAGGUUCACCAAGAACCUGUCCAACGUUGAGGGCACAGAGACAGACAGCAUUAAGAUGAUCUGCGAGGUGUCCAAGGGCGGGGCAGAGGUGACCUGGUACCAAGGAGACAGAGAGCUGCCGGAGGGCGGCCGCUACGAUCAGAUCGUGGAUGGACGUAAGAGGAUCCUGAUCAUCCAAGACUUGAAGAUGGAGGAUGCCGGCGAAUACAACUGCAGACUGAGCCCCAGUGUCAAGACAGCUGCUGUCCUAAAACUGAAUGAACUUGCAGCUGAGUUCAUCGCCAGACCGCAGAACCAGGAAGUUGUGGAAGGGGAGAAUGCCGAGUUCACCUGCUCAGUCUCCAAAGAAACCUAUGAGGUGAAAUGGUUCAGAGGGGAGAAGGAGGUCGAAUGUGGGGACAAAUACAAAAUUGUCAGUGAAGGAAAGAGACGAGCUCUUGUUGUGAAAAACUGUGAGCUGAAGGAUGACGGAGGUUAUGUGGUCCUCAUCGGCAGCGUUCGAGCCUCCGCUGAUCUCUUUGUGAUUGAAAAACUGAGGAUCAUCACACCCAUCAAAGACACUGAGGUUAAAGAGGGAAAUGAGAUUGUCUUCAACUGUGAGACGAACGUGGAGGGAGCGAAGGCCAAGUGGUUGAAGAACCAGGAGACCAUAUUUGAGAGCAGCAAAUACAUGGUAGCUCAGAGGGACAAUGUCUUCUCCCUGAGGAUUCGGGAAGCCUGCAACGCUGACGAGGCUGAAUACACCAUCGGCCUGACCAAUCACAGAGGAGAGCAGGCCAAGUGCUCAGCUCACGCAAAGGUCACAGAGGAGAAGGUUAAGUUCCUGGUGCCCAUUGAGGACAUUGAAUCUCAGGAAAAGAAGACCAUCAGUUUUGUGUGCAAGGUGAACCGACCCCAGGCGACCGUGAGGUGGCUAAAGGCUGGCCAGGAGGUGAUGUUCAACAAACACGUGGUCUACAGAAGCGAAGGCCUCAACCACACACUGACCAUCAAGGACUGCAUCAUGGAGGAUGAGGGCGAGUAUAGCGCUGAGGUCGGAGAAGACAAAUGUGCUGCUGAAUUGAUCAUAAGUGAGGCGCCAACAGACUUCACCGCACAGCUCAAAGACCAGAUAGUCACUGAGUUUGAGGAUGCAGUGUUCACCUGCAAGUUGUCCAAAGAGAAGGCCACCGUCAAGUGGUACAGAAAUGGCCGGGAGAUCCGAGAAGGGCCGAGAUAUCGCAUGGAGAGAGAAAGUAAGACAUGCAGACUAGUCGUCAAGGGCUGCAGACCGGAUGACGAAUGUGAAUACUCUUGUGGCGUAGAAGAGAGGAGGACCAGAGCAAGACUAUUUGUUGAAGAAACCCCAGUGGAGAUCAUCAGACCGCCUCACGACACUUUGGAGCCUCCUGGCUCGGACGUGGUGUUCGAGGUGGAGCUCAACAAGGACAGAGUAGAGGUGAAGUGGAUGAGAAACAACAUGAUAAUCGUCCAGGGAGACAAAUACCAGAUGAUCAGCGAGGGUAAAGUUCACAGACUGCAGGUGUGUGAGAUCAGACCUCGAGACCAGGGCGAGUACAGGAUUGUUGCCAAAGACAAAGAUGCUCGAGCUAAGCUGGAGCUGGCGACUCCUCCAAAGAUUAAAACAACAGACCAGAACCUGAUAACAGAUGCUGGCAAGCCCUUCAUCAUUACAGUCCCCUAUGACGCCUACCCUCGGGCGGACACAGAGUGGUUUUUCAACAGCGGGAGUCUACCUGUCCAGAACAUCGACACCUCAGUCGACAAGACAGUGUACCGCCUUAAAAGCCCCAGCAAAGAUGACCAGGGCAAGUACAAGGUGGUCAUCAAGAACAAGCAUGGAGAGGGAGAGGCCUUCAUUAACCUGGAAGUGAUUGAUGUGCCUGGACCUGUCAAGCACCUGAAGGUGACCGACACUGUUGACGGUGAGGUCAGUUUGGCUUGGGAGGAGCCUGAGAGUGACGGUGGGAGCAAAAUCAUAUCAUAUAUGGUGGAGAGGCGCGAUGUGAAGCGUAAAGCGUGGACAGUGGCAACAGACCGCGCUGAUGCGCCUGAGUAUUGUGUUAGUGGCCUCCAAAAGGACUCCUGGUACCUGUUCAGAGUCUGCGCCACAAAUCGUGUCGGGAGUGGGCCCCACUUUGUCACUGACAAUGCUGUUCAGGCCAAGAAUAAAUUUGAUGUCCCGGAUGCUCCGGAGAAUGUAGCCGUCGCUGUGGUGAAUAGAUUUGGUACCACUAUCAUUUGGGAGCCUCCUAAAUUUGAUGGUGGCUCAGAGAUCACUGGCUACGUGAUCGAGCUCCGUGACAGGACCUCGGUAAAGUGGGAUGCAUCCAUGUUCUGUGGAGCCAGCGAGCACUCGGCUAGUCUUAAUGACGUGGUAGAGAACAAGGAGUACAUCUUCAGAGUGCGAGCUGAGAACAAGGCCGGCAUCGGAAAACCCAGCGCUGCCACCAAACCUGUCAAGAUUAUGGAUCCCAUUGAGAGACCAAGCCCACCCCUCAACCUGAACUUCAAUGACCAAACCAAGGAAGAUGUCAUGCUCGCCUGGGAGACACCUGCCAGCAAUGGUGGCAGCAUGAUCACCGGCUACAUCAUUGAGAAGUGCGAGGACAGCACAAACAAGUGGCUUCGCUGCAAUGCUAGACUGUGUCCGGACCUCUCCUACCAGGUGUCUGGACUGAAACAUGGUUCUAAGUACUUUUACAGAGUUUACGCUGAGAAUGCUGCUGGUAUUUCUGAUCCGGCCGAGCAACUCGGCCCACUGCUCGCUGACGAUCCUCACGUCGGUCCAUCCUUCGACCUCAGUGCCUUCAGGGAUGGCUUGGAAGUCAUUGUCCCUCAGCCUCUCACCAUCAGAGUUCCCUUCACUGGAUACCCGACCCCUGUUCCCAAAUGGAACUUUGAAAAGAAGGAGCUGACGUCAGCAGACGAGCGUGUCUCUAUUUUUACAAAGCCCUCGUACACCAGCCUAACAGUAAUGCCAAGUGUCCGUCCAGACAAAGGAACCUACACUUUGCAGCUGGAAAAUGACAUGUCCUCUGUCUCUGGAGAGAUUGAUGUCAACGUUAUCGCAUGCCCCAGCGCUCCAAAAGAUUUCAAGGUGGCCGAGGUGACCAGACACCAUGUCCACCUGAUGUGGGAGGCUCCUGAGCACGAUGGAGGAAGUCCUGUUACACACUACCAGAUCGAGAAGAGAGAAGUGUCUCGUAAGACUUGGGCCAAGGUGGCCUCAGGAGUCCUGGACCUUGAGCAUACGGUGACGGAUGUGAUCGAAGGGAAGGAAUAUCUGUUCAGCGUUACCGCCUGCAAUAAAUGUGGACAAGGAGAGCCGGCUUACAUCGACGAGCCUGUCAAUGUCUCUUCUCCUGCCACUGUACCCAAUCCUCCCGAGAACCUGAAGUGGCGUGACAAGAGCGGCAAGGGCAUUUUCCUGUCCUGGGAGCCUCCAAAGUAUGAUGGUGGCUCCCAGAUCAAAGGUUAUGUGGUGGAUAAGUGUCAACGUGGAACUGACAAGUGGGAACCCUGCUCUGAUCCUGUUCAAGAGCUGAAGUUUCAGGUGACUGGUCUGAUUGAGGGACAGUGGUAUGCCUACAGAGUCCGAGCUGUCAACAAGUUAGGAGCUAGUCGACCCUGCAGGGCUACUGACGAGAUCCAGGCUGUCGAUGCUAAAGAACCUCCAGAGAUACAGCUGGAUGUGAAGCUGUUAGCUGGGCUCACUGCCAGAGCUGGCAGCAAAAUUGAACUCCCUGCCGAUGUCAAAGGAAAGCCAGAUCCCCGCGUCAAGUGGACCAAGGCUGACCUGGUCCUGCGUGCCAAUGACCGCGUUGUCAUCGACACACAGCCAGGGCACUCCAAGUUGUCCAUUGCCAACACAACCAGAGGCGACAGCGCUACCUACAUCAUUGAAGCCGUCAACACCUGCGGACGUGCGACUGCUACAGUUGAUGUCAAUAUUCUCGACAAACCUGGCCCGCCCGCUGCCUUUGACAUCUCUGAAAUCACCAACGAGUCUUGCCUCUUGGCCUGGAACCCUCCAAGGGAUGACGGUGGCUCACCUGUUACCAACUACAUUGUGGAGAGUCGCAAGAUUGACAAAGAGGAGUGGACAAAGCUGUCAGCUACGGUUAAAAACACCACCUUCAAGGCCUGCAAGCUCACUGCUCAUAUGGAGUACAUCUUCAGGAUCAGUGCUGAAAACCAGUAUGGUGUCGGAGAACCUGCUGAGCAUGCGCCAAUAAUUGCAAAGUAUUCAUUUGAUACUCCAGGCCCUCCAACCAGAGUCACUUGCUCUGACAUUGCCAAGGAUGCCGUGACUCUCAACUGGCUUGAAUCAGACGAGGACGGUGGCAGUCCCAUUACCGGUUAUUGGGUUGAGAAGUUUGAUCCCGACAGUGAUAAAUGGAAAAGAUGCAACAAACUGCCCAUCAAGGACACCACCUUCAGGGUGAAAGGACUACCUACGAAGAAGAAGUACCGGUUUAGGAUUCUGGCUGAAAAUCUGGCUGGAACUGGAAAACCAAGCACAGAAACGGACUUAGUUCUUAUCAAAGACCCCAUUGAUCCUCCAUGGGCUCCUGGAAAACCUGUGAUCCGUGACAUUGGCAAGACCUCUGCUCUGCUAGCGUGGACAAGGCCCGAGCAUGAUGGUAGAGCUAAGAUUGAAGGCUACAUCAUUGAGUUCCAGAAAGCCGGAAGUGAUGAGUGGAUCCGCAUUGCGGAGGACAUUCCCCAGACUGAACAUCAGCUGCAUGGCUUGAUGGAGAAGCAGGAGUACACCUUCCGGGUCAAGGCUGUCAACAAGGCUGGCGAGAGCGAACCCAGCGAGCCUGGUGACCCCGUGGUCUGCAAGGAAAGACUCUACCCCCCAUCUGCACCUCAGUGGCUGGAUGUGGCCAACAUCACCAAGAUCAACGCUGAUCUCAAAUGGCAGGCGCCCAGCAGUGACGGAGGCUCACCCAUCACCAACUAUGUGGUGGAGAAGAGGGAUGUGCGGCGGAAGGCUUGGCAGACUGUCGACACCACCGUCAAGGAGCUCAAAUACACAGUGACACCGCUCAAUGAAGGCUCGCUGUAUGUGUUCCGUGUGGCUGCAGAAAAUGCAGUAGGCUUGGGCGAGUUCUGCGAGCUGGAGGAUGCUGUGCUUGCCAAAGACACAUUCACUACUCCUGGACCUCCUUAUGCGCUGACCAUAGUGGAGGUCACCAAGAGACAUGUGGAGUUGAAAUGGGAAGCUCCGAAGAGUCACGGUGGAAGACCCAUCACCAAGUAUGUGAUAGAGAAGAAGGACAAACUGGGAACUCGUUGGUUGAAGUGCUGCAAGACCCCAGACAAACAAACUCAGUUCAAGGUGACUGAUGUGGACGAGGGCUCAGAGGUGCAGUUCCAAGUGCGGGCGGAGAACGAGGCUGGAGUUGGAGAACCCAGCGAACCCACUGAGAUCCUUACCAUCGAGGAUCCAACCAGUGCACCAUCUCCUCCCUUGGAGGUGACCGUCCUGGAUAGCAGCAGGGAGCACAUCAAUGUCUCGUGGAAACCGCCAGCCAAGGAUGGCGGUUCCCCAAUUACCGGCUACCACGUGGAGGUGGCCGAGGCUCGUCCGGAGCUGAAGUGGCUCAGGGUCAACAAUAGACCCAUCAAAGACCUUAAGUUUAAGAUGGAUGACGGGAUCAAACCAGAGAAGAAGUAUGUUAUCAGGGUUCGUGCUGUUAACGCCAUCGGCGUAAGCAAUCCCUCUGAGAUGUCUGACAAGGUCUUUACCAAGGAUCCAGACUGUGCCCCAGCCAUGGAUAUGGACACACAGGAUGUGGUGGUGAUCGAGGGAGAGAAGCUGCACCUGAAAGUUCCAUACAAGGGCAUUCCGACGCCACAGAUGGUGUGGCAGAAGGACACGGUGGAAUGCAAGAAAGACGAGCGGCUCUCCACGACAGUGGAGAUGAACAGUGCUCACCUGGAGCUGCUCAGAUGCACACAUUCUGAUGCCGGCGUCUAUGCCAUCACCCUCAAAAACAGCCUGGGGACCGCCAGUGGAAGCAUCAAUGUCAAAGUUAUCGGGCUCCCUGGUCAGUGUAAAGACAUCCGAUCCAGCGAUGCCACAAAGAACUCUUGCAAGAUCAUCUGGGAAGCACCCACGGAUGACGGCGGCACACCGGUUGUUAGUUAUACGCUGGAGCGUCGCGAGGCCUCCAAGAAGACCUACAUGCCUGUCAUGUCAGGAGAGAAUGUUCUAGACUGCAUGGUCAAAGAUCUGUAUGUUAACUGUGAGUACUACUUCCGGGUCAAGGCUGUCAACAAGGUGGGCGCUGGAGUAUAUCUGGAGUUGCGAAACCCUGUCAUCACAGAGGAGCUCAAGCAGAAACCAGAUCCACCGAUCCUAGUGGAGGCCCAAGACCCAACAUCCAAAUCCAUCACCAUCACUUGGAAAGCUCCCGAUUACGAUGGUGGCUGCCCCAUUGAAGGCUACAUCGUGGAGAAGUUUGAGAAGGACGGCGACCGCUAUGAGAGGGUUACCCCAAGCUUGGUCCCUGGUCUCUCGUAUGUGGUGACAGGUCUAAAGGAGGAAAUGGAAUAUCAGUUCAGGGUCCGAGCCGAGAACACCGCUGGAAUCAGUGAACCGUCUCGAAGCACGCAACCCAUCAGGGCUGUUGACCCCGUUGAAAAACCUACGGUCACCCUGAAUGCCUAUGUGCAGUCUGGUUUGUGCAUUAAGAAGGGUGAAGAGAUUCGCAUCGAUGCGAACAUCUCAGGCUCGCCUUACCCCAAAGUCACCUGGAUGAGGAACAAUGAAGAUGUCACCAAAGAGCCCACCAAGAAGGUAGUACCACUGGUUAAGAAGAAGAAGACCAAGGCUGAGGUUUUCGAACUCAAGGAAGAGUUUGUGACGCCACUGCGUGAGCGCCUCGGUUUGGACCAGACAAGGAAGGGUCACUCCGCACUGAUGAUCCGAGAGGCGAUCAGAGCAGACCACGGCUACUUCACCAUCCAAGUGGAGAACACUCACGGCAUUGCCACCGCCUCCUGUGUCGUCAACGUCCUUGACAAACCCGGUCCGCCUAUCAACUUUACGUUUGAUGACAUCAGGAACACCUCAGUGGUGUGCAACUGGGAGUCUCCUGAGGAUGAUGGCGGCAGUGAGAUUCUGAACUAUAUCCUGGAGAAAAAAGAUAACAAGAAAGAUGACAUUGGCUGGAUCACCAUUACCUCCACCUUGAAGGGUACCAGCUUCCCCGUCACCAAGCUGAUCGAAGGGAAGGAGUACAUCUUCAGAGUUACUGCCGAGAACAAAUUUGGAUGCGGACCGCCAUUCAUCUCUGAAGCACUGGUGGCCAAGAACCAGUUUGAUUCUCCUGAUGCACCCAACACCCCGAGAGUUCACGAAGUGACGGCAAGCUCCGCACACAUCUCUUGGCACGAGCCAAAGGACAACGGCAGUCCCAUUCUGGGCUACUGGAUUGAGAGGAAGGAAGUGAACAGCAAACAUUGGACUCGUGUCAACCGCGUUCUCCUCAACUCUCUAGAGGUGAAAGCUUGCGGGCUGAUGGAAGGACUAACAUACAUCUUCAGGGUGUGUGCCGAGAACCUGGCGGGGCCCGGACCUUUCAGUGAGCCCACGGAUCGCAUUGUUGCUAUGGAUGCCAUCCUGCCUCCUGGUCCCCCAACACCAUGGAUCGUGGACACCGGCAAAGACUCGGUCAUCGUGGCGUGGAAGCCGCCAUUGUACAACGGAGGAGGGGACAUCCUGGGCUACCACGUUGAGAAGGUGGUGGCCGGGGAGAAGAACUGGACUCGCAGCACAGAGUUUCGGUGCAAGGAGCUGACUUACAGCGUCACAGGUCUGACUGAAGGAACCGAUUACUACAUUAGAAUCAUCGCCGUCAACGAUGCAGGUCCAGGAGCUCCCGGAGUCACAGAACCCGUUACUGUUAGGGAGCCUCAAGAACCUCCCGCUGUUGACUUUGACAUCUCUGUGAAGAACGGCGUGAUCAUCAUGGCCGGCGAGUCGCUGAAGCUUCCUGCCAUGGUGAUUGGCCGGCCACAGCCUGAGGUCAAGUGGGCCAAAGAUGAUAAUGACAUUGAUAAGGAGAGAAUGAUUGUCGAGACGGAUGGCAAGAACAGCAGUCUCUUCAUCAAGAAGGCAGUAAGGGCGGAUCAUGGCAAGUACCAGAUUUCAGGCACCAACAGCAGCGGGACUAAGGCUGCUGAAACCAAAGUGGAUGUCAUGGACGUCCCCGGGCCUGUCACUGACUUGAAGACUGUGACAGUGACCAAGAAGAACAUCACCCUUACUUGGUCUGAUCCGCUGGACAACGGUGGCAGUGACAUAAUUGGCUAUGAGGUCCAAAGAAAGGAUGCCAAGAUGAAGCUCUUCCGACAACCCAUUGAGGUGGCGUCCUGCAAGUGUGGUGUCCAGGGACUGCUGGCAGGCGAGGAGUACGAUUUUAGGGUCAUUGCCCGAAAUAAGUAUGGAGAUGGAACUCCAGCGGACCUUGGGCCCAUUCUAGCUGAAGAUGCCAAAGGUACACCGUCUGCUCCUGAGAAGCUGCACUACACUGACAGAAGCAAGAACACCGUCACGCUGGCCUGGCAGCCACCACGCAGUGACGGUGGCAGCCCCAUCAUCGGUUACUACGUGGAGAAGAUGCGAUCUGACAGCAGCGAGUUUGAAGUGGCUAACCGCAAGAUCUUUAGAAAGUGCUGUGGUACAAUUGAGAACUUGUCAGAGAACCAGGAAUACGAGUUCCGAGUCAAAGCUGUGAAUGAAGUCGGGGAUGGAGUUCCGUCCAAGCCCAUCACAGCCAAGAUUCAGGAUGAUGAAAUUCCACCAAUUAUUACAAUUCUAAAGUACUUCAAGAGUAAUGCGAUCAUUGUGAAGAAAGGCUCUGCCAUUGACAUUCCAGCUGAGGUAACAGGACUUCCUCUUCCGACAAUCACGUGGAUGAAGGACAAUGAGGUGAUGGACAAAUGUGACAAAGAGAAGAUUACAUUGGAAACUGAGGAGGUCAAUCGCACGACACUGAGGACAACGAUUUCCAUGCCAGAAACCAUCAGACAGGACAAAGGCAAUUACAAACUUCUAGCCGAAAACAUCUAUGGCAAAUCUCAGCACGUCAUCUGCGUGGAAAUCCUUGACCACCCUCUUCCCCCAAGGAACAUUGUGGUCUCUGACAUCAAGGUGGACUCGUGCUACUUGACCUGGGAUGCCCCAGAAGACAACGGAGGCAGUGAGAUCACCAACUAUGUGGUUGAACGCAGGGAUGCCAGCAAGAAGAAAUCGGACUUUGAGGCAGUGACCUCCAACCUCAUUGAUCGUCGAUAUGGGGUCUACAAACUGAAUUUAAAUGGUAACUACCAAUUCAGAAUCAGGGCGGAGAACAAAUAUGGUGUCAGUGAUGGCUGUGACUCAGAGAAAGUAGAACUGAAGGAUCCAUUUGGCCUCCCUGGACCGCCACGCAACCCCAAGAUCAUUGCUGCCACAUCAAACACAAUGACUCUGACCUGGGAUCCUCCGCUAGACAACGGCGGCUCUACCAUUCAAGGUUACUGGCUAGAGAAGAGGGAACGUGGAGCUGUGUACUGGGGGCGCGUUAAUCGGUGCCCAGUCACCAAACCAGCAGUGAAGGCUCUGCAGUACACUGUACUCAAGCUCAUCGAAGGAACAGAAUACCAAUUUAGGGUGGCGGCAAGCAAUGCUGCAGGGGUGGGGCCACCCAGCGAGUCCACAGACUGCCGCUUUGCUGUGGAUCCAUGCAGUCCUCCUACUGCGCCUGGAUCCCCUGAGGUCAAAGACAAGACCAAGAACAGCGUCACACUCAGGUGGAGUCCCCCAGACAGGGACGGUGGCAGCCCUGUCAAGGGUUACAUCAUUGAGGUCCAUGAGGAAGGGUCCCCUGAUUGGAGAAGGGUGAAUCCUGCUGACAAACUCCACCCAUCCACUGAUAUAAUCAUCCCUGACCUUAAAGAGGGCAAGAAGUGCAAGUUCAGGAUCUAUGCUGUGAAUGCUGCAGGCAAUUCUGAGCCUGCCAAGACUGCUGACAUCCAGGUUCAGGACAUCCUAGUUGAGCCGACUGUGUCUCUGGAUGUGAGCGCGCAUGACCUGCUGAACUGCAGGGCUGGAACCACCAUCAAGAUCCUCGCCACCAUCACUGGGCGCCCAGUGCCUAAAGUCACCUGGACUUUCGAAGGAACAGCUGAGACUGAGAAGAAAAAUGAACUUCACACACUUCCCAUUGACUCAGAGAUUCACUCCACCGACUCGACCUCCCUGGUCAUCAUUCCUGAGAGCAAAAUGAACCAUGGUGGCCGCUACAUCAUCAAUGCAGAGAGCCCCGCGGGACACAAAGUAGUCAAAGUGCGAGUCAACGUUCUCGACCUUCCAGGACCUCCUCGAGACCUGAAAGUGAGCGAUAUGACCAGAGGUACUUGCCGACUCACCUGGAAACCUCCAGAGAGUGAUGGAGGAGAGAGGGUGAAGAGCUACUUCAUUGAGAAGAAGACUGUGGUGGGCAAAGCCUGGACCAAGGUGAAUCCAUCCUGUGCUGCGCAGUCUCUGGUGGUUCCAGACUUGAUUGAAGGUGAAGAUUACCUGUUCCGCAUCCGUGCCGAGAAUCGAUUUGGUUUUGGGCCAUACGUGGAAACCACUGAGGGAACCGUAGCCAGAGAUCCCAUCCAUCCUCCAGAUCCUCCAACCAGGCUUAAGAUCGAGGGUGUGAGGAAGGGCACAGUGACCCUCACAUGGAAGGCUCCCAAAAAUGAUGGUGGAUCACCUGUCACUCACUAUAGUGUUGACCUGCUCUGCUGGGAUGUCAGCGGCACGCAGAAGGAGUCCUGGAGGAGGUCUAACAGGAGAGACAUUGAUAUCACAUGCUUUAAGGUGGAGGACCUGACUGAGGGAGAUGAGUAUGAGUUCAGAGUGGUUGCUUACAACCAGGCUGGACCCAGCCGACCAUCUUCCACUGCUGGGCCCAUUCUCGUUCAGGAGCAGACCUGCGCUCCUUCCAUUGAACUGAAGGAGUUCAUGGAAGCCGAGCAAGGCAGUGACGUCAGCAUUGUGGCCAGGAUACGUGGUUGCCCAUUCCCCACGCUCACUUGGUACAAGGCCCCACCCCACAAGUCCGACAAUAAGGUGGAGGUCUGCUACGAUGAGCACAUCAACAAGAUGGUGUCAGACGACAGCUGCACGCUAUUGAUCCAGCAGGGCAAACGUCCUGACACUGGCCUUUACACGCUUGUGGCCUCCAACAGCCUGGGCAAAGCAUCCAAGGAGAUGAGGCUCAAUGUGCUUGGUCGUCCUGGUCCUCCCUCUGCUCCCAUUAAGUUUGAGGAGAUCGGGGCCGAGAGGAUCACUCUCUCCUGGCUGCCACCAAAGGAUGACGGAGGCUCCAAAGUUACCAAUUAUGUCAUCUGGAGGCGAGUGGCUAACAGGAAGACCUGGGUCCCUGUAACCAGCGAACCCAAAGAACGCGUCUGGACAGUGGAAAACCUGAUGGAGGGCCAUGUGUAUGUUUUCCGCAUUAUGGCCCAGAACAAGUAUGGAGUCGGCGAACCGCUAGACAGUGAUCCGGAGGCGGCCAGAAACCUCUAUACUGUCCCUGGCCAAUGUGAGAAACCAACUGUGUCCAGCAUCACCCUGGACUCCAUGACUGUGAUUUGGGAGGAGCCAGAGGACGAUGGUGGCAGCCCAAUCACUGGUUACUGGUUGGAGCGCAAGGAGACCACAGGGAAACGCUGGGCACGUGUCACCCGUGACCCUAUCCGUCCCAUGGGCCUGGGUGAAUCACUUCCAGUAAGCGGCCUCAUUGAGGGUUCUGAGUAUCUUUUCAGAGUUACAGCCAUCAAUGCUGCGGGACCUGGACUCCCCAGUUCCCCGACUGAUCCCAUCUUUGCCAGAGACCCCAUCUCCCCACCCUCUCCUCCAACACCAAAGGUUUCUGAUUGGACAAAGUCCACCGUGGAUCUUCAGUGGAUCCCCCCAUUGAAGGAUGGUGGCUCCAAAAUUAUCGGUUACUGGGUGGAGUAUAAGGAGGAGGGCACUGAAGCCUGGGUCAAGGCCAAGGACACUGAAAUCCGUGGCACCCGCUUUGUGAUUGCUGGUCUUAAGACUGGCGGUCAGUACAGAAUAAGGGUCAUGGCUUUCAACCUUGCUGGUAUUAGUGAACCAGGCGAAGUCCCUGAGGUGUUGGAGCUCAACGACAGAAUCGUUGCCCCUGAGGUUGAUUUGGAUGCCUCAGUGAAGGAAAGGAUGGUGGUCCACGCCGGAGGGGUGAUCCGGAUCAUCUGUUAUGUGUCAGGUCAGCCAUCACCACAAGUCACCUGGAGCAGGGAUGCAGCGGCACUUCCCCCUGAGGCCAAGGUGGAGACAACAGCCAUCAGCUCAUCUUUGGUCAUCAAAGCAUGUACCAGAAGGCAUCUCGGCAUCUACACGCUGACUGCCAAGAAUGCUGCAGGCGAGAAGAAGAAAAAUGUCACCGUGGAAGUGUUGGAUGUUCCUGGGCCUGUUGGCAUCCCCAUGACUGCUGAGAACUUGAGCAAUGAUUGCUGUAAGAUCAACUGGUACUUUCCAGAGAACGACGGCGGUUCUCCCAUCAGCAACUAUGUGAUUGAGAAACGCGAAGCAGAGCGACAGGCUUGGACCUCGCUCUCAUUCACCGCCAGCAGACAAAACGCUGUAGCGACUGGCCUCACCUCGGGCAAGGCUUACUUCUUCAGAGUUGCCGCUGAGAACGCCAUUGGCAUUGGACCCUUCAUGGAGACAGCAGCUGAGCUCAUCAUCAAGGAACCGUUGAGUGUGCCCAACCGACCCGAGGAGCUUGAGGUGACCAAGGUCACCAAAGAUUUGAUCAACGUUACAUGGAAAGCACCCAAGUUUGACGGUGGCUCUGAGAUCAUAAUGUACAUCCUGGAGGCUCGGAUGAUUGGCAAAGACAAGUUCAAUCGAUUGACCAAGGAGAAGCUGAUGGAGAGGAAGUACACUUUUGACGGUCUAAGGGAGGGCGACACCUACGAGUUCCGGGUUAUUGCUGUUAACGAGGUCGGGCCAAGUAAACCGUCAUUCUGCUCCAAACCAGUCACCUGCAGGGAUGAACUUGAGCCGCCGACUAUUGAGCUGGACUUCCGCGACAAGCUCAUAGUCCGUGUCAAUGAGAGCUUCCUGCUGCAAGGUCGCUACACUGGCAAGCCUUCCCCGUCCAUUGUGUGGUACCAAGAUGACGAGGAGCUGAAGGCUGACAAGCACAUUAUGUUCAAGAACACGCUGACCACAAUGUCGCUAGGUGUGAUGAAGGCGCAGCGCCACCACAGUGGCCGAUAUGUGGUGGUGGUGGAGAACAGCACCGGGUCCAGGAAGGGAGUCUGCAAUGUCACAGUUGUCGACCGUCCAUCUCCUCCUGUGGGUCCGGUUGUCUUUGAGGAGGUGCACCGUGAGUACAUGGUGAUCUGUUGGAAACCUCCUCUGGACAGUGGCGGCGUUGAAAUCUCCAACUACAUCAUUGAGAAGAGAGACACCAAUAGAGACAUGUGGACCACUGUCACUUCAGCAAACACCAAGACCACAUGCAAGAUCCCCAAACUGACAGAGGGCAGGGAGUACAUCAUUCGGAUCUCCGCUGAGAACAUGUACGGUAUCAGCGAGCCACUGGACUCUGAGGAGAUGAGAGCCAAAGAUCUUUUCAGAGUUCCUGAAGCCCCUGAGAUGCCAACUGUCAGGGAGGUGUACGCUACCAACUUGCUGGUGCUCUGGAACCGGCCCCGUGAUGGAGGAAAACCCAUCACCAACUACAUCCUGGAGAAGAAAGAGCCUUCUGCCAAGAGGUGGUCAAGGGCCACAAGAGAACCCUUGUACCCUGCCACUCAGUAUAGAGUCCAGGACCUGGUGGAGGGCUGUGAAUAUGAGUUCCGUGUGAUGGCUGAAAAUGAGCUGGGAACCGGAGACCCGAGUGUCCCCUCAAAGCCCAUCCUUUCCAAAGAUCCCAUCGUGCGACCCAGUCCUCCAGUGACCCCUGAGGCCUACGACAAGACAAAAGACUCUGUCAGUCUCAAGUGGCAGAUGCCUCGCCAUGACGGAAAAGGACGGAUAUUCGGCUAUCUUGUGGAGUACCAGAAGCCGGGUUCGAUAGAGUGGAUUCCGGCUAAUGAGCGUCCAGAGCAGUGCCCUGACCUAUACUAUGUAGUGACAGGCCUAAGUGAUGGCCAAGAGUACGCUUUCAGGAUCUACACUGUUAACGCCGCAGGCAAAUCUGACCCAGCCUAUGUCAAACAGACCAUCAAGGUCCAUGACAGACUGGAGGUGCCAGAAUUACUGCUGGAUGCCAACAUGGCACGGGACCAUCUGGCCAUGCUGGGCACCGACAUCACCUUGAGUGCCACGAUCAAGGGUGUGCCCACACCCACCGUCAGCUGGAAGAAAAAUUAUGGCGAAAUGCCAGCUCACAUCACUGUCGCUGUUACGUCCACUGGCAGCAAAGUCUUAAUCCCCAAGUGUGUCCGUCCUGACUCUGGCAAUUACACUCUCACAGUGGAAAAUGCUGCUGGGAAGAAAACGGCCACAGUUGCCGUUCUGGUUCUGAACAAACCAACACCUCCGCGAGACUUGGUGGUCUCUGAGGUAACCAGCGAGUCUGCCUACCUAACGUGGAAAGCCCCGGAGGACAAUGGUGGCGCCGUUAUCUCCCAUUAUGUUGUGGAGAAGAAGGAUGUGGCUGCUGAGCAGUGGGUCCCCGUCUCUGCAGCCAAUAAGAAGCGGAGUUUGAUGGCCAUGUAUCUGAUGGAAGGAAUCCAGUACCUGUUCAGAGUGGCCGCAGAAAACCAGUUUGGCAGGAGUGACUACGUUAUAACAAAGACGCCCAUCAAGGCUGUUGAUCCUCUCUAUCCACCUGGCCCCCCAAAAAAUCUACACCACAAUGAUGCAGACAAGACAGAGGUGUGGUUAGAGUGGGAGUGGCCUGAUCGUACCGGUGGAAGUGAAAUCACCGGCUUCAUUAUUGAGUACCAGGAAGAGAAUCAGGUGGACUGGGUUCCCUUUAAGACUGUCAGCAGUAACCAUGCACAUGUCAAUGGUCUGGAGGAAGGCAAGACCUACCGCUUCCGAGCAAUGGCUCAGAAUGCUAUUGGUGUGAGUCGUCCUGACACCAGCGUCCCUGUUACCUGUCAGGAAAAGACAUUGCCACCCACUAUUGAAGUUGAUGUGAAGCUUAUUGAGGGUAUUGCCGUCAAGGCAUGUAGCACGAUUGUCCUGCCUGCCAAGAUGAAGGGGAUCCCUAUCCCCACUGCCAAGUGGAUGACAGAUGGCAAGGAAAUUGCAUCAGAAGGUCACUAUAACAUUGAAUCAACAGGAGCCACCACUACCCUCACCAUACCAGAGUGCAAGAGAGAAGACACUGGGGAGUACAUCCUCACUGUGUACAACCCUGUAGGCAGCAAGACUGUCGCUCUACAUGUCACUGUGCUCGAUCUUCCGGGUGCACCCAUUGGACCCAUCAACAUCUUAGAAGUAACCCCUGAUCAUAUGAUGAUACAAUGGAGGCCACCCAAGGACGACGGUGGUACACCCAUCACAAACUAUGUGGUUGAAAAGAAGGAUGUGAAGAAGCCAUGGGAGCCAUGGUCUGUUGUGAGCUCCAGCGGUAUCAGCACCAAAGCCAAGGUGUCACGCCUGGAGAAGGGUCGUGAGUACAUUGUACGUAUUCGCGCAGAGAACAAGAUAGGAAUUGGUGCUGGGCUUGAGAGUCCUCCAACUAUUGCCAAGAACAUGUUCAACCCUCCCGGUCCACCAGGCCUCCCAGUGUGCUCUGAUAUUACAGAGAAUGCUGUGACAGUGGAAUGGUCCCUGCCUGACUACGAUGGAGGUAGUCCUAUCAGUGGCUAUGUGAUUGAACGCCGAGAGAUGACAGGGAAGUGGAUCCGUGUCAACAAAACCCCCGUGUUGGACCUCAGAUACAGAGUUUCGGGUCUAUUUGAAGGCAACAGCUAUGAGUUCAGAGUGUUUGCUGAGAACAUCGCUGGUGUUAGCGAACCAUCCCUCACCUCUGAUCCAAUCAAAGCCACCCGGCCCAUCACCAAGCCAGGACCUCCUGGAAAUCCUAAACUAAAGGACUGGAGCAAGUCUUAUGCGGAUAUCUGCUGGGUCAAACCGACAAGAGAUGGUGGCAGUCCUAUCCUGGGCUAUGUAGUAGAGAUUCAAAAGUCAGGAUCCGCUCAGUGGGACAGGAUCAACAAGCAAGUCAUCAACAUGUGUGCCUACAGAGUACAAGGUCUCAUAGAAGGUAUGGAAUACAGGGUCCGUAUCAGAGCCACAAACAAGGUUGGAGAGAGUGAACCCAGGGAGCUGAGCGAGAUCAUCUUGGCAAAGGAUAUUCUCGUUCCUCCAGUGGUUGUUGUUGAUGUAUCAUGCCGCGACUCUCUGACUGUAAGGGUAGGCCAGAUAAUCAGUUUGAUCACCAGAGUUAAGGGCAGACCUGACCCAGAGAUCACAUGGACCAAGGAUGCCAGAGCCUUGUCUCGAGACAAGCGCACUCACCUGAAUAACCACUAUCCUCUGUGUGAAUUGGUCAUCAAUGAUGCAGUCAGGUCCGACUAUGGCAAAUACUCAAUUGUUGCUAAGAACAGCAGUGGACAGUCACAAGCCACUAUUAUUGUCAAUGUCUUGGACACACCCGGAGCUUGCCAGAAUAUAAAGGUGGCUUACGUGACCAGGAACUCUUGCAUGGUGUCUUGGGAGAACCCAGAGGACAAUGGAGGCACAGAGAUCACCCAGUACAUUAUUGAGUGUCGUCAACCAAGCCAGAGAGGAUGGACAGUGGUUUCCAAUGACUGUACAAAGCGACUGAUGAAGGCCCCUCUCUUGGAGGGUUGUGAGUACUUUUUCCGAGUUAGUGCUGAAAACAAGAUCGGUGUUGGACCGCCAAUCGAGACCAAGACAGCGGUGCUGGCAGUUGACCCCAUCGAGAAACCUGGUGAACCAAUCGACUUCCAUAUAUCGGAGAUUGGCAAGACCUUCUGCUUCCUCAAGUGGAAGAAGCCUGACUACGAUGGAGGCAGUCGUAACCUGGGUUACCACGUGGAGAAGAAGCCAAAAGAGGCUGAGGAGUGGGAGAGACUUCAUAAGGGUGCAAUCAAAGAGACUUACUUUAUGGCUGACAGGUGCAUUGAAAACCAGGUCUACCAGUUCAGAGUUCAGACAAAAAAUGACGGUGGUGAAAGCAAAUGGGUGACCACAGCUGAAGUCCUGGUUAAGGAGCAGCUUGUAGAACCAGAGAUCAAGAUAAAACUGGAUGGAACCCUUGUGGUAAAGGCAGGGGACUCAAUUCCCAUUGAGGCAAUGGUCAAGGGCAAACCCCAGCCUGAUGUUAAAUGGACUAAAGAUGAUAGUAUUGAAGAGAUCAAAAAGAGUCCCAGGCUUCAGAUCGAAACCGGUGCUGACUUCUCAAAGCUACUUCUGACUUCUGCUGGGCGUACGGACAGUGGCAAAUAUGUUGUCAGUGCCUCCAACAGUGCAGGAACAUGCUCCGCACAUGCCAAGGUCAAUGUAUUAGACAGACCUGGCCCGGUUAGUAAUCUCACGGUGUCUGGCGUCACUAUAGACAGGUGCCAUUUGGCCUGGAAAAUCCCAGAGGACGAUGGAGGCUGUGAGAUCUACAACUACAUCAUCGAGAAAUGUGACACCAAGAGGGGUGUGUGGGCUGUCCAUUCAAAUGCCGUCAUCACCAACAAGGCCAUUGUGACUCGUCUUAUUGAGGGAAAUGAAUAUAUCUUCAGAGUUCGUGCAGAGAAUAAGAUGGGUCCUGGCCCUGCAGUGGAGAGUGAGGCCAUUGUAGCUGGCACAAAGUUUAAUGUCCCAGGAGCACCUGAAGCACCAGAGGUCACUAAAACCUCAAAAGAGGAGAUGACUGUGCAGUGGUCAGAGCCUGACACAGAUGGUGGAAAACCAAUCACUGGCUACCUUUUGGAAAAGAAGGAGGAGCAUGCUGUAAGGUGGUCCACCAUUAACAAAGAGGCAAUGCCAACAACUCACUUCAAUGUAACAGGAUUGCUAUCACUGCAUGAAUACCAGUACAGAGUGAAAGCUGUCAAUGAAAUUGGUGUCGGCAGUGCAAGCAAACCCUCGCGUGCGUUCACAGCGAAGGAUGCAAUUGAGCCUCCUGCACCACCCACCAACAUGAAGGUCCUGGACAGCACCAAGUCCACUGUAACUCUAGGCUGGACGAAGCCUGUAUCUGAUGGCGGAGCACCCAUCAUCGGCUAUGUUGUUGAGAUGAGGGUGAAGGGAAGUGCCAAGAAAGGAGAUGAUAGUUGGAAACGCUGCAACGUGGCUGCUCAGCUUGUCUUUUGUGAGUUCACCGUCACAAGUCUGGAUGAGAUACUUAUGUAUGACUUCAGAGUGUCAGCUCAGAACCAGGUGGGCAUGAGCCUGCCCUGUAACCUGGAGACAGCUGUGAAUCCCAAGGAGAUACUUGAGGCACCAGAGAUUGACUUGGAUGCCAACUUGAAACAGGGACUAACAGUGAGAGCUGGUUGUCCCAUCAGACUGUGUGCUACCAUAAGAGGUAGACCACCUCCAAAAGUCAUUUGGAGAAGGAUGGGCAUUGAUAAUGUAGUCAGGAAGGGUCAUGUCGACAUCAUCGACACCAUGACCUUCUUGGUCAUUCCUGACAGCACCCGCAAUGACUCUGGCAAAUACUGCCUGACUGUUCAGAGUCCUGCUGGAGAAAAGGCUGUGUUUGUCAACGUUAAGGUCCUCGAUACCCCAGGACCUGUGAUGAAUCUAGAAGCCACUGACAUCAAACAGACAUCAGCAAUGCUGUCUUGGAGCCCUCCAGAGGUUGAUGGUGGCAGUGCGAUCACUAACUAUAUCAUUGAAAAGCGUGAAAUUGAUCGCAAGACGUGGGCAACAGUCAAGGCAGAAGUUGAGAAAGAUAAGAUACCCUUCAAGGUCAGCGGUCUCAUGCCAGGCACAGAGUACUACUUCAGAGUGACUGCUGUCAAUGAGUAUGGCUCAGGAGUUCCCAGGGUGUCCCCCACUUCGUACCUAGCCUCUGAUCCUGUCAGCAAACCUGAUCCUUGCGAGAAGAUGGAAAUUCUGGAGAUCACAAAGAACAGUGCCACAGUUGGUUGGGUGAAACCUGCGAGGGAUGGCGGGGCCAAAAUUGAUGGUUAUGUGAUUGAGUACAUUGAGGUUAAACCUCCUCCACAACCUCCAGCACCGGUGGAGAUCCCAGAUGAAGGGAAAGCUGCUCCACCAAUUCCAUCACCUCCAGUAGUGCAGGAGGAGGCUGAGGAGCCUAAGGAGGUGUGGAAUGCCUACACCACCAUUAAGGGCUUGAGCAUCAGCAUCAGUGGCCUGAAAGAGGGCAAGAGGUACAGGUUCAGAGUGGCUGCCAAGAACAUCAUGGGUUUGAGCUUGUUCACAGAGACCAGGGAGCUGAUCGAGAUCAAGGAACAGAUGUUGGAGCCAAAGAUUGUAAUGCCAGACAUGGUCAGUGAAAGAGCUGGAGCCAAACUCAGGGUAGAGGCUGUCAUUUGUGGAAAACCUUCUCCAACCUGCAAGUGGAUGUCUGGCGAUGUACCACUGGUUUCUUCAAGCCGUCUAGCGGUGCACCAGUCUGGCAAUUUGUGUGUCUUGAUCAUAAAGGAUGUCUCAAGGACAGACAGUGGCGACUACAGCCUUGUGGCUGAAAACAGCUCUGCAAAGGUGGUCCAAGCUCUGAAGAUCAUCAUCAAAGAUAUUCCCGGACCUCCUGGCAGUCCUGUGGAGAUCAGUGACAUUGACUCAGAUGCCUGCUCUCUGUCCUGGAGCCAACCACUGGAGGACGGAGGCAGCAAAAUCAAAAAUUACAUUGUGGAGAAAUGCGAUGUCAGUAGAGGUGACUGGGUGAACGCUGUUUCCUCCUGCCAGAAGACAAGCUGCAGGCUGGGCAAACUCAUUCCCGGGAAGGAGUAUGUGUUCCGCAUCCGUGCUGAGAACCGCUACGGCGUGUCGGACCCCAUCCAGUCUGACAGGAUGAUUGCCAAGUUCCCCUUUGAUGUUCCCAGUGAACCUCUUAAUUGUCAUAUCAACAAGACCAACAAGGACUGCAUGUUUGUGGCAUGGGACAAGCCAGAGAGCGACGGUGGCAGCCCCAUCACAGGUUACUACAUCGAACGCAAAGAAAGAAAUAGCCUACUUUGGGUGAAGGCCAACGACACUGUUGUACGCACCACCGAGUACCCCUGUGCCGGCCUGAUUGAGGGUCUGGAGUACACCUUUAGAGUGUCUGCCAUUAACCGGGCUGGGCAGGGCAAGCCGAGCAAGAAGACUGACUUUGUAACUGCGAGAACACCCAUUGAUACACCUGGGAAACCAGAAGUCCUGGAUAUGACCAGGAACUCCGUAACUCUUGUUUGGGCCCGGCCCAAGAACGAUGGUGGCAGCAAGAUCAUCGGCUACUAUGUAGAGGCUAUGCGGGUGCCCGGAGACAUAUGGGUGCGCUGUAACACUGUUUGCCAGAAUGUCCCAAGGGAAGAGUACACUGUGACUGGCCUGGAGCGAGACCUGAAGUACCAGUUCAGAGUCAUUGCCAAAACAGCUGUCAACAUUAGCAAACCCUCAGAGCCCACAGACCCAAUCUUGGUCUGUGCUGAGAACGUGCCUCCAAUGGUAGAACUUAAUGCCAGGAUGCAGAAGGGUUUAAAGGUAAAGGCCGGAACACCAAUUCUCCUAGAGGCUGAGGUGUUUGGAAAACCAAUGCCGAGAGUCACGUGGAAGAGAGGUGAUGAGAGCCUGAGGUCAAGUGAAGGCCAGGUCAUCACCCAACAGAGACACCAGUUCCAACUGGAGAUGACCCCAGUCACCAAGGAGCACACUGGAGUCUACACCAUCCUUGCAGAAAAUGCCAGUGGCUCCAAGACCGCUGUCAUUCAUGUCACCAUUUUGGAUGUGCCUGGACCACCUGCCAGUUCCAAAUAUGUUGAAGUGUUUGCCAACAAAAUGAAGUUGUCCUGGAAGCCACCACUGAAGGAUGGUGGCGCCCCCAUUACUAACUAUAUUUUGGACAAGCGUGAGACCAGCCGGGCCAACUGGGCUCAGGUCUCCUCAAAGAUCAAAGGUGAAAAUCUUGAAUUCAACGUGGAGAAGCUGAUUGAGGGUCAUGAAUACCAGUUCCGUAUCCGUGCUGAGAACACGUGGGGAGUCGGAGACAGUCUCAUUACUGCCCCUGUCAUCGCCAAGAACCCAUUCACUUUCCCUGGGCCGUGUGAGGCCCCAGUGAUCACCAAUGUCACCAAGGAUGCUAUGACAGUGAGCUGGAAGGAGCCUACUGACGAUGGAAAGUCAAUCAUUCUGGGUUACAUGUUGGAGAAGAAGGAAACUAUGGAGAUGAACUGGACCAAGAUGAACAGAAAGCCCUUAAUGGAAAGGACUUUUAAUGUCUUGGGCCUUACUGAGGGAGUCGAAUAUGAAUUCAGAGUGAUUGCUGUUAAUGUGGCCGGACUUGGAAAACCCAGCGAGCCUUCUGAUGCCACCACUGCACAAAAUCCCAUCACUCCUCCUGGCCCGGUGCUGAACCCGUGUGUGACAGACACCACCAACAGCACCCUCAGCCUCAGCUGGAAUGCCCCGGCCAACAAUGGUGGAAGCCCAAUCUUAGGAUACCUGUUGGAGUGCAGGAGGACAGACACAGCAGACUGGAUCCGCUGCAAUGUUCCGAGAAACUUGCAGGAUACCAGCUACACCAUACAAAACCUCAUACACAAGGCUGAGUACCAGUGCCGUGUCACCGCUGUCAACAAGGUUGGCUUCAGUGAACCAGUUGAAGUGCCUGGCAAGCACAUUGCAAAGGACAUCUUAGUACCUCCAGAGGCGGAGCUGAGUGCUCUGUUGAAGGAGGGCCUGGAGCUGCGAGCUGGUGCCACCAUGAAGCUUCAUGCCACAAUCAAGGGUAAACCCCCGCCCAAGAUAACCUGGGCAAAGAUGAACACCAACAUCAAGGACCGCCAAGGCAUCGUCAUUAAGUCGACAAAAACCGACACCACUGUGAUCGGGGAGAAUGUCAACAGAUACGAUGCAGGCAAAUACAUUCUCAACCUAGAGAGUGUGGCUGGCAUAAAGAUGUACACCAUCAUCGUCAAGGUCCUUGACACUCCUGGGCCACCAAUUAACCUGGUGGUUAAAGAGACCACGAAGGACAGCACCUCCAUCUACUGGGAUGCUCCUCACCUGGACGGUGGCUAUGAAGUCACCCACUAUGUUGUGGAGAAGCGUGACACUGAGAGGAAGGCCUGGUCUACAGUCUCUAACAAUUGUACCAAGACGUCUUUGAAGGUGUUAGACCUGAAUGCUGGACGUUCCUACUGCUUUAGAGUGUCAGCCGUCAAUCAGCUCGGCGCUGGAGAGUGCUGCGAGACCUCUGACUCAGUCAGAGCAUCUGAGGAGCCCGGUCCUGUAAUGGACUUUAAAACUUUGCUGGUUACCAAGGACUCUUGCACUCUCAGCUGGAAGAAACCUCUAACUGAUGGUGGCAGCCGCAUUAUCUGCUAUGUACUCGAGGUCCUGAAUGGCAACGACAAGUGCAAGGAGUUAAUGAGGUCGAAGAACAUGCAGUACAGCGCUAAAGAUCUGGUAGAGGGCAGAGAGUACAAAUACAGUGUUAAAGCUGUGAAUGACACUGGGGAAGGUGCUGCCAAGGAGCUGAUAGUAGUUGCCAAGGACCAACUGAUUCAUCCCACCUGUGACUUGAGGGAGCUUCCCGACAUGUGUUACAUUGCCAAAGAGGGCAGUACGGUGCGUCUGAAAAUUCCAAUCAUCGGAAAACCAACGCCCAAGGUGUCCUGGAAGAAGGGGGAGGACGAAGACUUGACAGACACUGGACGUGUUUGUGCAGAAUGCUCUGCAGUCAACACCACUCUUCUGAUCAGGGAUUGCCAGAGAAGUGAUGCCUCCAAGUAUACCAUCACCCUGAGGAAUAGUGCUGGCACCAAAGAGUCCACCAUUUUCAUCAGGGUGGUGGGUAAGCCUGGCAUCCCUGUAGGACCUAUCAAGUUCAAGGAUGUAACUGCAGAUGGUGCCACACUAAAGUGGGCAGCACCAAAAGACGACGGUGGCUCAGACAUCACAAACUACCUUCUAGAGAAGAGGGACUCUAUCACCAACAUGUGGGUGACUGUCUCUUCUACGGUGGACAGAAACACCAUGAGGGUAACUGGUCUCCACGAGGGCACGGAAUAUAUUUUUAGGGUCUGUGCUGAGAACAAGUAUGGUGUUGGAGAGGGACUCAAGUCGGAGCCUGUCAUUGCAAAACAUCCAUUCAACGUUCCCGACGCUCCUCCUCCACCUCAGGUCAUGAGCAUGCGCCAUGACUCUGCUUACCUUGCUUGGUCAGAUCCCAGGAAGACCGGAGGGUCUCCCAUCACAGGGUAUCACGUUGAGUUCAAGGAGAGGAAUAGUAUGUUGUGGAAGAGGUCAAGCCCAACCCCCUUGAGAAUGAAAGAACACAAGGUGACAGGGCUGACUGAAGGCCUUGACUACGAGUUCAGGGUAAUGGCGAUUAACUUGGCUGGUAUUGGUAGACCAAGUCUUCCCACUGAUCCACAAGUUGCCCUUGAUCCAAUUGAUGCUCCAGGCAAACCGGAUGUAAUUAGCAUCACCAGAAGCACCGUGACUCUCCAGUGGGCUGAGCCACAGUUUGACGGUGGGCACAGGCUGACUGGCUACAUAGUUGAGAGACGUGAUCUUCCCUCUAAGAUCUGGGUGAAGACCAACAGUGUGAAUGUUGUGGAACCCGCAUACACUGUAACUGAUCUCCAGGAGGGCUGCAAAUAUGAGUUCAGAAUACGGGCGAAGAAUGCAGCCGGUGCCCUUAGUCCACCGUCUGACCAGACAGAUACUAUUAUCUGUGUGGAUGAAUAUGCUUCACCAACCAUUAUCAUCGAUGCUCAGGUGAUGGAGGCCGGUGUGACCGUCAGAGCUGGGGAAACUAUAGUGGUGACUGCCACAAGUAUUCUUGGCAAGCCUGCCCCAACCUCUUACUGGUCUAAGGGAGGAAAGUACUUGAAGUCCUCAGAUAUAGUUAAUAUUGAGACCACUUCAACAUCCUCUACUCUGUCAAUAAAAUACGCGACCAGGAAGGACUCUGGGGAUUACAUUAUCACAGCAAGCAACCCCUUCGGCGUGAAGGAGGAAUUAGUUAAGGUGAAGGUUCUGGAUGUUCCUGCAGCUCCUGGUCCCAUUGCAUGCAGCAGUGUCUCAUCCGAGAAGGUCACCUUGACCUGGACAGCUUCUCCAGCGGAUGGAGGGUCUCCUAUCAAGUACUACACCCUAGAGAAGAGAGAGACCAGUCGCCUUCUCUGGACAAUUCUGGAAGAGAAGGUCUUCAACUGUCAUUAUGUGGCCUCCAAACUCAUCCAGGACAACGAGUAUAUCUUUAGAGUCUCUGCUGUGAACCAGUAUGGCAGCAGUGAGCCGGCUCACUCUCCACCUGUCAAAAUGGUUGAUAGAUUUGGUCCUCCUGGUCCACCAUCAAAACCAGAAGUUGAAAAAGUGGAUGGGCAGUCAGCUACAGUAAUGUGGAGAAGACCAACUGAAGAUGGUGGAAGUGAUAUCAUUGGUUACUGUGUUGAGAAGAAGGAAAAAAAGGCCAUGAGAUGGAUCAGGGCCUCCAAGAAAUCCAUUGCAGAGCUCAGCUAUGAAGUCACUGGACUGACUGAAGGCUUACAAUAUGAGUUCCGUAUUCUUGCUGAGAACAGAGCUGGCUUUGGAGACCCAAGUGAACCGUCUAUGCCAGUCAUAACAGUCAUUGCUACCUAUGUUCCUGGACCUCCUGUAAAUCCAAGGGUUACAGACACUACCAAGACAACUGCCACUCUUAACUGGGGGAAACCACUAGAUAAUGGUGGGCUUGAUGUCGCUGGUUAUGUGAUUGAGCACAGAAAAGAAGGAACAGAGGAGUGGCUUAAGGACACGUCAUCUCCGCUGAGAAUCACAGAGUUUGUCGUUUCUGGGCUGGAAAACAUGGGCAUAUACCACUUCAGAAUUAGUGCCGUAAAUGCCAAGGGCACAGGUGAACCUGCUGAAACUGAGGAACUGGUUGAGAUAGUGGAGCGUGCAGCUGAGCCUGAUUUAGAAUUGGAUGUCGAGUUGAGGAGAACUCUUGUUGUCAGGGCUGGUUGUUCCAUUCGCCUUUUUGUACCCAUCAAAGGACGCCCUACACCUACAGUCACCUGGACCAAGGAGGGUGGUCCUGUGCCUCGUGCCGUCAUUGACAGUACAGAGUCAUUUACAAUGUUGAUCAUUCCCGAAAGUGCAAGGAUUGAUGCAGGUAAAUAUGCGCUUACCCUUGAAAACACAGCGGGAAAGAAGACUGCCAGUAUUCAUGUGAAAGUUCUGGAUUCACCCGGGCCUCCUCUCAACCUGAAACCAGUCCAAAUAGAUAAAGAAUCAAUUGUCCUUCAGUGGGAGAUGCCUCUCAUUGAUGGUGGUGCCAAGAUCACAAAUUACAUUAUUGAGAAGAGAGAAUCAACACGCAAGGCUUUUGCCACCAUUGUUACAAACUGUCCAACAACUUCAGUCAAGAUCAAUGACCUGGGCGAAGGCUGCGAGUACUACUUCAGAGUGUCCGCUGAGAAUGAGUUUGGUGUUGGUGAAGCAGUUGAAACUCCUGAUCCUAUUCGUGCCUCCCAGGCACCAAGUCCCCCAGAAAGCAUAAUCGCGACUGACAUUACCAAGAACUCUGUGAGCCUGGCUUGGACCAAACCCAAGCAUGAUGGCGGAAGCAGGCUGACGGGAUAUGUCCUUGAAGCCCAGAAGAGAGGAAAUGAUCAGUGGGCCCAUGUAACAACUCUCAAGAAUAUGGACUUCACUGUGAAGAAUCUCAAUGAGAAUGAAGAAUACAUAUUCCAUGUGAUGGCAGUUAACUACUCGGGAAGAAGUGUUCCACGCGAGAGCAAGCCCAUCGUUGUCAAGGAUUCAACCUCUCUGCCUGAGUUUGAUCUGCGUGGCAUAUGUCAGUCGACUGUUAUUGCUAAAGCUGGAGACGACAUCAAGGUUGAAAUUCCUGUAAUGGGGCGCCCCAGGCCAGUGGUCACCUGGCAGAAGGAUGGAACUGCCUUGAAGCUCACCCAGAGGACUAACGUGGAGAGGACUCCUGUGACUGUUAUCCUCACCAUCAAUGAAUGCACCAGAGCAGACAGUGGCUUGUACACCAUAACAGGAAAGAACAUUGUUGGUUCUGUGGUCGACAACAUCAUUGUCAAAGUGCAUGAUGUUCCGGGGCCACCCAAGGGGCCGAUUACAAUUACUGAAAUCUCUCGUACCUACUGUAUUUUUGCAUGGGACACGCCAGAGAAUGACGGGGGUGUUCCAAUUAACAACUAUGUGGUUGAGAUCAGAGACACCACCACCCAGACUUGGACAGAACUAACUUCCACGGCCAUUUGUACCAUGUUUAAAGCCACGCGUUUAACGACUGGUUCAGAGUACCAGUUCAGAGUUAAGGCAAAGAACCGAUAUGGUGUAGGACCUUCCAUAACCUCAGAGUCAGUAGUGGCUGCCUAUCCAUUCAAAGUUCCCGGACCACCUGGUACACCCCAUGUGGUGGCAUUCACCAAGGACUCCAUAACAAUUGGUUGGAAUGAACCUGUGUCUGAUGGUGGGAAUGAAGUCAUUGGAUACCAUGUUGAAAGAAAAGAACGAAGCAGCAUCAUGUGGCAAAAAAUCAGCAAGGGUCUUGUGAAAGGAAACGUACUGAAAUCUACCGGGCUUGAAGAUGGAGCUGCCUAUGAGUUCCGCGUUAUGGCAGAAAACAUGGCUGGAAUUGGCAAGCCCAGCAAAGCUUCCGAAGCAAUAAUGGCCUUGGACCCAGUGGAUCCCCCAGGUCAGCCUGUGCCUAAUUUUACGACUAAAAAUGCUAUCACCAUUAUGUGGACCAAACCAGAGUAUGAUGGAGGAUUUAAAAUUACUGGCUACACCGUGGAGAAGAGGGAACUUCCCACCGGUCGCUGGAUCAGAGCUAACUUCACUAACAUAAUAGAGACAACAUUCACCGUCAGUGGAUUGACUCAAGAUGCCUCUUAUGAGUUCCGUGUCAUGGCGAGAAACUCAGCAGGAGCAGUGAGUGCACCAUCUGACCCCUCGGACCCCAUUACAUGCAAGGAUAAUAUCAUUGAGCCACGCAUCAUGGUGGACGCCAUCUUUAAGGAUGUCCUUCUGCUGAAGGCAGGGGAGUCCUUCAAGCUUAACGCUGAUAUUGCUGGUCAACCAACCCCGUCCAUGGUUUGGACCAAGAAUGAAAAAGAGGUUGAGAACACAUUGAAACUGGACAUUAAGUUCACUGAACUGACAACAACACUGAGCAACAAAGACUCCAUCAGAUCAGACGGAGGAGAAUUUGUUUUGACUUCCACUAAUGUUGGUGGCUUUUCCAAGCACAUCUUUAGAGUGAAAGUACUGGACAGACCUGGCCCACCAGUUGGCCCUCUCACGGUGUCAAAUGUCACAGCUGACAAUUGUUUACUGAGAUGGGUUCCGCCGCUAGAUGAUGGCGGUGCCAAAAUUGAAGGGUACAUUGUUGAGAAGCGGGAAUCAAGCAGACUUGUUUGGACCAAUGUGGCUUCAGACCUGCAGGUUACUGAAUAUAAGGUGACGAAGCUUCUGAAAGGAAAUGAGUACAUCUUCAGAGUUAUGGCGGUGAAUAAAUAUGGCAACGGCGAGCCUCUUGAUUCUGAGCCCAUUGUUGCCAACAAUCCAUACAACGUUCCCGAUGUGCCUGAGAAUCCUGAGGUCACCGCUAUCAGCAAAGAUUCUAUGGUCAUUAUGUGGCAGGUGCCAAAGAGCGAUGGUGGAACACCAAUCACAAACUACAACAUUGAAAGGAAAGACAGGGUAGGCCUCCGCUGGGUCAAGUGCAACAAGAGGAAGGUCAGAGAUCUGCAAUUCAAGGCAACAGGUCUUGUUGUUGGACAUGAAUAUGAAUUUAGGAUCAUUGCAGAGAAUGCUGCCGGUCUCAGUGCACCAAGCCUCUCCAGUCCCUUCUACAAGGCCAGUGACGCGUUGUACAAACCAGGGCCUCCGUGCAACCCCAGAAUCCUGGACACGACCAAGUCAUCUAUUACUGUAGCCUGGAACAAACCAGCCUAUGACGGUGGCUCUGACAUCACUGGUUACAUUAUUGAAAACUGCAUUCCAUCUGACAAGGAAGAGGAGGAGUGGACAAUUGUGACCCCCAAGGAACUACUUGCCACUUCAUUCACCAUUAUCAAUCUGACGGAGGGUCAGGAGUAUAAAAUCAACAUCUCUGCUGUUAAUGGCGAAGGAAUUGGCGAACCUGCAUCUGUACCUGGCAACCCCAAGGCUGAAGACAGACUCUUCCCCCCGGAGCUUGAUGUGGAUGCAGAGCUCUGCAAGGUGGUCACCCUCCGAGCUUGCUGCACACUUAGACUGUUUAUUCCCUUCAGAGGCAGACCUACUCCUCAAGUUAAGUGGACCAAAGAGGACGUUGAACCUGUUGAGAGGGCCACUAUUGACACCACAACAUCAUACACAUCACUUGUCAUUGGAAAUGUCAACAGAUUUGACACUGGAAAGUAUAACCUCACAGUUGAGAACAGCUCUGGCUCUAAGACAGUCACAGUCCAAGUCAGGGUACUCGAUACGCCAAGUGCUCCACAGAAGCUGAAAAUUACUAAUGUAACAAAUCAAUCUGUCAGUCUAACUUGGGAUCCACCAGCAAACAAUGGGGGAGUUAAGAUUAAGAACUACAUUGUUGAAAAGCGCGAGUCCACAAGAAAGGCUUAUGCCACAGUCAGCGCCACGUGCCAUCACACCACCUUUACUGUUGAGCAGCUCCUAGAAGGAUGCAACUAUUACUUUAGAGUUUUGGCAGAGAACGAAUAUGGCAUUGGUCUGCCCAUUGAGACCAGUGAAUCAGUUAAGGUGUCUGAGAAACCUCAACCUCCUGGCAAAAUCAGUCUGAAGGACGUUACUAAGAAUAGUGUCACACUAUCGUGGGAAAAGCCAGAGCAUGAUGGUGGAAGCAGAGUUGGCUGUUAUGUUGUAGAGGUCCAACCUAAAGGUGUAGAUAAGUGGACACAGGCUCUGAUCGUGAAAGAAACAGAAGCUACCGUUGGUGGCCUGAACGCUGGUGAUGAAUAUAUGUUCCGUGUCGCAGCAAGAAAUGAGAAGGGAACAAGUGACCCUCGUCAAAUUGGCGUGCCUGUCAUUGUGAAAGAUCUUGUUCUUUCACCAGUUGUCAAAAUGUUGUUCAACACAUUUAGUGUGUUGGCAGGUAAAGACCUGACAGUCGAGGUUCCGUAUGUCGCCCGUCCCAAAGCAGCCGUCUCCUGGCUCAAAGAUGGGCAGCCACUUAAGAGAACAACCAGAGUAAACUUUGGUGCAACACAAACAGUGUUGAACCUCAGCAUAAAAGAGGCUUCCAAAGAUGAUUUUGGACAAUAUCGCGUUACAGUUAGCAACACAGCAGGAGAGGCAACAGCAGACAUCAGCAUUGUUGUGCUGGACAAACCCGGUCAGCCAGGUGGUCCAGUUAAGGUUGAGGAGGUCACUUCUGACAGCGUGACCAUUUCCUGGAGCCCACCAGAGUACGACGGCGGGUGCACAAUCAAAAACUACAUUGUGGAAAAGAGAGACACGUCCACAACUAAUUGGAUGGUUGUGUCUCCAAACCUUGCAAGGACAAAAGUUAAAGCAGGCCGAUUGAAAACUGGCUCAGAAUAUCAGUUUCGAAUCACAGCAGAAAACAGAUAUGGGAAAGGUCCAGUUCUUCAGUCAGAGUCUAUUGUAGCUCAAUAUCCAUACAAGCUUCCAGGACCACCAGGAACACCCUCCAUUGCAACGUGCACAAAGGACAGCAUGGUGGUGGCAUGGAAUGAGCCUGUAAAUGAUGGAGGUAGCGCUAUCGUAGGCUAUCAUCUGGAGCGCAAGGAAAGAACCAGUAUCCUCUGGGUCAAACUGAACAAAUCGCUUAUUACAGACCAAACCUUCAAGACCACAGGGCUAGAACCAGGAAUGGAAUACGAGUACAGAAUUUAUGCUGAAAACAUUGUGGGCAUAGGCAAAGUCAGCAAAGUGUCAGAAGGUCACGUCGCCAGAGAUCCUUGUGACCCUCCAGGUACACCAGAGGCAACCAGGAUUACGAGGGAUUCAGUUCACAUCGCUUGGACAAAGCCCGAGUAUGAUGGCGGUGCCAAGAUUACAGGCUACAUGGUGGAAAAGAAGGAGCUUCCUGAAGGUCGCUGGUUGAAGGCUAACUUCAGUAAUGUCAUAGAGACAGAAUAUGCUGCAACUGGACUCGUGCAGGAUAAGCAGUACGAGUUCCGUGUUACUGCUAGAAAUGCCGCUGGCGUUUUUAGUCUCCCCUCUUACAGCACCGGCCCCAUUACUGCCAGGGAUGAGAUUGAGCCCCCUCGUAUCAGUAUUGACCCCAAGUACACACAGACCAUUAUGGUAAAAGCGGGAGAUAAUUUUAAGAUUGACGCAGAUGUCCACGGCAAACCAUUGCCCUCUAUCACCUGGUUGAAAGGAGAGCAGGAAAUGCGAAACACAAUACACAGAGAGAUUAAGAACACAGAAACCCAUGCCUGUGCCACUAUAAAGGAAGCUAAACUUUCCGAUGGAGGCGCAUAUACUCUGCUGCUGAAAAAUCCAGGAGGAGAAAAGGCUGUACAAGUGAAUGUGGUCAUUUUGGAUAAACCGGGAGAACCACAAGGACCGCUGAAUGUAACAGGUAUAACAAAAGACCAAUGCUGUCUUGCAUGGAGAGCACCGCGACAAGAUGGCGGUAGCAAAAUAUCUCAUUAUGUCGUGGAAAGGAGAGAAACCAGUAGAUUAAUCUGGACUGUUGUGGAUCCAAAAGUGCCAAACACCUGCCACAAGGUUACAAAGCUCCUGGAAGGCAAUGAGUACCUCUUCAGAGUCCAUGCUGUAAAUGAGUUUGGUAAUAGUGCACCACUUGAGUCUGAGCCAGUGAUUAUUAAAGAUCCAUACAUAGCCCCUGGAUCGCCCAAAGGCUUAGAGAUUUUAAAUGUGAAAAAGGAUUCAAUGGUGCUCAAAUGGGAGGCUCCCACUGAGGACGGAGGCAGUCCUAUCACAACAUAUAUAAUUGAAAAGCAUGACAAAGAAGGUGUACGGUGGACUCGAUGCAACAGGCAAACUGUGUUAGAUUUGACUUUCAAGGUCACAGGACUCCUGGAGAGACACAAUUAUGAAUUCAGGGUUGCAGCAGAGAAUUCUGUGGGUGUUGGCGAGCCCAGUUCUCCAACAGUAUACUACAAAGCCCUCGAUCCUGUCUUCAGGCCUGGCCCGCCACAGAAUCCCAGAGUUACAGACACAACCAAAUUGUCAUUAUUCCUGUCAUGGAUCAAGCCCAUCUGUGAUGGUGGCUCAGAGAUCCAGGGAUAUAUCAUUGAGUGCUGCAGUACCACAGAGCAAGUCUCAGCUGGUGCGGCACAGAUUGAAGCCUCUGCUGCUGAGGGGCCAGCCACAGAUGCACCUGCAGAGGAUUGGAUCAUGUGCACGCCACCGACAGGUGUCAAGAAGACCAAAUUUGAGGUUAUAAACCUGAAAGAAAAUCAGGCUUAUAAAUUGAGAGUGUGUGCCAUCAACAAGGUUGGGGUUGGCGAGCAUGCUGAUGUUGCUGGAGCAGUUAUUGCCCAGGACAGAGCAGAGGAACCGGACCUUGACAUUGACCCAGAACUGAGAAAGAUUGUGACAAUUAAGGCUGGACUUUCGCUUAGACUCUUUAUUCCAAUCAAGGGAAGACCCACUCCAAGCAUCAAAUGGGACAAAGAUGAUGCUGCACUUAGGGAGAAGGCUCAAGUUGAAGUGACCAGCAGUUACACAGCGCUUGUGAUUGACCAGAUGAGCAGAGCAGAUAGUGGGAAAUACACCAUCACUGCAGAGAAUUCUAGUGGAACCAAAUCUGCAUUUGUUGUCGUCCGUGUUCUCGAUACACCAAGCGCUCCUGUAAAUCUGACAGUGAAGGAAAUUACAAACCAAUCAGUGACACUUGCUUGGGAAGCACCUAUUUUAGACGGUGGAUCCAAAAUAAAAAACUAUAUUGUGGAAAAGAGAGAGAGUACACGUAAAACGUAUGCUGCCGUGGUAACUAAUUGCCAUGCUCUUUCGUGGAAGAUUGAGCCACUCCAGGAGGGCUGCAGUUAUUACUUCAGAGUCCUUGCUGAGAAUGCACAUGGUAUUGGUCUGCCUUCAGUAACUGUUGACCCGCUUAAGGUCUCAGAGGUGCCGCAGGCUCCCAGGAGCUUGACUGUGACAGAUCAAACAAAUACAAGCAUCUCUUUGGCCUGGGAAAGUCCAGAAUAUGAUGGCGGUAGCAGAGUCGUCCAUUACUUGCUUGAGAUACAGCUUAAGGGCCAAGAGAAGUGGUCUGGUGUUAACACAUACAAAACAAUGGAGACAACCGUUUCCAAUCUGAACCCAGGGGAGGACUACCUGUUCCGAGUUACAGCAAUCAAUGACAAGGGGAAAAGUGACCCGAGAGUCCUUUCUGGGCACGUCAUGACCAAGAACUUGAUGUUUGAGCCUGAUGUUCGACCUACUUUUAGCAGCUACAGUGUCCAUGUUGGUAAAGAUCUAAAAAUUGAAGUGCCAAUCUUUGGACGCCCAAAACCAACAAUAGCAUGGACCAAAGAUGGAGCACCUCUGAAGUUCACUACCAGAGUGAACAUUAAAAACACCCAGACUUAUACAAGUCUGAGCAUUAAGGAGGCAGCAGGUGAUGACGGAGGCAUGUACAGCAUUAAUGCAGCUAACUCUGCUGGAAAGAAAGAAGCCACCGUUGAAAUCAUCGUACUUGACAAGCCUGGACCCCCGUCUGGCCCUGUGAGAUUUGAUGAAAUCACAACGCAGAGUGUGACUAUUUCAUGGGAUCCACCAAAACACAAUGGUGGGUGCCAGAUUUCAAACUACAUUGUGCAGAAAAGAGAUACUGUAACAACAACAUGGGAAAAUGUCAGUAAUAACUGUGCCAGAACCACAAUCAAAGUGCCCAGACUGAAGACUGGAGCCGAGUACCACUUCAGGAUCAUUGCCCAGAACCGGUACGGGAAGAGUCAUGGCCUAGAUUCAUCUGCUGUUGUUGCUCAGUACCCAUACAGGGAACCUGGCCCACCAGGCACGCCAUUCAUCUCUUCACUCUCAAGAGAUCACCAGAUUGUGGAUUGGCACGAGCCCAUCUCGGACGGAGGCAGUCCGGUCCUCGGCUACCAUCUCGAAAGAAAAGAGAGGAAUAGUAUUCUCUGGGUCAAAAUAAACAAGACACUCCUGCAUGAGACUAAUUGCAAGAGCCACCCCUUAGAGGAAGGUAUUGAGUAUGAAUACCGGGUGUACGCUGAAAAUAUUGUAGGCAUCGGACGGUGCAGCAAGCUUUCAGAGGGUUGCGUGGCCAGAGACCCAUGUGAUCCUCCUGGUACACCAGAAGCUAUCCACGUGACCAAAGAUACCAUUGUUAUCCAGUGGACGAAACCAGAGUAUGAUGGCGGUAGUAAUAUAACCGGCUACCUUGUGGAGAGGCGUGACUUGCCAGAAGGCCGUUGGGUAAGGGCAAACUUCACUAAUGUGAUUGAGACCCAGUUCACUGCCACUGGCCUAACGGAAAAUUCCCAAUACGACUUUAGAGUCAUUGCCAAAAAUGCUGUUGGCACCAUUAGCAAGCCAUCGUACAACAGUGGACCAAUCACUGCGAGCGACAGGAUUGAAGUGCCGAAAUUCUCUAUUGACCCUGCAUUCACCAAGACCAUUGUUAUCAACGCUGGAGAGAUGUUCAAGCUGGACGCAGACGUCCGUGGCAAACCACUGCCAGCGAUGCAGUGGUUCAAGGAUGAAGUUCCAAUCGAAAAUACACUCAGGCUUAACAUAAAAAAUACAGAAACUCAUGCACUGAUAGUCAUUAAGGACUCUGUGAGAAUUGACAGUGGAAUGUACACGCUACAUCUAACAAACGAGGCAGGCUCUGAAACUGUGCCAUUCAAAGUGUUAGUCUUGGACCGACCGAGCCUCUGUGAGGGACCCCUUCACGUAGCUGGGGUAGCUGAGGAUAGAUGCUCAUUGGUGUGGCGUGCUCCUUUACAGGAUGGAGGAAGUCCCAUCACGCAUUACAUCAUCGAAAGAAGAGAGACCAGCCGUUUAGCUUGGACUGUUGUUUCUUCCACCUGCACCACCACAUGCUACAAAGUCACUAACUUGUUGGAGGGCAAUGAGUACAUGUUCCGUGUGAUGGCGGUCAACAGUUAUGGUACCAGCAGCCCACUGGAGUCUGGUGGAGUAAUCAUGAAGACUCCUUUUGUACUUCCUGGUCCGCCUCACAUUGAGGAUGUAGCCAACAUUACUCAUGAGAGCAUGACUGUCACUUGGACUGCCCCAGAGUUUGAUGGUGGCAGUGAAAUUUUAAAUUAUCUUGUUGAAAAGAAGGAUAGAGCGGGAAUUAAAUGGACUCGAUGCAACAGACAGAAAGUCACUGACCUUUCCUUCAGAGUAAGUGGCCUAACCACCGGCCAUGAGUAUGAGUUCAGAGUGGCUGCUGAGAAUGUUGUCGGCCUGGGAGAGUCCAGUCUACCGAGCUCUCACUACAAGGCCUGCGAUCCUAAGUACAAACCUGGGUCGCCGGCAUAUCUCAACGUUGUUGACUCCACACAGAGCUCGAUCACAGUGUUGUGGGGCAAGCCAUUGUCUGACGGUGGUAGCCCCAUUCAAGGAUACAUUGUUGAAGUCUGCAAGGCUGAGGAAGAAGAAUGGACCAUGGUUACUCCCCCCACUGGCUUGCGUGUUACCAAAUAUGAGAUUCCCAAACUAACAGAAGGUCAGGAAUAUAAGAUUCAGGUGUGUGCUCUGAACAAACUUGGAGUUGGUGAGCCAGCCAUCCUCUCGGGAAUCGCUAAGCCAGAAGAACGGCUUGAGCCACCACAGAUCCACUUGGAUUCUGAGCUGAGGAAGGGAAUAUCUGUGAAGGCAGGUGGAUCUGUUAGGAUCCGUAUUCCAUUCAAGGGCAGACCAACCCCUGAGAUUAAGUGGCUUAAAGAUGAGAAGGACCUAACUGAAAAGGCAGUGGUUGAAAAGAGUCCCAUCUUCACACAGUUGUCUAUAGACUCCUGUGACAGAUGUGAUUCAGGAAAAUACAGUCUAACCUUGACCAACAGCAGUGGGUCUGUGUCCGAGUUUGUUAGUGUUAAAGUCCUUGAUACACCGGGAGCCCCGCAAAGCCUUGUAGUGAAAGAUGUUAGGAAGGACUCAGUCACUCUUGUUUGGGAUGCACCACUGAUCGAUGGUGGUUCUAAAAUUAAGAACUAUGUAGUUGACAAGCGUGAAUCAACGAGGAAGGCUUACGCAAAUGUCUCGACCAAAUGCACAAAGACGACAUUCAAGGUUGAGAACCUGAUUGAGGGGGCUAUGUACUACUUCAGAGUCAUGGCUGAGAAUGAAUAUGGCAUUGGCCAGGCGAUUGAAACAAAGACAGGUUCAAAAGCUUCCGAGGUACCACUUCCUGUCGGAAACAUCUACCUCGUCGAUGUCACCAAAGGCAGUGUGUCACUAGCCUGGGAGAAACCUGAGCAUGACGGCGGCAGCAGGAUUGGUGGCUACCUCAUUGAGAUGCAGCCUAAGGGUACAGAUAAGUGGGGUGUCGCCUCAAAUUCAAAGACAUGCGAAGCCACAGUCACAGGCCUCACAAGUGGCACGGAAUAUAUGUUCCGUAUUAUUGCUUAUAAUGAGAAGGGAAAGAGCGAGCCAAAGGCACUUGUGACACCCAUUGUUGCCAGUGACAUGACCUUGGAUCCAAGCAUUAAGAUGCAGUUCAACACUUACAGUGUGUUAGCGGGAAAAGAUCUGACCUUGACAUUCCCCGUACUUGGAAGGCCCAAACCUAGAGUCACCUGGGUAAAGGAUGGUCAGCCCCUGAAGGUGACCUCCAGAGUCAACGUGGUGAACACGCUUGCAACAACCGGGAUUCAGAUCACUGAAGCGAGCAAGGAGGACUUUGGAAAGUACUCCAUUACAGCAAGCAAUACUGCGGGCACAUUUACUGAUAACAUGGCUAUCAUUAUUCUUGAUAAGCCAGGUCCACCAAGUGGUCCACUUAAAGUUGUUGAGGUGAGUAACACUUUUGUCCACCUCUCAUGGGAACCUCCAGAGUACAAGGGCGGAUGCCAGGUGAAAUAUUAUAUUGUAGAAAAGCGAGCGACCACAGGCAAUACAUGGCAGUCAGUCACCACACAGCUAGCUAGGACAGCUUUCAAAGUGACCAAGCUGAAGACUGGUGCGGAAUACCAGUUCAGAGUCAUUGCUGAAAACAGAUAUGGAAAAGGCGCUCCUCUAGACUCCAAGACUAUAGUUGUGCAGUAUCCAUAUAAGCCACCAGGCCCCCCUGGAACCCCAUAUGUUAAAUCUGCAACUAAAGAGAUGAUGAUCAUUGAAUGGAAUGAGCCAGUCAACGACGGUGGAAGUGUUGUUAUUGGAUACCAUCUAGAGAGCAAAGAGAGGACCAGUAUCCUGUGGAACAAACUGAACAAGACUCUGAUCAGCGAUACUCAGUUUAAGAUCUGUAAUCUAGAAGAAGGAAUUGGAUACGAGUUCAGAGUGUAUGCUGAAAAUAUUGUUGGCAUCGGCAGAUGCAGUAAAGUCUCUGAGUCCUUUGUCGCUCGUGAUCCAUGUGACCCGCCUGGUGCUCCAGAGGCUGUAACCAUUUCUAAAAACCUCAUCAAGAUUAGUUGGACCAAGCCUCAGUAUGAUGGCGGCAGCAAAGUCAAUGGCUAUAUUGUUGAAAAGAAAGAGCUUGCCUCUCCCGAUGGGCGCUGGGUCAGAGAAAACUUCACGAAUAUAAUGGAGACUGAAUAUAACAUCAGCGGUCUGACAGAAAAUGAGCAAUAUGAAUUCAGGGUUAUUGCUAGGAAUGCAGCUGCCGUCUUCAGCGAGCCCUCUGACAGCUCUGGCCCUAUUACUGCUACUGAUGAAAUUGAGCCACCAAGGGCCUCAAUGGACCCCAAGUACAAGGAUGUUAUCGUUGUCAAUGCUGGAGAACAUUUAACUCUUGAUGCUGACAUCCACGGAAAACCAAUUCCUGACGUGGUCUGGUUCAAGGAGGGCAAAGAAAUGGACAAAGCUCUGCGCAUAGAAGUGAAAAAUACUCAAAAAUGUGCUGCCAUGACUAUUAAGGAUGUGACCAAAUUGGACAGUGGCCACUAUGAACUUAUGCUCAAAAAUCUGGGUGGUACAAAAAGCUUCCCAAUCACAGUCAAAGUCCUUGACAAACCGGGUAAACCCACUGGACCCUUGAAGGUAACAGGAAUCAUGGCUGACCAUUGUACCCUUGCCUGGUCUGAGCCAACCCUGGACGGAGGUGCUAAUAUCACUCAUUAUAUCCUGGAGAAGAGAGAGACCAGCAGCUUAUCCUGGACAGUGGCUGCAGCCAAUAUCCAGACUCUGUAUUACAAACUAACAAACCUGCUCACAGAGAAUGAAUACAUUUUACGUGUCAGGGCUGUUAACAAAUACGGUAUAGGUGAUUAUCUUGAGAGUGAGCCCAUCAUUGCACGCAAUCCAUACAAGCCCCCUAGUCCUCCUGGGACACCAGAUGCAAGUCAGAUCACGAAGGAUUCGAUGGUUUUGUCAUGGACAGCCCCAGAACAGACUGGUGGAGCUGAUAUUGCGGGCUAUCACCUUGAAAAACGUGACAAAGACAGUGUCAGGUGGACAAAGUGCAACAGACAAAAACUGACAGAUACUCACUUCAAAGUGACAGGAUUGAUGACGAAUCACUUUUACGAGUUCCGUGUUGCGGCUGACAAUGAGGCUGGAAUGGGAGACCUCAGUGAACUGUCCCUAUUUUACAGAGCCUGUGAUGCCACAAAACCCCCAGGACCCCCACACCAUCCCAAGGUGACAGACUACACAAAGUCCUCCAUCUCUCUUUCCUGGGGCAAACCCGACUUUGAUGGCGGUGCCUAUAUCAAGGGCUACAUAGUUGAAAUACGGGAGUAUACACAAGUACCAGAAUCAACAGAGGAGGUAGAAGUUGCCCCGGCAGUAGACGCACCGGUCGAAAAAGAGUGGACCAUAUGCACCCCACCCUCUGGCAUUCAGGCCACUAAAUUCACUGUCCCGGACUUAAAACAAGCUAAAGAAUACCAAUUCCGUGUCUGUGCCAUCAACUCAGAGGGAGUGGGCGAGGCUGCUUAUGUUCACGGCACGGUGGUUGCUCUGGACAGGGUCGAAGCACCAGAGAUUGAGCUUGACGCUGAUCUCAGAAAGGUGGUGUCUGUACGUGCUGGUGGUACAUUGCGUCUGUUUGUCACCAUUAGAGGAAGGCCCGAACCUGCUGUAAAAUGGGAAAAAAUCGAUGGUACUCUCCCAGAUCGUGCUGUGAUUGACACCACAAGCUCAUACACCAUGGUUGUAAUUGACAAUGUUAACCGCUGGGACAGUGGAAAAUACUCACUCACCUUGGAGAACAGCAGUGGUUCAAAGUCGGCCAUUGUCGCCGUGAGAAUUUUGGAUACACCAAGUGCACCGCAAAACUUCUCUGUGAAGGAGGUCAAAAAAGAUUCAGUGACGCUUGUCUGGGAUACACCACUCACCGACGGUGGGUCUAAAGUCACAAACUACAUUGUGGAGAAGAGAGAGUCUGUCCGGAAGGCCUACACUACUGUAACAAGUAACUGCACAGCCAAAACAUUUAAGAUUGAAGAGUUGCCUGAGGGUAGCAUUUUCUACUUUAGAGUUUGUGCUGUUAAUGAGUACGGCCAAGGACAAAUGGUUGAAACCAAAGAAAUUAAAGUAUCUGAGGUACCCCUGCCACCAAGCAAUGUAACCAUUGUUCAUGUGACUAAAACCAGCAUUUCACUCUCAUGGGGCAAACCUGCACACGAUGGUGGAAGUAAAGUAAUCUGCUACAAUGUGGAAUUCAAGCCCAAGAUUGGUGAAAAAUGGGGUACAGCUUGCACAGUCAAGGUGCCAGAGGCAACUAUUCAUAACCUGACUCCCAACGAAACCUAUCUAUUUAGAGUUGUUGCAAUCAACGAGAAGGGAAAGAGUGAGCCGAAGGAGCUUGGUUUGCCUGUCGUUGCAAAGGAUGUGGCAAUUGCGCCAUCUGUCAACUUAUUAUUCACAACAUACAGCGUGAAGGCUGGAGAUGACCUGACCGUUGAGGUUCCAGUGAGAGGCAGCCCUAAGCCUGUCAUCUCAUGGAAGAGGGAUGGUCUUCCUGUGAAGCAAACUUCUUCAGUUACAAUUGUAAACACAGCAACCUCAUCCAAGAUUAUCAUUAAACAGGCUGCCAGGGAGCAUGUUGGAAAGUAUGAGAUCACCCUGGCCAACACUGCAGGAACAGCAACGUCCCAUCUAGGUAUAGUUGUCCUGGAUAAACCGAGUCCCCCGACAAGCGUUAAGGUGGAUGCUGUGACCUCUGAAAGCAUCACACUUUCCUGGUCUCCACCAGACUACGAUGGCGGCUGCUCCAUCAGUAACUAUAUCGUUGAGAAGAGAGAUACCAAUACACAAGAGUGGCAAAUGGUUGCAAGCAAUGUGGCUAGAACCUCUUACAAGGCUGGCCGCCUGACGCAUGGGGCAGAAUACCAAUUCCGCAUCUAUGCUGUCAACCGUUAUGGGAAGAGCGCACAUUUGGAUUCUCCUGCAAUUACAGCUCAGUACAACUUUAAGCAACCCGGACCUCCUUCCACACCUGCAGUAAAGAUUGCUACCAAGUCUUACAUGGUGGUGACCUGGAACGAGCCUGUCAAUGAUGGGGGAAGUCCUGUUCUUGGCUAUCACCUAGAGCGGAAGGAGCGUGCUAGCAUUCUCUGGACUAAGAGUAACAGAGGACUGAUCAAGGACCCUGAAUACAAAGUCAGUGGAAUAGAAGAGGGUAUGAUGUAUGAAUAUCGUGUCUAUGCUGAAAAUAUUGCUGGUAUCGGUAAAUGCAGCAAGGCCUCUGAAGCUGUAGUGGCAAGAGAUCCAUGUGAUCCUCCAGGAACUCCCGUUGUCACUGCUAUUAGCAGAACAUCUGUGUCAUUGUCUUGGGACAAACCAGAGUAUGAUGGUGGUGCCAAGGUAUCUGGCUACAUCAUUGAAUGUAGAGAUCUUCCAGAAGGACGCUGGACAAGGUGCAACUUCACUAAUGUGCCCGAGACUCACUAUCAUGUGACUGGCCUUACAGAGAACAGCCAAUAUGACUUCCGUGUCAUUGCUAAGAAUGCAGCGGGAUUGUUCAGUGAACCCUCCGACAACACUGGCCCAAUCACUGUCAAGGAUGAUGUAGAGCUGCCACGCAUCAUGAUGGAUGUAAAAUACAGAGAGACAAUAUUUGUUAAAGCAGGAGAAACUAUGAAGAUGCAUGCUGACAUUGCAGGCCGCCCUGCACCCGUCAUUGCGUGGAGCAAAGAUGGCAACGAGAUUGUGCUUAGAGCAAGAAUCCAGAUUGUUUCGACAGAUAGCAGUACCUCAGUGAUUGUGAAAGACUGUAUCAGAAGAGAUUCUGGUCAAUAUGUUCUCACUCUUCAGAACAUUGCUGGUACAGUUUGCAUGCCAAUAAAUUGUGUCAUUCUGGAUAAAUCAGGUCCCCCUGCAGGACCUCUGCAGAUUACAGAUCUCACAGCUGAGGAAUGCACUUUGUCAUGGGGUCCACCUCAGGAGCCUGGCGGUGCCGAGAUCACACACUAUGUUGUUGAGAAGCGCGAGACCAGCUGCUUGGCCUGGACACUAGUGAAGGGCGAUGUCACCAAAACGUACUUCAUUGUCACAGGGCUGCUGAAGGGCAAUGAAUAUAUCUUCAGGGUUUUGGCUAUUAACAAACAUGGAAGUGGUGAGGCUUUGGAAAGUGAUGCUGUCAAGAUCACCGAUCCAUACACUUUUUCCACAGCACCCCUUAACGUUGACGUCACUGAUAUUACUGGAGAUUCAAUGACCCUUACGUGGUGCAAACCGAUGAGUGACGGAGGCAGUCCAAUCACUGGCUAUGUAUUAGAGCGUCGGGAGAAGACAGGCAUGCACUGGAUCCGUGUCAAUAGAGAUCAAGUCACUGAAUGCACCACAGUAGCAAACAAACUACGCAAGGGUUGUGAGUAUGACUUCAGGGUCUAUGCUGAAAAUGCCGCUGGUCUGAGCCCUCCAAGUGAAACCUCUGCCUUAUUUAGAGCAGUUGAUCCUCUGGCAGUUCCUAUUCCACCAUCCAAGCCAAAGAUCGUGAAUUCAACCAAGGAAAGCGUGUCCAUUGGAUGGAAAACACCUACUGAUAAUGGAGGUGCUCCUAUCCUUGGAUACAGUGUAGAAUACAGGGACUACAUUCACAAACCAAAACCGGUGUUAGCGGAGGAUGAGGAGGAAUAUGAAGAAGAGGAAGAAGAGUCCCCCGAAGAACUGCAGAGAUGGGUGGAGGCCAUUGCACUUACCAAAAGCUUGGAGUUCACAAUUACUGGACUAAAACCUGACAUGGAAUAUGAAUUCUGUGUCAAAGCAAUGAACAAAGUUGGAAGCAGUGAGCGCAGCCGCUAUUCUGAUGCGGCUGCGGCAGUGGAAAGAACUGUAGAGCCAGCAUUCAAUGUGGACAUCGAGAUGCGCAAAGUCCUUGUGGUUCAGCACGGCACAGCGUUUACCCUCAAGGUUCCAUUCAAAGGUAAACCUGUUCCCUCAGUGGAAUGGGCCAAAGAAGGCAGAGAUCUAAAGGUGAGAGGAACAAUUGAUUCAACAAACUCCAGCACUUCACUGACCAUUGAAAAGUCAACAAGAAAUGACUCAGGAGAAUACUGCGUCAGUAUUGAAUCAUCAUUAGGAAAAGCAACAUUACCCAUAGUUGUCAAGGUGCUUGACUCUCCCGGACCCCCAGUCAAUGUCAAAGUUUCAGCAGUAACCAGGGACUCAGCAACCCUCACUUGGGAAGUCCCUGAGAAUGAUGGUGGAGAAGCAGUGAAGGCCUACCAUGUUGAAAAGCGCGAGGCCAGUAAAAAGGCCUGGGUUUCUGUGACAACUAACUGCCAUGCAUUGACGUACAAAGUGGAAGACCUGCUUGAAGGAGCCAUCUAUUACUUUAGAGUUAUCGGAGAGAAUGAAUAUGGCGUGGGCGUACCACAAGAGGCUAAGGCUGGCACGAAGAUUACAGAGGUGCCAAGCGUCCCCAUGAAACUCGGAGUUGCAAAUGUCACCAAAGACAGCGUUACAAUUGCCUGGACACGACCCGAGUAUGACGGUGGUAGCAGAGUGAAGGGUUACCUCAUUGAUGCUCUGGAGAAGGGACAGACCAAAUGGGUCAAGUGUGCCACAGUGAGGACCAUGAACCACACCAUAAAAAGCCUUCGGGAAGGCACAGAGUACUUCUUCAGAGUGCGAGCUGAGAACCAUGCUGGACUAAGUGAACCAAAAGAGAUGAUUGUACCAGUUAUCGUCAAGGAACUUCACGAGGCUCCAGAGUUUGAUCUGAAGAAUUACCCCAAGAAUUCUGUUUAUGUAAGAGCUGGAUCCAACCUUACCUUUGACAUUCCACUGACUGGCAAGCCAAUGCCUAAAGUGACUCUGUCCAAGAACAAUGUUGUCAUCAAGGGAUCCAAAAGACUAUUGACCGAAGUCACUCCUGACAGCUUAACAUUCACCCUGAAUGAAAGCAUGACAAGUGAUGCUGGAAAAUACGAAGUAACUGCCUCGAACCCUGGUGGUGCCACCAAGAUCUUCAUGAACUUCAUAGUACUAGAUAAACCUGGAUCCCCUGUUGGACCUGUAGAGAUAGGAGAGGUUGGAGAGACUACAGCGUACCUGAAAUGGGCUCCUCCAGAGUAUGAUGGUGGCAGUCCUGUUACCAAUUAUGUCGUCCUGAAACGGGAAACUAGCACACCUACCUGGACAGAGAUGUCAACUAACAUUGCAAGAAGCGAAUUCAAGGCGACAAAGCUGACCAAGGGGGAGGAAUAUCAGUUCAGAAUUAAGGCUCAGAACCGCUAUGGUGUCAGCGACCACAUUGACAGCAAGCCAGUAAUGAUCAAGCUUCCAUUCACCUUCCCUGGACCUCCAUCCACACCUUGGGUUAGUUUCGUAUGUAGAGAUAACCUGACUGUCUGCUGGAACGAACCGGUCAACGAUGGGGGGAAUCCCGUGAUCGGAUAUCAUCUUGAGAUGAAGGAAAGGAGCAGUAUCCUCUGGCAAAAGAUUAAUAAAACAGCAGUACCAGGAAACCAGUUGCGGGUCACCAACAUCUGCCCAGGUCUCAUCUAUGAGUUCAAGGUGGCAGCUGAAAAUGCUGCCGGUAUCGGAAAGAUGAGCAAGAUAUCUGAAGAGGUGCUGGCUAUUGACGCAUGUGAGCCUCCUGCAAAUGUCCAUGUCACUGAAGUCACAAAGAACUCAGUCAGCCUGUCCUGGCAGAGGCCACCGUAUGAUGGCGGCAGUAAGAUCACCGGCUACAGUCUGGAGAGAAGGGAAGCAGCCAUUGGCAGAUGGGUGAAGGCUAACUUCACAAAUAUCCUUGAGAUGGACUUCACAGUGUCUGGCCUGAACCACAAUGAGUCUUAUGAGUUCAGGGUGUAUGCAAAAAAUUCUCUUGGCUCUGUCAGCAACCCUUCUCUUAUUGCCGGCCCAGUCACUUGUAUCGAUGCGUGUGGUGCUCCAGCCCUCGACGUCCCUCCAGAGUAUUUGGAUGUGGUUCAAUACAAAGCCGGAACUUCAGUUAAAAUCAGAGUCGGAAUCAUCGCCAAACCUCAGCCAAGCAUCGAGUGGCUGAAGAAUGGGAAGGAGCUUGUGGCUUCUGCUUCCUUGUGUGUGGAAAGCACAACCGACUCAUCGGCCAUCGUGAUCAAGGAUGCGACCCGCCAACACACUGGCUCGUAUGAGAUCAAGAUCAAGAAUAUCUUGGGCUCAGCAACUGCCACGAUCGCGGUUGAAAUCCUUGACAAACCUGGAUCCCCAGCUGGCAGCAUUAAUUUUACCCUCAUUACAGCAGACAGAAUCACCUUCCGCUGGGAACCUGUAUGUGAGGCUGACCAUGGAGGUUCCAAGGUGACACACUACAUUGUCGAGAGGCGUGAAACCAGCAGAGUGGUCUGGUCCACAAUCUCAGAGAGGCAUGAGCAGACGUACAUCUCUGUCGGCAAACUGGUGCGAGGAAAUGAAUAUGUGUUCCGCGUCAUGGCUGUUAACAAGUAUGGCAUUGGCGUACCACUGGAGUCCGAGGCUGUUGUUGCAAAGAAUGCUUUUGUAACUCCGGGGCAGCCACAUACUCCUGAGGUGAACGUCAUCACCAAGACUACUAUGGUGGUAGAAUGGGAACGUCCAGGUGUGGACGGGGGUAGCACAGUUACUGGCUACUACCUGGAGAGACGUGACAAGAAGAGUUUGCGUUGGAUCAGAGUUUACAAGGAUCCUAUUCCUGACAACAAACAGACUGUCUACCACCUAACUGAAGGAAAUUAUUACCAGUAUCGUGUCUGUGCCAUUAACAAGGCUGGAGAAGGACCCUUCUCAGAUGUAUCUGACUUCUAUAAGGCUUCAGAUCCAAUUGAUCCACCAGAUGAGCCUUGCAAGCUGAAGGUGAUGGAUUCCACCAAGACCUCUAUCACACUGGGAUGGUCUAAGCCAGAGUGGGAUGGAGGCAGUGAGGUGACCAGCUACAUGGUGGAGAAACUUAAUGAGGGAGAGGAACAUUGGGCAAUGGUUACUUCAAAGGGAGAGGUCAAGAUGACCGAAUACACUGUACAUGACUUAAACCCAGAUGUUAACUACUUCUUCCGAGUUUCUGCUGUCAACUGCGCAGGCCGUGGGGAAGCCCUGCAGAUGACUGAGCCUGUACAGGCUAAAGAUAUCCUGGAGGAAGCCCAGAUUGACUCGGAUGUGGCUACAAGAACUCACUACAUAGUGAAGGCUGGCAAGGACGUGGAGCUCUCUGUUCCUCUGAAGGGCCGACCAUCUCCCUCUGCUUCCUGGAGCAAAGGAGAUGUAUGCAUUGACAACAACCCCUCUUAUGAAUUCCACCACUCAGCUGCAACCACAGUGCUCGUUAUGCGUGAAGUAACCAAGCUCCACACUGGAAAAUAUACAGUCAAGAUUGAGAACGGUGUGGGAGAGCCCAAGACAUUAACCUUGUCUGUGAAGGUCCAGGACUCUCCAGCUCAGUGCAGGAACCUGACACUGAAAGAAGUAACCAGUGGAAAAGUAACUCUUUGCUGGGAGACCCCGCUCCUCGAUGGCGGUGCUGAAAUCACCAACUACAUUGUUGAGAAGAGGGACUCUUCAAAGAGAUCGUACUCUACAGUAACAAGCAAAUGCACUGACACAAUCUACAGAAUUGAAGAUCUCUCUGAAAAGACAUUGUACUUCUUCCGUGUUCUCGCAGAGAAUGAGAACGGUGUUGGUGAACCAUGCGAAACUCUCGAACCAGUGAAGGCUACACAGACCCCUGGAACAGUCAAAGACAUUUCGAUGAAGGAUUCCUCCAGGACCUCUGUCACUCUGCAGUGGCUAAAGCCUGAUUAUGAUGGCGGGAGCAUCAUCUCCGACUACAUCAUUGAAAAGAAAGCCUCAGAUGAGGAAUGGACACUGGGAGGAAUGAGCCGAUACUGUGAGUUUGAGGUAGAAAAACUAAAGGAGCACUCUGACAUGUUCUUCAGAGUUGCUGCUCGAAAUGAGAAGGGUCAGGGUGAUUUUGUGAAGAUAGGGCCAAUCAAAGUAAUCGACUACGUUAUUACACCUGAAGCAAGCCUUGCAGACUACCCAGAUGGAAGAAUCUGUGUUCGCUUAGGUCACAAUGUCCACAUUGAGCUGCCAUACAGAGGUAAACCUAAACCAUCGGUCUUGUGGCUGAAGGAUAACCUUCCCCUGAAGGAAAGCGAUCAAAUACGCUUCAAGAAGACAGACAACAAAGCCACACUAAUGAUAAAGAAUGUGAAGAAAGAGAAUGAUGGUAAAUUCACACUCACUCUUGACAACAAAAUCAACAGAAAGUCCUUCCAUAUCCACGUCAUUACCCUCGGACCCCCAUCAAAGCCCCUUGGACCCAUCCACCUUGAUGAAGUAAGAGCAGAAAGCAUCAUGAUCUCCUGGGAUGAGCCCAACGAUGACGGUGGUGGAGAAAUCAACUGCUACACUGUAGAGAAGCGCGACACCUCUCAGCCUGACUGGAAGAUGGCUUGUUCCAGUGUGGAGGGAAGUCAGUUCAAAGUGCCUAACCUGAUCAAGGGUGUCCAAUAUCAGUUCCGGGUGUGUGCUGAGAACAGGUACGGUGUCAGUGAACCCCUGGUCUCACAGAUGGUAAUUGCCAAGCACCAGUUCAGGCCCCCAGGUCCACCAGGCAAGCCUGUUGUGUAUAACAUCACCAACGAUGGCAUGACUAUCCAGUGGGAGAAGCCUAUCUAUGACGGAGGUACCCCCAUCCAGGGAUUCCAUGUGGAGAAGAGGGAAAAGAACAGCAUCAUGUGGCAGAAGGUGAACAUGGCGCUCAUCAAAGAAACCGAUUACAGGAUCCUGGGUCUCAUUGAAGGCCUUGAGUACGCGUUCAGAGUGUAUGCACAGAAUGAUGCUGGCUGUAGCCGAAUGAGUGAUGAGAGCAAGCCCACCAUGGCUGUCAGUCCUGUUGAUCCUCCUGGCCAGCCUGACUACACUGACGUGACGAGUGACUCAAUCACGCUAAAAUGGGACGCACCCAAACGUGAUGGAGGUAGCAAGAUUACUGGCUACAACAUUGAGAAACGACAGGGACAAGGUCGUUGGUUCAAGGCCAACUUGACUGAUGUUCAUGACUGCCAGUACACUGUGACUGGUUUGACAAUGAAUGAGCGUUAUGAGUUCAGGGUGAUCGCCAGAAAUGCCAUUGGUGUCAUCAGCCCUCCGUCCAACUCAUCUGGUUUGAUUGUGGUCAGAAGCGAGAAUGCUGCUCCUCACAUUGAAUUUGGCCCAGAGUAUUUUGAGGGUUUGACUGUCAAAGCGGGUGACAACAUCAAGGUGAAGGUGGCCAUCACUGGACGGCCUGUUCCUAAGGUGGUCUGGUACAGAGACAGUGUGGAAAUCACCAAAAAGAUGCUGGAUAUUAUCACUGUUGCUGGAUACAGCACUCUUUUCAUCAGAGAUGCUGACCGUACUCACCGUGGUCUCUACACCGUUGAAGCGACCAAUGGAUCUGGCAUCAAAAAGGAGGAUCUCCUGGUUCAAGUCCAAGACACACCUGGAGAACCAGUAGGAGCCAUCACGUUUAGUAACAUCUCAGAAGGCAGAUGUACUCUGUCCUGGAAUCCGCCAGAGAAUGAUGGCUGCUCAGAAAUUUCACAUUAUAUAAUUGAGAAACGUGAAACAUCCAAGAUCUCUUGGGCGUUAGUGUCUGAAAACUGUCGUGAGUGCACUUUCAGUGCAACCAAACUCAUUAAGAUCAAUGAGUACCAGUUCAGGGUCUCGGCUGUCAACAAGUUUGGUGUUGGGAGACCGUUGGAAUCCUGCCCUAUUAUUGCGCAGCUGCAAUACAGUACCCCUGAUUCUCCAGGCACUCCAGAUGCCACUGAGAUCACAGGGGAAAACAUAACUUUGGCCUGGACUCCUCCAACAUCUGAUGGUGGAAACCCCAUUCAUUACUAUAUUCUGGAAAAACGAGAGAAGAAGACUGUCCGGUUCUACAAGGUGCUUUCAAAGAAACCCAUCACUGAAUGUGCUCACAAGGUUCUUAAUCUCACAGAGGAUAUGGAAUAUGAAUUCCGGGUCAUGGCUGUGAAUGAUGCUGGUAUUGGAGCUCCGAGCAAUAUCUCCCUACCCAUAAAAGCUGUUGAGCCUAAGGAUAUCCCCUGUGCCCCAUCUGUGGUCUGUGUGUCAGACUCAACUAAUACCUCUAUUAGUCUGGAAUGGACCAAGCCUGCAGAUGAUGGGGGUUCUGAUAUUCUGGGCUACAUCGUCGAGAUGGUUAAGAGCGAUGAACCUGACUGGAAUAGAGUAAAUAAAGAGCUAGUGGCAGAAACUGAGUAUACAGUGACUGGUCUACAUACUGGGGUUGAAUACAAGUUCCGUGUUGCAGCCGUAAAUCAAGUCGGAAGAGGCGAAGACAUGCCAACUCUAGAACCGGCUCAGGCCAUUGACAGACUCACACCACCACAGGUGGAUAUCGAUGCCACCUUCAAGCAAAUGCAUAUUGUCAAAGCUGGAGGUUCAGUGAAACUAAGUGUCCAAUUCAGGGGGAAGCCCGUCCCCGUUGCCACUUGGCUGAAAGAAGAAGGAGAACUAAGUGUGAUGUCAGAGGUCACAACUGGAGAGGGCAGCAGUACUCUACUUAUUGAAAAUUGCUCUCGAAAUGAUUCGGGCAAAUACACUGUUAACCUACAGAACAGCAGUGGUAGCAAGGCCAUUACUUUCACUGUGAAAGUCAUGGACACUCCUGGAGCUCCUCAGGCUUUAGCCUUCCAAGAGGUGUCCAGAGGCUCAGUCACACUUGCAUGGGAGCCGCCGCUUAAUGAUGGUGGCGCACGAAUCCACCACUAUAUUAUCGAGAGACGAGAGGCAACCCGUCGCACCUGGCAGCAGUCUGGGGGCAAAUGCACUCAGAAUAUAAUGAAGAUCCAGGACCUCCUUGAGGGAGUGCCAUACUUCUUCAGGGUCUCUGCAGAGAACCAGUAUGGUGUCGGUGAGGUGUUUGAGAUAACGGAGCCUGUUAUUGCUACUGCCGAGCCAGCACCGCCAAAGAGAAUGGACAUUGUAGACACAACAGACAGCUCGGUUUCAUUGAGCUGGCUGAAGCCAGAGCAUGAUGGUGGAAGCCGUAUCCAGUGUUAUGUCAUUGAGGCUAGGCCCAAAGGUACAGAUAAAUGGGUCGUGGUUGGCAAUACCAAGAACCUCUCCUACGUGGUCGAAAAACUCAACAAGGGAGAUGAGUAUCACUUCCGUGUGAAAGCCAAGAACGAAUCCGGCCUCAGCAGACCCAGGGAAAUUCCGGCCCCCGUGUUGGUCAAAGAGCCUCAUAUUGAACCGGCAGCUGAUCUCAGUGAGAUCACAAACCAGCUGAUCACAUGCAGAUCUGGCAGCAUCUUCACAAUUGAUGUCCCCAUUAGUGGGAGACCUGCUCCCAAGGUAGCCUGGAGGCUGGAGGAGAUGAGGCUGAAAAACACUGAACGAGUUUCCAUUAAAGUAACUAAAGACAGAGCAAGCAUAUCAGUCAAGGAUGCCAUGAGGGGUGAUGGUGGGAAAUACUACCUGACCCUGGAGAAUGUCGCCGGAACCAAGACAUUCACUAUCAACAUAAAUGUUACAGGUAGACCCAAUCCUCCAAAGGGGCCUGUUGAAAUCUCCAAUAUCACCUCAGAAUCUUGUGUUGUUAACUGGGAUGUGCCAGAGGACGAUGGCGGCACUAACAUUACCAACUACAUUGUGGAGAAGCGUGAAUCUGGUUCCAGUGCAUGGCAGCUGAUCAACUCCAGUGUGAAACACACAUCUCUUCAUGUGAGUCAUCUGACCAAGUACAUGCAGUACACCUUCAGGGUCUCUGCCGAGAACAGAUUUGGUGUGAGCAAGCCGACUGAGUCCGAGACCAUCGUUGCCGAGCAUUCUUACACACCUCCUGGACCCCCAACAAGGCCAUCUGUCUUUAAUAUCUCUGCCAACACAAUGACCUUGAAGUGGGAGGAGCCUUAUCAUGAUGGGGGCAGCAAGGUGACAGGUUACUGGAUUGAGAAGAAGGAGAGAAAUAAUAUUCUCUGGGUAAGAGAGAACAAGAUCCCAUCCUUUGAGUGCUUUUACAAGGUGGACGACCUGGUUGAAGGUCUGGAGUAUCAGUUCCGAGUUUAUGCCAUGAACAGUGCUGGUCUGAGCAAGGCCAGUGAAGCCUCCAAAGGAGCAGUCGCCCAAAACCCUGUUGAUCCACCAAGUAAGCCAGAAGUGACGAACGUAACCAGGACCACAGUGUCGCUCAAAUGGUUGACUCCACUUAAUGACGGUGGCAGUCCAAUUGUGGGAUACAUAAUUGAACGCAAACCAUACACUUUGAGUGGCGAGGGCCGCUGGCUGAAAUGUAACUACACGAAUGUUAUGGACACUUUCUACACUGUUACCACCCUGGGAGAAGGAGAACCCUACGAGUUCAGAGUCAUUGCCAAGAAUGCAAACCAGGUCUUCAGCACCCCAUCAGAGUCCACCGGCUCUGUGCAGUGCAAAACUGACUUUGAACCUCCAAAGGCUCAACUGGACAGCAAACUCUUAUCUGAAGUUGUUAUGGUGAGAGCUGGGUCAGAUCUAGUUCUGGACGCUGCAGUGGGUGGCAGGCCUGACCCUAAAGCUUCCUGGUCCAAGGGCAACAGGGAACUGGAGUUAUGUGAGAAGUACCACCUGCAAUAUACUUCCAACCGGGCAAUGGCCAUCAUCAAGUUCUGUGACAGAGAUGAUACUGGAAAGUAUAUUCUCACUGUUCGGAAUGUGAGUGGAACCAAGACUGCUGAGGUCAAUGUCAAAGUACUUGACACCCCAGGAGUGUGUGAAGGCAGCAUCAAGAUCAGCAGGAUAACUGAGGAAUCGUGCACUCUGACCUGGAACCCUCCUUUAGAGGAUGGUGGUGAUGAGGUAUCUCACUACCUUGUGGAGAGAAGAGACACCAACAGACUUAACUGGGUUUUCAUGCACGCCGAGUGCAAAGAGCUGACCUGCAACAUCACCGGUCUGUUGAAGAAUACAGAAUACUUGUUCAGAGUUCGGGGAAUCAACAAGUAUGGCACUGGAAUACCCCUUCUCUCAGAGCCCAUGGUUGCCAGAAAUACUUUCACUGUGCCAACUCCACCGGGUGCACCUGAGAUCCUGGUGUCUGGAAAGGACUUUGUAACCAUUGAGUGGCUGAAACCCGAGAGUGAUGGCGGAGGUCCGUUGAUCCACUAUCUGGUUGAGAGGCGGGAGAAGAAGAGUGCCCGCUGGGUGAAGGUGAACAGGAGCGGAGAACACCUCGACACGACACUGAAGGUGUCUGGUUUGGCUGAAGGCAACAUAUACCAGUUCAGGGUGACGGCCAUCAACAAGGCUGGGGAGAGUGAACCCAGUGAAGUUUCUCUGUAUGUUGUCUGCAGAGUACCAACAUGCACCCCCUCACCUCCCUCUGUACCUCGUAUCACUGACACCCACGCUGACAGCAUUAACUUAGCUUGGUCCCGCCCUGUGGAGGAUGGAGGAGCUGAUGUGCUGGGCUACUUACUGGAAAUGCAGGAAGCUGGAACAGAGGAAUGGAUAAAGGCCCAUGAGAAGACAUUGCGUACUUCAGAACACAUGGUGACUGGACUUUACUCAGGCAAAAAGUAUCGCUUCAGAGUGGCUGGCAUCAACAUCAAUGGUACCGGAGACUUCAGUGAGCACUGUGCUGAGACGGAGCCAGUGGAGAGAAUUGAAACUCCUGACUUUGAGCUAGACGAUGACCUGAAGAAGACCAUCUGCCUGCGUGCCGGCGGUUGUCUGCGCCUCUUUGUAAAUAUUACUGGCCGUCCUGCUCCGACAAUUGCUUGGAGCAAGCCAGGUGUUGACCUCAACAACCGAGGCUUCAUAGAGGUAACCCAUAAGUCAACCACACUCAUCAUUGAUAAGGUCCACCGAUAUGAUGCUGGAAAAUACACGCUUGUGGCUGAGAACUCUGCUGGGAAACAGGAAGUCUCUCUUCUGGUCAAAGUCUAUGACACACCGGGACCAACAGGGCCAAUCAAGAUCAAGGAACUGACCAAAGAAUAUGCCACCAUCUCAUGGGAUGUCCCAACUGUGGACGGUGGCGCUCCUGUCAAUAAUUAUAUUGUUGAGAGGCGUGAGGCCUCCAUGAGAGCCUACAAAACUGUUACUUCCAAGUGCAGCAAGACAUGGUUCAAGAUUGAUGGACUGAUGGAGGGCAUGCUGUACUACUUCCGAGUCCUACCUGAAAACAUUUAUGGUGUCGGCGAGCCUUGCGAGACACCGGACGUCAUCCUGGUUUGCGAGGUGCCUCACCCACCGUGCAAACUGGAGGUGAUUGACGUCACCAAAAGCACCGUUUCGUUGGGCUGGGAGAAGCCUGAGCAUGAUGGAGGCAGCAGGCUGAUCGGUUACGUCGUUGAGGCUUGCAAGUUCGGUACUGAGAAAUGGAUGAAGGUGGCCUCGCUCAAGCUAACCGACUUUGAGCACACUAUUGAGAAGCUGAAUGAGAAGGAACAGUACUUGUUCAGAAUUAAAGCCAUCAACAGUCGAGGUGCCAGCGAAGCAAAGGAGCUUGUUACACCUGUGACUGUACAAGAACAAAGAGUGAUGCCUGCAGUGGAUUUCACCAAUCUACCCCAGAAAGCUGUUAAUGUUCUGGCUGGUAAGACCCUGGAGCUUGACCUGCCAAUCAUCGGCAGGCCUCCCCCGUCCUGCUUUUGGUUCUUUGGUGACAAUAGGAUAAAAAUCACAGACCGUGUCAAGAUCCAGAGCACUGGCAAGUUUUCCAAACUAACCAUGUCUGACACAACUAUUGACGACACUGGCAACUACACCCUGGAGGUGAAGAACACUGUUGGUGUUACCACCGAGGUCAUCAAAGUUGUCAUUCUCUCCAAACCUGACGAACCAAAAGGACCAAUCAGAUUUGAUGAGAUUGAUGCCACCACUGUCACCUGUAGCUGGGAUCCUCCAGCAAGAGACGGCGGAGCGCCCGUCAGUGGCUACGUGGUGGAGCAACGAGAUGCCCACAGACCAGGAUGGGUGCCGGUUUGUGACUCGGUCAGCCGACCCACUUUCAAAUUUGAGAACCUGAUUGAGGGAGAUGAGUAUGUCUUCCGUGCUGCUGCUGUGAAUCGCUACGGCACUGGAGAACUUUUGCAGUCAGAGAUUGUCACAUGCAGGAGCUUGAAAAAUGUGUCUGGAUCCCCUGGCCGACCGACCAUUCUUGAUGUGUCACGUGACGGCAUGACUGUAGCCUGGAACCCACCAGAAGAAGAUGGUGGGUUGGAGGUGUCUGGUUACAUCAUUGAGCGCAAAGAAGUCAGGUCUGACAGAUGGGUGCGUGCCAACAAGAAUCCCAUCACCAUGACUAGAUACCGCUCAACAGAGCUAAUUGAAGGGCUGGAGUACGAGCACAGAAUCAUCGCUAUCAAUGCCCGUGGAAUAAGCAAACCAAGUCUGCCUUCUAAACCAGCUGUGGCCUCAGAUCCCAUUGAUCCCCCUGGUUGUCCACAGAACCCUCGGAUCACGGAAACUACCAAGUCAUCUGUAUCACUGGCUUGGAGUCCGCCCGAUGAUGAGGGAGAUGCGAGAGUGGAUGGGUACCUAAUUGAGAUGCAAAAGGUGGGCACCAUGGCUUGGCUCAAAUGCAACACCACGCCCUCUCUGAUCUGCGAAUACACACUGACCAACAUGCCACAAGGAGAGGAGUUCAAAUUCCGAAUACUGGCCUGCAAUGUGGGCGGUUCUGGCGAGCCGGCCGAAGUUCCUGGAACUGUCACCAUCACAGAAAUGUUUGAACCUCCUGAUUAUGAACUUGAGCUGAAAUACAAAGACGUCUACGUGGUCCGUCACGGUGGAGUGGUCCGGCUCUCUCUCCCCAUCAAGGGUAAACCUCACCCUACUUGCUCAUGGUUCAAGGACAGCGGGGCAGUGUCAACCAAGGCCAUGGUCGCUCACACUGAAGACACCAGUGAACUGGUGAUCAAAGGAGCCGAGAGGAGUGACUCUGGUGUGUAUGAGCUCCUUCUGGAAAAUAAAGUUGGCAAGAAGAAGGUCCAAAUCAAGGUCAAUGUCAUCGGCCGUCCAAGUGCUCCAGAAGGACCAUUAACGUUUGAAGAAAUCCAGGCCAACUCUGUUAAGGUAUCCUGGAAGGUGCCCACCGAUAACGGCGGUACAGAGCUCCUCGGUUAUAUCGUUGAAAGAAGAGAGGUUACCAGAAAUGCGUGGUACACGGUGGACAGCAGGGUGACUGAUAAUCAGUUGGUCGUCAGGGGCCUAAACGAAGGAACAGAAUAUCACUUUAAGGUAACUGCUGAGAACUCCUUUGGUAUAGGUCCAUCUCUGAAGUCAGAGCAGCCGCUGUUGGCCAAGACUCCGCUUUGUCCACCAGAGCCUUCCAGCACACCACUGGAGAUCAUGGAUGUCACCAAAACCUCUGUGGCACUGGCCUGGUCCAGACCAAAGGAUGAUGGGGGUUCUUCCAUCACAGGUUAUUUCAUUGAGUACAAGGAGGUGUCCACAGAGCAAUGGUCUCGUCACCCCACCAGGAUUGUCUCCACCAUGUUUACUCAGUCUGGACUCACAGCAGAUGCGAACUAUCACUUCCGCAUUGUUGCCGUCAAUGACAUUGGCGAGAGUGAGGCUGGACCUGUGUCUGAUCCGGUCACAUGCAAAGAUCCAUUCGAUAAGCCAAGCCAGCCAGGUGAAAUUGAUACAACAAAAGUGACUAACAACUUGAUCACCAUUUGCUGGCAAGCUCCAGAGUGCGAUGGUGGUAAAGAAGUCCUGGGUUAUUGGGUGGAAUACAGGAAGUCCACUGAAAGUAGCUGGAAGAAAUGCAACAAACAGAGGCUGAAAGAACAGGAGUUCACCAUGGGUGGUCUGGCUGAAGCUACUGAGUAUGAGUUCAGAGUAUUUGCUGAGAAUGAGACCGGAAUAAGCAGACCUCGUCGGACUGCCACUUGCAUCAAGACGAAACUGAGUGUUGAAACGAAACCAAGUCUGAGAAAGGAAAUGGAUGAAGUAACAGAAAAGCUGGGACAGCCUGCUGUAAUGAAGUGCCAGAUAAUUGGCAGACCUGUUCCUGAGAUCAGGUGGUACCACGCGGGGAAGGAGAUUGUGGAGUCCCGCAAAUACGAGAUGAGCUCUGAUGGCCGUAACCACUCCGUUUCUAUCAUGACUGACCAACAAGAGGAUGAGGGAGCGUACACCUGUAAGGCUACCAAUGAUGCCGGAGAAGCAGAAACGACAGGAAUUCUCGUACUGGAAGCUGCGCCAUCCUUCCACUCUGACUACCCAUUGAAGAGCACCUACUAUGCUGGUCUGGGAACAACCCUGCGCAUCCAUGCUAUGUACAUUGGGCGUCCUGUGCCAAAGAUUAUGUGGCUCCAAGAAGCAAAGACACUGGAGAACUCAGAGGACAUCAAUAUUGAGACCACAGAGUAUUAUACGCACCUCGUUAUCAAGAAUGUGCAGCGCAGAAUCCAUGGAGGAAAAUACAGGAUCCGACUGCACAACCACUUUGGCAGGGUUGACACCGUAUUCAGUGUUGAAAUCUAUGACAAACCUGACAUGCCUCAGGGUCCCAUCGUUAUGGAGGCCCUCCUUAAGAACUCUGUCAUCAUCAGCUGGAAGCCUCCCAAGGACGACGGAGGCUGCAUGAUUACCAACUACAUUGUGGAGAAGCGGGAGGACAAGGAAGGAAGCGAGUGGGAAUUGGUGUCAUCGUCCAUUAAUGGCACAUCUUGCCGUGUGCCCAACCUUACCGACAGCGCUGGAUACUUCUUCCGUGUAUAUGCCCAGAAUCGCUACGGCAACAGCGAGCCACUUGAACUCAUCUCACCUAUCCUCAUUAAGAGCCAAUUGGAGAAACCGUCACCGCCUCAGGCAAUAGUUGUUUCUGGAAUCACCAAGGACUCCUGUGUAGUUUCCUGGAAGCCUCCACUCAGUGACGGCGGCUCCAAAAUUAAGAGCUACUGCCUUGAGAAGAAACAAAAGGAUAAGAAGGAAUGGGGCGAAUGGACACCUGUGAUGACAGAUGAGAUCAAACAGACAGUCUUCUCUGUCAAACAUUUGUCAGAGGGCAUUGAAUAUGUAUUCCGGGUGAAGUGUGAGAACCUUGGAGGACAAAGUGACUACAGUGGGGAAAGCUCUUGCAUUGUUCCCACCACAGCUGUUGACGUUCGAGCUCCUGCCUUUAAGGAGGAGCUGAGGAACAUAAGUGUCAAAUACAAGAGCAAUGCUACACUUGUCUGUAAGAUCACAGGUCAGCCCAAACCAGUGAUCAAAUGGUUCAGACGAGGAAAGGAGAUCCAUUCGGAUGAAAAGAAGAUCAAGAUUCAAGAAUUCAAGGGAGGUUACCACCAACUGGUCGUCACUGAGGCUGAUGAGGAAGACUCUACUGUGUACCAGAUCAGGGCCACCAACCAAGGAGGUUCCAUCUGUGCCACCAUCUCUCUGGAUGUUGAAAUUCCUGCAAAGAUCCACCUACCCAAGAACCUGAAGGACAAAGAAGCAAUUCCUGCCCUGCGUGGAGAAAUGGUCAAUAUUAAGAUACCUUUUGGUGGCAAACCAGAUCCUGUCAUCACAUGGCAGAAGGGACAAGAUCUUAUCGACAGCAAUGGCCACUACCAGGUCAUUGUCACACGAUCAUUCACUUCUUUGGUGUUCCCCAACGGCGUGGAGAAGAAGGAUGCUGGAUUUUACAUUGUCUGUGCUAAAAACAGAUUUGGAAUUGAUCAGCAGACAGUUGAGCUGGAUGUGGCCGAUGUGCCUGAUCCUCCGCGGGGUAUUAAAGCCAGCGAUGUCUCUCGAGACUCUGCCACACUUAACUGGGUUGCCCCAGCAAAUGAUGGUGGCAGCAAGGUUAUCAGUUACAUUAUUGAAAAGUGCCCCACCACAGCUGAGAGGUGGGAGCGAGUUGCUCAAUCUCGUGACAACCGCUACACUGUUAUCAAUCUUUUUGGAGGAACCAGCUAUCAGUUUAGAGUCAUUGCUGAGAACAAGUUUGGGCAGAGUGCCCCGUCUGAGACCAGCGGACCUGUCAUGACAAAGGAGGACAAAUCCAGAGUUCUUCUCUAUGACAGGGAGGUUGACGACAUGGGAAGUGUUCCCAAAAGCAAAGCCCAACACUCUGAUGCAAAGAAUCUGCAUAACAAAUUUGCUAUUGCAGAGGAACUGGGAAGAGGUCAGUUUGGUAUUGUCCACCGCUGUGUGAACAUCAGCUCUGAGAAGACCUAUAUGGCCAAAUUUGUCAAAGUCAGAGGUGCUGAUCAGACAAUCGUCAAGAAGGAAAUUGCCACACUGAACCUGGCUAAGCACACAAACUUCCUGCUUCUUCACGAGUCAUUCGAUAGUCCAGAGGAGCUGGUAAUGAUCUAUGACUUCAUCUCAGGCGUCGACAUCUUUGAACGUCUCAGCACAGCAGAUUUUGAGCUCAAUGAGCGAGAAAUUGUCAAUUAUAUUUGGCAGAUCUGCUCAGCUCUUGAGUUCCUGCACAGUCAUAGCUAUGGACAUUUUGAUAUCAGACCUGAGAAUAUUGUGUACACAACAAGAACCAGCUCAAACGUAAAAAUCAUUGAGUUGGGCCAGUCUAGACACCUGACGCCUGGAGAUCAAAUCAAGAUCCAGUACACCACUGCUGAGUACGCUGCCCCUGAGAUCCACCAGUGUGAUGUGGUUAGCACUGUGACUGACAUGUGGUCAGUUGGCGUGCUAUCUUAUGUGCUCCUCUGUGGACUAAAUCCAUUCACAGCUGAAACCAACCAGCAGAUGAUCGACAACGUUUCAAACGCAGCCUACAGCUAUGAUGACGAGUCCUUCAAGCAGGUCAGUGUUGAAGCAUUGGAUUUCACAGACCGCUUAAUGACAAAGGAACGUAAACAUCGUAUGACUGCUGCUGAGGCGCUGGUACAUCCAUGGCUGUCCACGCCGGCAGAAAAUCUGAGCACCAGAACCAUCCAGAGCAGCAGACACAAGCGAUACUACCAGACAAUGGUGAAGAAGGAAUGGAGCACUGUGGUGUCUGCAGCUCGCGUGGCCAGUGGUGGCUCAAUUCGGUCCCAGCGUGGCGUGUUAAUGGCCAAGGUGAAGAUUGCUCCAUUUGAACAUGGACCGGUAGCAGGCCAGAUCGGACACUCGGUGUCAGGCGAGGGUGACAGUGUGAAGUUGAUCUGCAAUAUUGACAACUAUGACAGUACCACUGAAGUCACUUGGUAUUGUGGCGUCAGACAACUGGAAGCAAGUGACAAGUACAAAAUCCAAUAUGAGGAUGGCCUGGCUGUGAUCGCAAUCACCAAUGUGACAAGAGUUGAUGAUGGCACGUAUAGAUGCAAAGUUGUCAAUGAGUAUGGUGAGGACAGUGCCUACGCAGAGUUGUUCGUCAAAGGUGUCAGGUCAUACCGUGACUUCUUCACUACCCGUGUGGUCAAGAGAACAAAGCGUCGAAUUGACACUGCCAGAAUGCUUCAGAAGCCCCCAGAGUUCACCUUUCCUCUGGUUAACCAUACUGCAUACAUUGGAGAAGAUGUGCGUUUCAGUGUCACCAUCACAGUUCACCCCGAUCCCCGUGUCACAUGGCACAAAUCUGGACAAAAGCUGAUCCCUGGGGAGGACGACAAAAAGUAUACCUUCAUCAUUGACAAAGGCCUGUAUCAGCUUAUUAUCCACAGCGUUGAUGAUGACGAUGUUGCCGAAUACAGCGUUGUAGCUCGCAACAGGUACGGCGACGACAACUGUAAGGCCCGUCUUACUGUGAUUCCUCGACCAAAACCAGCAGAUCUCACCUUAAGGCCCAUGUUCAAACGUCUUCUUGCCAACGUUGAGUGCAGGGAGGGCCAGAACGUUCGCUUUGAGAUCCGAGUUUCAGGCCACCCCACACUGAAGUGGGAAAAGGAUGGCACACCCAUAGCCUUUGGACCAUCGAUUGAACUUGUCCACGAAGGCUUGGAUUAUUUCAUUUUUCACGUGAGAGACACAUUACCUGAAGACUCUGGCGUAUACAGAGUAACUGCAACCAAUUCUGCUGGAUCUGCCAGUUGCCAAGCAACACUAAAAGUGGAACGUGUUUCUCAUGUAAAGAGAGAUUAUGAAGCCAGCCAAAAGGAGCAGAAAAGUGUGUCUCAAAAGGAGCAAUUAGACAAAAAGGUGAGGUUGCAUCAGAUUUUGUCUGACACCGUUGUCAUACCAUUACCACCUGCAGCAGUACAGGCUGUCAGGGAAGCAUCGACCAUGUUUAAACCUGCUGUGACGACUAAAAAGAGCGAAAAGACUGAGGCUGAAAUGCAGAAAGAAAAAGAGGAGAGAAAAAAACGGGCCGAUGAGAAGAGACUGCGUAUGCCAUACGACGUGCCCACACCACGUGUCAUGAACCCAGCAGUGCUCGAAGAGGAUGUCGAAAUCAAACACUUCAAGCCACUCUCGGACAUGAAGUGGUACAAGAAGCUCAGGGAUCAGUAUGAAUUCCCAGAGCCCAUGGAGAAAAUCAAACAGAAGAGGAUGAAACGUAUUCGUCUCUCCAGGUGGGACCAGUUCUAUGAGGUGCCUAUCAGGAUCAAAGACCAGUACAAGCCAAAGUGGCAUAUCCCAUCCAUGACUCAGGAUGAUUUAGAGACAGUGAGGCCGUCAAGGCACCGUGCAGCUUCUCCAGAGAUAGAUGUCUACCACAGGAUUAGGAGAAGGUCACUGGGUGACCUGUCAGAUGAGGAGCUGCUACUGCCUGUUAAUGAGUAUCUGUCCAUGAAGAGAACUGAGGAGGAGAGGCUUCGCCUGGAGGGAGAGCUGGAGCUCGGGUACUCUGCUUCUCCGCCCAGCCUCAGCCCCGUUCGCUUCGCUCUAUCAUCACUGCGCCCUUCAUCACCUGUAAGAGUCUACAGUGAUGAUGAGGAGACAGAAGCCUUGCAAAGAUAUGAUUCGUACCGAAUUCCAUCCAAAUAUGAAGCCGGCCCAAGCUUUGUUGAACUGCGGCAGCGCCAUGACAAAGCCACAUAUAAACCUCCCAGACAGAAGCAAAGAGUGUACGAGGAGAGAGAAGAUCAGGAGUUACUCCGACCUCACAUGACGGCUCAUAGAAUCGCCUCCUACAAGAGUGAACUCAAGCGCAUGGAGUUUGAGGAGAAGACUCGAAAUUUGAAAAAGGAAACAGUCAUCACUGUCACAAAAGCUGUGGAGGAUAUUGAAUCAGAGCAUCUGACAGUUUUGGCUUCUGAAUAUAUUCCUAAACCCAUUAAGAAGCUCCCGACGCCUGAAAUGGAGAGAAAAGUUCCUUCCUCAGAAAAGGUUGUCAAAACAGAGACAGCUUUGCCCAGAGUAGAUUUUCUGUCCAGGUAUGAGGAGAGAAAGCAGACUCUCAGGUCAGAGCGGAGAUCUGUGGAGAGGACAUCGCAGGCUCCUUUCAGCCUCGACCACAUCCCACACAUUAGCAUCCGAUUGCGAUCUCAUCGUGUUCCCUAUCGUUCGAACACAAACUUCACCCUGAAUGUCCAGGCCAAACCUGAGCCCAAGGUCAGGUGGUUUCACAAUGGAAAAGAGAUUAAACCGAGCAGCAAACACCACAUGAGCAACAUUAGUGGACUUCUGACGCUCCAGAUCAACAACUGUGUGACUGAAGAUGCAGGAACAUAUUCUGUGUUCUGCAGGAACGUCAAAGGGGAGACUUCAGACAGUGCCACAUUAGAUGUAGCAGCAGAAUAUGCUGCCCUCUCUUACAUCCACCGCGACGAGUAUCCGCCAUCCUCCCAUCUUCCAGACAUGACCAAAACGGAGGUAUACCACAUCUCGUCAGCAGCAGUCAAGGAAACGACGGCUGGAACGGUGACAAAAACCAUCGCCGUUGUUGAAAAGGAAAAGGCGAAGCCUAUGGUCCGAGCAAAGAUCCUGACCAAACCACAGUCUCUGAGUGUUGAGGAGGGAGCGCUUGUCAGAUUCUCAUGCGAUGUGGAUGGUGACCCAGCACCUUCCAUAUUGUGGCUUCAUGAGGGAGCAGCUCUGGGUUCCUCUAGCCGUCACCACAUUGUCUCUACGCAGUACAGCUCCACUUUGGAGAUUUAUUCUGUUCAUCCGUCUGAUGAAGGAAACUAUGCUUUAAUUGUGGAAAAUGCUGGUGGAAAACAAGAAGCCUAUUUUACUCUGAACAUUCACAAGUCUGAGUCCAAGCAGAGAAUUGUGGUCUCGCCUAGAGUCACCUCUCCUGAAGGCAAGUCCCCCGAACCUGUCAAAACCCCACAAAGAAUCAAGUCUCCCGAACCAAUCAAGAUGCCUCUGAGGGUCAAGUCACCAGUCUCACCGAAGUCCCCCACGGCAAAAUCCCCGCCUCCAUCUGUCAGUCAAAUAAAAUCAGCAAAAAGAGUCAUGUCACCAACUGUGGGAAAGAAGUCACCUUCUUCUGUUGACUUGGAGCAGCUCAAAUGUGGAACGCCACCUCACUUCCUGGUGCAACCCCGAUCCCAAAACGUGGAAGAGGGACAAAAUGUGAACUUCACCUGUGAGAUUGCGGGUGAGCCUUUCCCAGACGUGGAGUGGUUUAAAGACAACUUGACUUUAUCAGGCACAUCCAAUGUGAGAAUGAACUGGACCAACAGUGUGUAUACUCUGGAGAUACGUGAAGCAAUGCUGGCAGACAGCGGCAAAUACACCAUCAAGGCCAAAAACCAGCUUGGCCAGUGCUCCGCCACGUCCUCCCUCAAUGUCAUCAGUGGUAUUGAGGACGCAACACAAACAAUGAUAAGGGUGGAAGAAAAAGCUGAAGCUUUCUCUGCCUCUUCCGUUCACAUGAAGUCAUCGUCUAUGCAGGCCACCACUUUCAGCUCCAUUGAGAGUGUGUCUGAGACUAGCAAUCAAAUAAUGCAAAUGCGUGAUCAAUCACAUGUGGAAGCCUCUUCCUCCUCCUCCUCCUUCUCCUCCUCACAGAGGAGCCUCGUUAGUGGGAUGAAAAUAGGCGCACCACCGAAGAUCACAGCUCUUCCAGAGAACAUCAACGUCGCGGUUGGAAAAUCACUGACGGUGACGGGGGCCUUCUUUGGAGACCCCGCCCCAUCCGUGCAGUGGCUGCACUCAGACCAGACGCUUCCCGACGGGGACAAGCGUUACUACGUAGACAACGCAGCUAACGUUUCCACGCUGGUGAUUGCCAUGGUAAAGGAGAACGACGGUGGAGUGUACACACUACGACUUUCCAACGAACUCGGCUCUGCCUCUGCGACUGUCAACGUUCACAUCCAGUCAAUGUAAAAAAUAAAAAUAGAAAAAAAAAAGAAUUUAAAAGAAAAUUGUUAAAACUUGGAGGUAUAUGCCCCCGAACCACCCGCCCUCAAUUUCAAUAAUCUUUUGUUUAGUGAAUCAGCAACAAGAAUUGAUAGAUUUAUUUUCUUGUACAUAGGAACUAUUUUUUUUUGUACCAAACUUGACAUUAAUUGAUUGCCACAGUCAAGUCUCCAAUUGUUAGAAAAUUUGAUUACACUUUUGCAGUCACAUGUACAUAAUGUAUAUAGCCGGAUUUGACGGUUAUGGGGAAUGUAUGUAUUGUUAUUUCUGACAAUAAUAUGAAGUGAAAGAAGGAAACCAAAAUGCGGUUGAACAGGAGAAAGUCCCGUGUGGAACGAAUACCCUGCUAAACGCAGAAACUAAAACUGUGUGCCUCAACGCUACGUUGACGUUUUAAGAUUGCCUCGGCAGGUAGAGAGUCUCCCUGCUGAAGUUUACUCAACACCAAAAACAAACCUUGUUGUUUUGGAUACGUGUCGCUAUGAUGAUUUCCUGCAAACGUAAGACCCUGAGUGCUGCUUGCAUCACCCUCACGUAAGCAGCACGAUGGACUUGCGUUCUGACCGACUGCAUUGUACCACCAAUUUAUUUGAUGACCAGCUGAGAGUGUGAGUGGCCUGCACUCUCAUCUUUGACGUAGGAGCGCCGCUUCUGGCAUAGGACGGUCCCUUGGACUUUCCAUAUAUGAACAUCUCCUGGCCAGAAAAGAACGUCCCGGCAGAGUCUGCUGUGCAGAAGCAGCGCCAUCUCCUGGAGGAUUGCUCAUGAGCGUGUUUGUGUGUACUGUAACCUAUAGUCAGUGUUAACUUCUUAGCCACAGUGAGUCCAUCUGCUGUGGUAAAAUUGUUUUCUUUCAUUCAUCCUCCUUGAGUGUUUUAUUCUUUUUGUUUUAAUAAAGCAUGAUUUCAGCACCA